CUCACAAUGAAAAUAACUGAGUUAUAAUGUUAUAUGUGUCACUUCUCUACGUUUGGAGUAAAUCUGGAAACAUCUCUCGUCGCUCUCUUCGUUAGGUAAACCAGCUGACAGGUGUGACAACUUGCAUAAAAUGGCUCUGCUGCCCUCCCAUGAUUCCCUGCAGCACCGACCAAUGGCGUGGCUCGUCCUUUGUGAUGUCACAGCGGUAUAAAGCCCCCCGCCGCCCGGCUGCCUGCUCUGAGCAGAGUCAGCGUUCCCGGCCUGGACGCCUCGGCUGGAGGGACUGCUGUCAGAAGGAAAAACAAAACUACACGGCGCUGACGGCCUGUAGUUUUGUUUUUUUCUGUGGGGUUCCUUUGAGGCUCAGCUGUUCUCUUGGAUUUUCUGACUGAAAUUUCUGGAUAAAGAUUUUCUGAUCUUCUGCAGUCAGCCCUCCUUUGGGCAUCCCAGGCAUCCUUGUGCAGACAAGGUGCCAACCAACAUGACAACACAGGCGCCAACGUUCACACAGCCGCUGCAGAGCGUCGUAGCACUUGAGGGUAGUGCUGCGACGUUCGAGGCUCAAGUUAGUGGUUCUCCAGUUCCUGAGGUGAGCUGGUUCCGUGAUGGCCAGGUUCUUUCCGCCGCCGCUCUGCCCGGCGUUCAGAUCUCGUUCAGCGACGGCCGCGCUGUUCUGAGGAUCCCCGCUGUGACCGCCGCACACAGCGGAAGAUUUUCUGUCAGAGCCACCAACGGCGCUGGACAAGCCACAAGCACCGCCGAACUCCUUGUUACAGCGGAGACGGCGCCUCCAAACUUCCUACAGAGACUGCAGAGCUCCACAGUGAGACAGGGCAGCCAGGUGAGGCUGGACGUCCGAGUUACAGGUAUCCCCGAACCUGUGGUCAAGUUCUACAGAGAGGGAGCCGAGAUCCAGAGCUCGGCCGACUUCAGGAUUCUCCAGGACGGAGACCUGUACAGUCUGCUGAUCGCUGAGGCCUUCCCAGAGGAUUCUGGGACGUAUUCUGUGACCGCUACCAACAGCAGUGGACGGGCCACCUCCACCGCAGAACUGCUGGUUCAGGGUGAGGAAGCUGUGCCCACUAAGAAAACCAAGACUAUUGUGUCCACAUCCCAGAUGGCGACUUCCCAGACCAGAGUGCAGAGGAAAAUGGAGGCGAGUUUCCAGGCCUCCACCAUGAUGGAGAUGCACGUAGAAGGAGGAAUGAUGACUCAGCAUUUGGCUCACAAAACCCCCCCGCGGGUUCCCCCAAAGCCGACCUCCAAGUCCCCGCCCUCCUUUGUUUCCAAGAUGUCCGGAGGGCGCCAGCAGUCACCUUCACCUGUCAGACACGUGAAGGGGCCAACACCCACACCUAUCAGACCUGUUUCUCCCUCCACCCGACUGUCCGUCUCCCCCAUCAGACCGGUCAAGUCUCCUGUGAUGACCAGGAAACAGGUAUCAGCUGCAGCUGAAGUCCUGCCGCCAUGGAAACAGGGAGACUACGUGGCUGAAGCCGGCUACACCAGUAUGACCAGUAUGACCAGCAUGACCAGUGUCAGCAGCGCUGCCCAGGUGCAUAUGGAGAAACACUGGGAGCAGCAGGUCACCGCCACCAGAGAGGACGAGUAUGUUUCCCCGGACGAUAAAAGCGUGGCGGUGGCUACUGUGGUUGCAGCCGUGGAUCAGGCUCGUAGCCGGGGGCCGUCUGAGGCCGCAGUGUCUGGAGAACAGGUAGACGCCCCCCUCCACCCCCACCCCCCCACGUCUGCUUCCAUCACCCCUCCACCUGCCACCUCAGACGCUGAGGGAGGGAAAAGAGCCGGGGCGGUGGCCACAGUGGUGGCCGCCGUCGACCUGGCUCGCGUCCGCCAGCCCGUGCAUGCAGAGGGCGGUGGAGCUGAAGAGGAGGAGGCUGUGGAGGUGGCGAUAAGGCAGCAGGCGGCAGAGAAACAAACUGUCGCAGCUACAGCAGCGGCUGCCGUUGCCGUGACCUCAGAGCAGCACAGAGUCCAGGUCUCCCAGAUUCAGAGAACAACAGAAAUCUCCUCCUACGUGGACUCUGGUGUCUCCGCGUCCUCAGUCCCACAUUUCACAGUCUCUAAAGUUUCUGUCCCUAAACAUGAAGCGAGCCACGAGGUGUCCAUCGCCGGCUCUGCCAUCGCCACUCUGCACAAAGAGCUGUCCUCCCCCGCCGCCCGCAGAAAGGUCAUCAAGCCCGUCAAGUCUCCCAGUCCAUCUCGCAGGGCGGCGGUGGAGGUGCGGGUGACGCCGGAGCCCCUCCCCCCACCGUUCAAAGACGUCAGAUAUCAGAGUCAGGUUGAGUUACAGCAGGGCGGGGCUUACGCAGUGAGUGAAGAGGAGUUUGAGGACUGGGAGCCUCAGGCAGCUGCUGUGCCCACGAGAGCCCAGGAGCCUGUGGUCCCUCCCACUCUGAUCGCUGGCCUGAAGAACGUGACGGUGACGGAGGGCGAGUCCGUGACCCUGGAGUGUCAGAUCAGCGGUCACCCAGCUCCCGUCAUCAUGUGGUUCAGAGAGGACUACAAGAUCGAGAGCUCCAUUGAUUUCCAGAUCAGCUACGAGAACGGAUUUGCCAGGCUGGUGAUCCGCGAGGCGUUCGCUGAAGACAGCGGACGCUUCACCUGCACCGCCACCAGUGAGGCGGGAACCGUCAGCACCUCCAGCUACCUGCUCGUCAAAGUGUCAGAAGAAAUCGAGAGCAGAGAGGAGACGACUGUCACUGAAAUUGGAAUCACACAAGAGAAAACUGUUGCUGUAGAGACAAAGGAACAGAUGGUGGCAGAGGUGACUACAGGAGAGUCCGCUGCUCCCUUCUUCAUCAAGAAACCCACUGUUCAGAAGCUGGUGGAGGGAGGAAGUGUCGUCUUCGAAUGCCAGGUCGGAGGAAACCCAAAACCUCACAUCAUCUGGAAGAAGAGCGGUGUGCCGCUCACUACUGGAUACAGAUACAAAGUCGCCUACAAGAAGGAGACUGGAGAAUGCAAACUGGAGAUCUCCAUGACGUUUGCUGAUGAUGCUGGAGAAUACUCCAUCUUCGUCAAGAAUCCUCACGGGGAAGCCUCGGUCUCCGCUGGCCUGCUGGAGGAAGAGGAAUAUGAAGCUUAUAUGAAGCAACAUGACGUGACGUAUAAAACUGAAGUAACAACAACAGUGGUCCAGGAGCCCUCUGUGGUUGUGAGCCAAUACGAGCUGGAACAGAAGAGGGUGACGACCCCCAUGAGCUUUGUCUCAGAAACGGAAUUCCUCAUUUCAGCCUUUGAGGAGAGGAUCAUUCAGGAGAUUGAGCUCCGUAUCAUGAGGAUUACCUACAGAGAGCUGGUGACAGAGGACGGAGAGCUGAUGGUGACUGCAGCAGAAGAGGAGGCAGUGCAGCCGGCCUUUGACACACCAGUCAAAAACUACCGCAUUAUGGACGGAAUGGGCGUUACUUUCCACUGCAAGAUGGGUGGAAAUCCACUGCCUAAGAUUGUUUGGUACAAAGACGGCCAGCGCAUCAGAGCUGGUGGCCGUUACCAGAUGGAGGUUCUUCAGGAUGGACGAGCCAGCCUUCGUGUACCUGUGGUGCUGCCAGAGGAUGAAGGCGUGUACACCGCCUUUGCCAGUAACAUGAAAGGAAAUGCUGUCAGCUCUGGGAAGCUGUACGUGGAGCCGUCCGGAGCUGUAACACCUCAGAGAUACACACCACAGCCGGCAAUGCAGAGAAUCAGGUCCACAUCUCCUCGUUCUCUGAGCCGCUCACCUGGUCGUUCUUCCAGCCGUUCUCCUGGACGUUCUCCCGCCCGUAGGCUCGAAGAGACAGAUGAGGCUCAGCUGGAAAGACUCUACAAACCUGUGUUUGUCAUGAAGCCUUCCUCAAUAAAAUGCUCCGAGGGGCAAACUGCCAGAUUUGACUUGAAGGUUGUUGGCAGACCCAUGCCCGACACAUACUGGUUCCACAAUGGACAACAAGUGGUCAAUGACUACACCCACAAGAUAGUGAUUAAAGAGGACGGUAUUCAGUCCCUGAUCAUUGUCCCGGCCAUGCCGCAAGACUCUGGAGAAUGGACAGUCGUGGCUCAGAACAGAGCUGGACGAACCUCUAUUUCUGUAAAUCUUACUGUUGACGCUCGGGAGAGCGUAGCACGCCCUCAGUUCACUGACAAGCUGAGGAACAUCACUGUGAAGCAGGGAACUCUGGUUGAACUGGCUGUUAAAGCCAUUGGAAACCCCCUGCCUGAUAUUGUCUGGCUGAAGAACAGUGACAUUAUCACACCACAGAAGCACCCACACAUCAAGAUCGAUGGUACUAAAGGAGAGGCCAAAUUCCAGAUUCCCUCAGCAGCUGGCUCAGACAGUGCCUGGUACACAGCUACAGCCAUUAACAAGGCUGGUAGAGACACAACUCGCUGCAGAGUCAACGUUGAGGUGGACUUUACUGCCCCUCAAGCUGAGAGGAAGCUCAUUAUUCCCAAAGGAACCUACAAGGCCAAAGAGAUUGCAGCUCCGGAGCUGGAGCCCCUUCACAUGCGAUACGGUCAAGAGCAGUGGGAGGAGGGCGACCUUUACGACAAAGAGAAGCAGCAGAAACCGCUGUUCAAGAAGAAGCUGACCUCUAUCCGGAUGAAGCGUUUCGGUCCAGCUCAUUUUGAGUGCAGACUGACCCCUAUUGGUGACCCCACCAUGGUGGUGGAGUGGCUGCAUGAUGGCAAACCCCUGGCAGCCGCUAACAGGUUGCGCAUGGUCAAUGAAUUUGGCUACUGCAGCCUUGACUAUGAAGUUGCUUACGCUAGAGACAGUGGCGUUAUCACCUGCAGAGCCUCAAACAAGUUUGGAGUUGACCAGACCUCAGCCACCCUGAUCGUCAAGGAUGAGAAAGGUCUUGUUGAGGAAUCACAGCUUCCUGAAGGCAGGAAGGGAGCGCACAGAAUUGAUGAGAUUGAGCGCAUGGCUCAUGAAGGAGGACCUGCAGGAGUCAGUACUGACGAUGAAUCUGAAAAGACCAAACCUGAUAUUGUCCUGCUUCCCGAGCCAGCCAGAGUGCUGGAGGGCGACAUUGCACGAUUCCGCUGCAGAGUGACUGGUUAUCCAGCACCCAAGGUUAACUGGUACCUUAACGGACAACUUAUCCGCAAAAGCAAGAGAUACAGACUUCGUUAUGACGGUAUUUACUACUUAGAGAUUGUCGACAUCAAGUCCUAUGAUGCAGGAGAGGUCAGGGUGGUUGCAGACAAUCCCUUGGGCACAACUGAGCACACUGUGAAGCUGGAGAUCCAACAGAAAGAGGACUUCAGAUCUGUCCUGCGUCGUGCUCCGGAAGCGAAGGCCGCAGAGGCUGCACACGAGACUGGCAGAGUUGGAUUUGAUGUUGUGAAGGUCGACCGAUCUGCCGAGGCCGCACAGGACAGGGAAGUUGUUACGCUUCGUAAGACACAAAGAGUUGUUCGCGAGAAAACCUCAGAGGAGUCUGCUGAGCUGAAGAGCAAGUUCAAGCGUAGGACAGAGGAAGGUUUCUACGAGUCCAUCUCUGCUGUGGAGUUCAAGUCUCGCAAGAGGGAUGACUCUUAUGAAGAUCUCCUGAAGAAGACUAAGGAGGAGCUGCUUCAUCGCAUGAAAGAGAAAGAAGAGGCCGAGAGGAAGAGGUUGGAGGAACAGGGCAAAGUCACCAUCCCCACAAUCAAGCCAGAGAGAGUCCAGCUCUCCCCCAGCAUGGAAGCACCCAGGAUCCUGGAGCGCAUCGCUAGCAAGACCGUUGCUCCAAUGGAUGAAGUCCGUUUCCGACUCAGAGUCGUGGGCAGACCAGAACCAGAGUGCCAGUGGUUCAAGAAUGGCAUUCAGUUGGAAAAGUCAGACCGUAUCUACUGGUACUGGCCUGAGGACCAUGUGUGUGAACUGGUGAUCAGAGAUGUCACAGUAGAGGAUUCUGCCAGCAUCAUGGUUAAAGCCAUCAAUAUUGCUGGAGAGGCCUCAAGCCACGCCUUCCUGCUUGUACAAGCCAAGGCGACAGUUAGCUUUACCCAGAACCUGGAGGAUGCCAGUGCCAGUGAGAAGGACACAAUGGUGACCUUUGAAUGUGAAACGAAUGAACCUUUCGUCAAAGUCAAGUGGCUCAAGAACAACACGGAGAUCUUUUCCGGAGACAAAUACAGAAUGCACUCAGACAGAAAGGUCCACUUCCUGUCUGUGUUGAUUAUUGAAAUGAGGGAUGACGCCGAAUACACUUGUGCGGUCAUAGAUGACGAGAGCAUCAGGACAAGCGCAAGGCUUCACGUAGAAGGCGCUGCCCUGGACCUCAUCAAACACUUGGAGAACAUUGAGGUACCAGAGACCUACGCUGGAGAGUUUGAGGUUGAGCUGUCUCGUGAGGACGCUGAAGGCAGCUGGUUCUUUGGAGACAAGGUGCUCUCUCCCAGCAGUAAAUACAUCAUGUCCUCCCGCCGAGGAAGACACACCCUGUCUGUCAAAGAUGUCAGGAAAGAGGACCAGGGGAAAUACACCUUUGUAUGUGGAGACCUGAGGACCAGUGCCUCACUGAAGAUGAAAUUGCGCCCGGUAACCCUGAUGCACCCCCUGACCGACCUCACGGUCUGUGAGGGUGACAUUGCUCAGCUGGAGGUGAGGUUCUCCCAGGAGAACGUUGAGGGAACCUGGAUGAAGAACGGCCAGGCCAUCUCCGCCUCGGACCGCAUCCACAUUGUAAUCGACAAACUGGUUCACAAGCUGCUGGUGGAGAAUGUCAGCAGAGAAGAUGCUGCUUCCUACUCUUUCGUGGUUCCCGCCCAAGACAUUUCCACCUCAGGCAAACUCAAUGUUCAAACUAUUGACAUUGUGGUGCCACUGAAGGACGUGUCCUCCAUCGAGGGCACCAAAGCUGUUCUGGAGGCCAAGAUCUCUGCUCAGGACAUCAGCUCGGUCAAAUGGUACCACAACGACAAACUGCUGUUGCCCAGUGACCGAAUCCAGAUGGUGGCAAAGGGAGCCAAGCAGCGUCUGGUCUUCACCCGGACCCACGCCUCCGACGGAGGGCACUACAAACUGGUAGUCGGCAAGGUUGACACCAGCUGCAACCUGACUGUCGAAGAGGUGCACAUUGUGAAGCAUAUGGAGGACAGAGUGUGCUCCGAGUCCCAGAACGUCACCUUUAAUGUGGAAGUUUCUCACCCUGGUAUUGACCCGGUCUGGACCUUCAGGAACCAGCAGCUCAAACCUGGACCCAAACACAAGAUGGAGUCUAAGGGCAAGGCUCACUCCCUGACUGUCAUUGACACCAUGAAGGAUGAGGAGGGCCAGUACAUGUUCCACGCUGGUGAAAAGACAUCCAGCGCCACGCUCACCGUCUCCGGUGGAGCCAUCACACGGCCCCUGCAGGACGUGACGGUGGCGGAGUCUCAGACAGCCGAGCUUGAGUGUCAAGUUGCCAACGCCGACGCCGAGGGUAAGUGGCUUAAGGAAGGUCAGCCCGUGGACUUCAAUGAGAACGUGGUGAGUGAGGUUAAGGGAGCCGUCAGGCGCCUCAUCAUUGUCAUCACCAGACCGCAGGACGUCGGAGAGUACACCUACCAGGUGGCCAACUCCAAAACAACCGCCAACCUCAGAGUGGAGGCGGUGAAGAUCAAGAAAACUCUCAGAAACCAGACUGUGACGGAAACCCAGGAGGCGGUGUUCACGCUGGAGCUCACCCACCCCGACGUGAAAGGAUCCCAGUGGAUCAAGAACGGAGUGGAGCUGCAGAACAGCGACAAGUACGAGAUCACCUCCGAGGGCAUGGUCCACACCCUGAAGGUGAAGGACUGCAACACACAGGACGAGUCAGUUUAUUCCUUCAAGCUGGGAAAACUGUCCGCCAAUGCCAGACUCAACGUAGAGACAAUCAAGAUUGUGAAGAAGAUAAAGGACGUGACAUCACUGUUGGACAGCACCGCCUCCUUUGAGAUGAGCCUUUCACAUGACAAUAUCCCCGUCAAGUGGAUGUUUAAAGGUGUGGAGCUGAAGUCAAGCGAAAAGUGUAAAAUUCUGUCGGAGAGGAAAGCUCACAAGCUGAUCCUGCAAAACGUCGACAGCAGCAACGCGGGAGAGUACACGGCUGUGGUGGGACACCUGCAGUGCAGCGCCACGCUCACUGUGGAGGCUCUGCGAGUCACCAAACCCAUGAAGAGCGUGGAGGUCCCAGAGACUCAGGUGGCCACGUUUGAGUGUGAAGUUUCUCACUUCAACGUGCCGUCCACCUGGCUGAAGGAUGGCGUGGAGAUUGAAAUGAGCGAGAGGUUCAGGAUCGUGGUUCAAGGAAAACUCCACCAGCUGAAGAUCAUGAACACCAGCAGGGACGACACAGCAGAGUACACCUUCAUCUGCGGGAACGACAAAGUCUCCGCGACGCUCACCGUUAACCCCAUCCUGAUCACCUCCAUGCUGAAGGACCUGAACGCUCAGGAGAGAGACACCAUCACCUUUGAGGUGACCGUCAACUACGAGGGCAUCACCUACAAGUGGCUGAAGAACGGCGUGGAGGUGAAGUCGUCGGACAGAUGUCAGGUCCGCAGCCGGCAGCUCACGCACUCGCUCACCAUACGAAACGUUCACUUCGGAGACGGAGGAGAGUAUCAGUUCGUGGCCGGCUCCGCCGCCACCGCCGCCAACCUGUUCGUCGAAGCUCGUCUGAUUGAAUUCACCAAGAAAAUCAAAGACAUAAAAAUCACAGAGAAGAAGAAGGCCAUUUUUGAAUGUGAGGUUUCUGAGCCGAAUAUCCAGGUGAUGUGGAUGAAGGACGGCCAGGAGCUGGACAUGUCCGAGGAACGGUACACCGUGACCGCAGAGAAGUACGUUCACCGUCUGAUGAUCCAGACGGUUCGCAUGUCCGACGCCGGAGAGUAUUCGGUGGUGGCCGGAUCGAGCGUCUCCAAAGCUCAGCUGAAUGUGGAGGGACGCGACAUCCGGAUCUCCGAACCAGCGGAGCGGGAAAUCACGGUUCUGGAGAAGCACAGAGCGACCUUUGAGUUCGAGGUGAACGAGGACGACGUGGAGGGUCGCUGGCUGAGGAAUGGCGCGGAGAUCCAGAUCUCGGCGGAGGAGAGGUUCAACUACGUGGCCAUCAGGAAGCUGCACCGCCUCACCAUCGCCGAGACCUACAGGAGCGACGCCGGCGAGUACACCUUCAUCGCCGGCAAGAACAGGAGCACCAUGCACCUGAGAGUCAAUAUCCCAGAACCUCCUCAGAUCCUCCGUCACAUGGAGCCCCAGUCGGUGGAGGCUGGUAAACCGGCUCGCUUCUCGGUGCAGGUGAGCGGCGUCCCUCAGCCUCAGGUCUUCUGGUACAAAGACUCCCAGGCUCUUUCUCCAGGCUUCAAGUGCAAGUUCCUCCACGACGGCAACGAGCACACGCUGCUGCUGAUUGAGGUCUUCCCCGAGGACGCCGCCGUCUACAACUGCGAGGCCAAGAACGAGUGCGGCACCGCCACGAGCACCGCUUCGCUCAAUGUGGAAGUCUCAGAGGUGGUUUCUCCGGACUCAGCUGCUCCUGUUGCUCCUCCGGUCUGCAUCCUGCCCAUCGCCAGCACCUCCACCGGCGAGGGAGAACCGGCUCGCUUCCAGUGCAGAGUCCGCGGAGACGAUGUGAAGAUCAGCUGGUUCCACAAGGAGAAGGAGAUCAAGCAGUCAGACUUCUUCAAGAUGUCUCAGUUUGACGACAGCUGCCAGCUGGAGAUCUCCAGGGUUUACCCGGAGGACGAGGGCGAGUACACCUGCGUGGCCACAAACAACGCUGGGACCGUCUCCUGCUCCGCCACUCUCACACUCGACGGGCAAAAACAAACAGUGGACUGUCCUGCUGAGAAUCAGUGGCACGUCUCCACCAGCCUCACCAGUAUAAAGAAACCUUCCAUUGGCCAAAAGCCUGUUUUCAUCCAUCCUAUCACAAGCUGCAUGGUCCCACACGGGGAGGUGGCCCGCUUUCAUGCAUGCGUAUCCGGCAUGCCGAAGCCAGAGAUUAGCUGGUUCCAUAACCGACAGCCGGUUCGGCCCACCAAAAACGUGGUGUUUCACUUCGACGAGGUGACGAACACCGCCACGCUCAUCAUAGUCGAUGCUUUCUCUGAGCAUGCGGGGCAGUACACCUGCAGGGCGGCCAAUAACGCUGGAGAGGCCACGUGCUCAGCCACCCUCACCAUUACCAGAGGAGAAGAAGAAGUGGCUCAUGUGAGAGAGCAGAUCGAAGCCAAGAUUGAGGAAGAAGUCAAAGAGCAUUGUAGCACCACCAUCACCACUGUCGAAGAACAAGAGGAAACCUACUACACUGGUGUCCAGUUACCAAAGAAAACAAAAACACUUGAAUUCAAGCCAGAGUCCAAACGUUACUCUUCCACUUUAGAGAAGAAGAAAGAAAAACCAGUUUUCCUUAGCCAGCUCUCCCCAGCAGCUGUAACCAGUGGGGAAACAGCCAGGUUUACCGUCAAAGUGUCCGGCUUUCCAAAGCCAACUGUUCAAUGGUCUCACAAUGGAACAAUACUUAAGACCUCCUCUAUGUAUAAGCUAAUAGAGGAGAGGGAGGAAUACACUUUAGUAAUCACCAAGGUCACAUCUGAGGUUCAGGGUGAGUACUCUUGCACUGCCACCAACAGAUUUGGCAAGACAACAUGCACCACGUACCUUGAAGUGAAAAAGCCUGAUGUUAGCCAGGCAGAGAAAUGGGUUGAGAAGAUGUUUAAGGUCACAGGUCAGCCUCCUACUUUCACUGUUCAGAUCCAGCCUGUGAGGUGCUCAGAAGGAGGAGAGGUUUAUUUUAAUUACAAAGCCAGCGGUGAUCCAAUCCCUGAUGUAAAGUGGUUCAAAGGUGCUUUCCAGAUCCAGCCCAGUAGAAACUGUAUCAUUAUAGCUAACCCAGAUGGAUCUGGCUUCAUCAAUAUGAAGAGUGUCAAACAGGAAGACAGUGGUUUGUAUACAUGUAAGGCCUCCAACCCAUUUGGGGAGGCGUCUUGUGGUGCUGAGCUUGUUGUGUUUAGGGAAUCAGUCUCUGUUUCCCACAAACAGGAGCAGAUGACAGUGGUUCAGAAGAAAGGCUACAAGGUUUCAAUGACAGAACAGGCAACCGAGUCUCGCUUGUACCAGGUCAGCCUCCCAGGCCAGGACAGGGCUAGGUCAGAUCAGAUGGUUUAUACCAUCGGCACUGAGGACCGGCAGAUAAUUCCCAGUGAGCAAGUGGGCUCCCUUAGAGACCUUGAUAUCUCUGCUGCAACUGUUCAUCGUGAGCAUUUGACCCACCAGGCAGCAGUGCUUCAGUCUCAUGAGAUAGAGGAGAGAGUGUCAAUGGUUCCUACCCAUCCACCUCAGGUUUCAGCUGUUCCUGCAAAACAGCUCCAUAUGGCAGCGUUUACAUCGUCUGUCGAAGAGAGUCAAGACCUCACAGAACAGCACUGUGAUCGCAUUCAAAGCCCUGAGGUCAUUGAGCUUCAGGUGGCUAGAGAAAAGAGGUCAAAGGUGAUGUCAGCUGUUGCUGAGGAGUUCACACCACUCUCUAGUGUUAGCACAGAGGCUCUGGCUGACAGGAAGUCUGCUAUGGUCAGACCCACUUCAGAACCUAAACAUCUCGUCAGUGGGCAUCAGGUCGAGUCACAACUGUCCAUCCUGAAAGAGCAGUCUCAGGACAUCCCCAAACCACAGGAGGAGAAGGGUUACAAGGUUAAGGAAGGUGUUAAGAUUUUAUACUCAGCCCAGUCUGCAGAAAAACGUGUGCUUGCAGAGGGCCACACAACUGAACUAGCAACAGCAGAUUCUGCUGUGAAGUCUUCCAUUGGAAAAGAACAGCACAAACCCAUCUUGGCCUCAGUCAGUGAGUCCAAACAGACUCUUUCCAAGGAGACUAAGUUCUCCAUGCAAAGGCCUGCUGAGGAGAUAGCCCGUCUCUCUAAGGAUAAAAUGAUGAAGGCAGCGCUAAUGGCUGAAGAGAAGCAAAUGCUACAGGCUGAGCCUACUCAGCAGCUGCCAAGUCUGGACAGUGCCAUGUCCAUUCAGUCACAAGUAGAAGGGGAGCAGGUGUUGCACCUGCAGGUUAUCACAGACCAGGACUUACUUCCAUCUGAGAGUAGCUUCACCUGUGAGAAACCAGCACCAGAGCAGGCAGGAACUCGGAAGAGUCCCACUCUGCUUCACACUGUUAGCCAGGAUGAGCAGAGGACAGUAGUUUGUGAGGACACAUCAGAGUUUGAGUCCAAGGCUAGCACCAUGGCCAUUCAGCCCCAGAAAGAGGCCCCUACUCUUCUGCAUCUCCAGUCAACCCAACCUGUGGAGGCGCUACCCAAAGAGGGUAUUCUCUUAAUUGAGAAGCCCGACCAGCAGGUGGCAGCACAGAAACAAGAAAAGACAAGGAGCCAUGCAGCCAUCUCCGAGGAGAGAAGGGAGCUCACAGCAGAUUACCACACAGAGUUGGAUUUGUCUGUGACUGGAGUUCAGUCUCACCCUCGAACUGAGCCCAGGCCUCAAAACAUCCUCCAGCUCUCCUACCAGCCUAUGCAGCUGCCAAAAGAGACGCCAGUUACAACUGAUGUCAAACAGCAGCGGGCCUUGGUGCAAAAGGAGGAUCGCUGGAAUGUGAUGCAUGUCACCAGUGUGGCAGAAAGUCAGGCCUUAGAGGAAGGUCACACACAGAGUCUUACAGCCGUGGAUAAAUUCACUUGUCAAAUGGCUGUAGAACCAAAAGUUUCCACUGAGCCAAUCCAGAUUGAGGAGAAGGAGAUCUCCACUGAGAGUAGUGUCGUUCUAGAGGCAGCAGAACAGGACUUUGCUGUUCAGAUCCAGGAAGGCCAGUCAGUCAGGCAGUCGAUAGUGAUGGAUGAGAAGCGAGUGCUCAUGGGUGAAAUCUCUCAGGAGAUCACCAAGUCUGAGUCUACUAAAGUCGUCGCAACCACGCAGCCAAAACUGUCCCUUUUGGCAUCAGAAUCAAAAGACAGCACAGCUCUUCCCAAAGAGAUGACGUUUUUGAUUCAGAUCCCUAAACCAUCCAGUCUGAAUAUACGCCGUCAGCUCAGAGAUGCCUUACAGUCUGCUGUGGCCAGUGACCAGCCAGUGUUACUGGCUGAUGUUGUAGGCAGGUUACAGGCUGUAGAAGUACAAGAGGUCAAGGUUCAAAGAGAGCCCAAACGGGCCAUGUUCACAUACCUCAUCACAACAACAGGUGCCCCCAUGGAGAUCACUCUGGCUUUUGAGGGUGAAUACCCUCGGACAGCUGACCUCAGAACUGAACUGCAGGCAGCUUUCCACUCCAUAGUGUACCAAGAGGCCCAUGUUCUUACUUCAGAACAGCCGGGCACUAUGCAGCUAGACAAACCUCAAAGGGCGCAGGUCACUUCAGCCUCCUCUAAGCAAAUGUUGUCAUCCAUGGUAGAGACAGUUAAUGUGGCAGAGAGUACAGUGGAUUUCACUGCCAUUAAAUCUCAUGCUGCUGCACUCAAGACAGAGUCUAAAAUGGAAGUUGAACAUGCUGCAGCUGGGCAAAAGGUUGUGGUGCAGGAAUCCAAAGCAGCAAAGAUGGAACAAUCCAUCUCUUCCCAUAUCAAAAUUUCCACUGAGGCUCACAUGGCUUUUGAGCAGUCGGUCCAGGUGUCGAGGCAGGAGGUGAGGUCAGUGACACUGAAAAGCCAAGAAAAAGAUCUAGGAGCGGCUAUUGUUACCACUUCCCUGCCUCCUACCACAGUCCCCACCGAACAGGCAGUGGAUGUCAGCAUCCAGAAGGAGCACAGGGAGGAGAUCUUCAAGGAGGAGAUCACAGUAUCUAGGCCAGAACAGAGAGAAUACCCUGUAAUAGUCACCUCCCUUGAAGACUUAUCUAUCGAAGAAGGUAGUAAAGUAACCUUUAGCACCACCAUUAAGUAUGUUACAAAAGUAAACUGGUUUUUCAAUGGACAAUUGUUGAAAUCUGGCAAAGAGUUCAAGUGUUCCAAAGACCAUGACACAUACACAUUGGUUAUCAACAAAAUUGUCAAGGAGAGGCAUCAAGGAGAAUAUGUUUGUGAAGCUGAGAAUGAAGCUGGCAGGACUACAACAUCUUCAAGGCUCACUGUGGUCUCAAGAGUGCCACCUGUCUUUAGGCAGAAAAUCACACCUCUGGAGAUAAACAUUGGCGGCCACGCCAAGUUCGAAUGUGAGAUUGAGGAUGCUCCAAGUGUGACCUUCAAGUGGUUCAAGUCUGGCAUUGAGAUCAGACAGGGCGAGAAGUAUCGGAUCCUCAGCCGCCACACCACUUCCUCUCUGGAGCUUCUGAACCCAGUCAAAGCGGACAGUGGUGAAUACACCUGCAAGGCUUCAAACCAGCAUGGCACCGACAGCUGCACUGCCUCGCUCAUUGUUACCGAAAUGUACCCACCGGUAUUUGUAUCAAAACCAGACCCAAUGACUUUAUAUGUGGGCAAACAAGCUGUGUUCCAGUGCACACUCACUGGAUCCUCACCAAUGGAAGUUGUCUGGCACAAGGACAACAUAGCCAUCUCUUCUGAAGGGAACUAUGUCAUGAAAUGUGAAAAGAACAAAUAUUCUCUUCACAUUAAAAGUCUUGAGCUGACUGAUCAGGGAGUGUUCCUAUGCAAGGCCUCCAACAGUGUCGGCACUGCUACAUUCACCACAGAACUCAAGGUUAUCAACAAGCCCAGCUUUGUUAAGAUCAUUGAGCCAGCGUCAGCUGCUAUUAAUGACCCGCUGAGGCUGGAGUGCCAAGUGGAUGAGGACACUGGUGUGACCGUCACCUGGACCAGGGAUGGCAAAAAAGUCCACCAGAGCAUGGAGUGUAAACUGUCCUUUGAGGACAAGGUGGCUGUUCUUGAGAUACCCAAGUCCAAACUGAAGGACUCUGGGAAAUAUGUGUGCACAGCCGCUAAUGAGGCUGGGAGCUCAUCCUGUGAGGCUGUGGUUACAGUUCAAGAGCCCCCUACCUUUGUCAAGAAAAUGGAACCUAAAAUUACAUGGAAACAGGGAAUAGCUGCUCGCUUACAGUGCUCCAUUAAAGGCUCACCCGAACUUCACAUCCACUGGUUCUGGAAUGAGAGAGAGCUCAGUGAUGGAGAAAAAUAUAAAAUCUCUUUCAAGAAUGGAGUUGCUACUUUGGAGAUAAUGAAUCUUAUGGUCACAGACAGUGGGAGUUACACCUGUGAGGUGUCAAAUAAUGCUGGCAGCGAGAGCUGCAACACCCUUAUAGCUGUUAAAGAGCCACCAUCUAUUAGAAAAGAGCUACGGACACUAGAGGCAGUGAAGGGAACAGCAGCUCAGCUGGAGUGCGAGAUCACAGGAACAGCUCCUUUUGAAAUAAGCUGGUUAAAGAAUAAAAAAGCAAUCACCAGUGAUCAGAAAUAUAAAAUAAUCUUCCAAGAGUCCUUGUCAAGGCUGGAGAUCCAGACCUUUGAAAGUGCAGAUGUUGGAGAUUAUCAGUGUGUCAUAACCAAUGAUGUGGGGAAAGUCACCACUAAGGCCUUAGCAAAACUUAAAGAGCCCCCAACUUUUUCAAAGAGGGUUGAGAGUGCUACAGCAGUGCUGGGAAGUAUAGUAAAACUACAAGGAACCAUUAAGGGCUCAGCUCCCAUCACUGUUAAAUGGAUGAAAGACUCUGAAAUACUGAGAGAUGAUGAUCCAAAUAUCAAGGUGGUAUUUGAGAACAAUGUUGCUAGCUUGUCGAUAACAACAGUGGCCAUCAGCCAUGGCGGGAAGUAUUUGUGCCAAGCUGAGAACGAGGCUGGGCAACAAAAAUGUGAAGCCACCUUGACUGUGCAAGAACCUGCCAGAAUUGUAGAACCUACAGAAUCCAUUAGUGUGACUGCAGGGGAUUCAGCCACAUUGGAGUGCACACUUUCUGGAAGCCCAGAACUCAAAGUGAAAUGGUUUAAAGAUGGGAAGGAAAUGAUCAGUGGCCGUAAAUAUAAGAUGACUCUGAAGGACAAUAUUGCCACCAUGAAGAUUCUUACGGCAGAAAAAGGAGACACUUCAGAGUACAAGAUAGAUGUGUCGAAUAAAGUUGGAAAAGACCAGUGCACAUGCUCAGUCACUGUCUUAGAUCGGAUAAUGCCUCCAACUUUCACCAAGUCCCUGAAAAGAGUCGAUGGUAAUAUUGGUAAUGACGUCUCCAUGGAUUGUAAGGUGUCUGGGUCACAACCCAUGACCAUAGCUUGGUUCAAAGAUGACCAGGAGAUUGUGUCUGGAUCCAAAUUCCAGCCUGAAUUCAAAGACAACUCUGCUACCCUGAGAAUUAUUCGGCUGGAGAAGGCGGAUUCUGGAGUUUACAAAUGCAGAGCCACCAAUUCAGCUGGCUUUAAAGAAACCAGCAGCACGCUCUAUGUCAAAGAGCCCCCAGUGUUCACCGUGAAACCAGACAACCAGGAUGUUAUACCAGGAACCACUGUUUCCUUCAAAGCAGCCUUCACUGGAACAGCUCCUUUGGCUGUUAAGUGGUUCAGAGAGGAAAAAGAGAUUGUAACUGGAGGCACAUAUUUCAUAAAGAAAGAUGCCUCCUCAAGCUCUUUGGAGAUUCACUCUGUGAAACCCAGUGAUUCCGCUAAAUACACUUGCCAAGUAUCCAACGAUGCUGGGAAGGUGGAUUGCACCACAGUGCUCUUUGUGAAAGAACCUCCUGUGUUUGUGAGGAAGCUUGAGGCGACCAAGCUCGUCACCAGCGGUGACACUGCCAGACUGGAGUGCAAAGUGACAGGCAGCCCUGUCAUCAGUUUAAAGUGGUUCAAAGAUGAGAUGGAGAUCAGCUCCAGUCCUAAAUACACAAUGGCCGUAACUGACUUAAUAGCAUCCCUGGAAAUGGUUGAUUGUACAGUAGGAGAUAGUGGAGAUUAUGUCUGUGUGGCAUCCAGCGAGGCUGGUAGUGACCGCUGCAGCAGCACAGUUACAGUCAAAGAACCACCAUUGUUUAUGCGUAGCUUGGAGCCCAAAGAUGUGGUGAAAGGUUCUGAGAUGAUGCUGGAAGGCCAAGUCACUGGUUCUGCCCCUUUCACUGUUUCGUUUUAUAAAAACACAAAGCUAAUUAGGAAUGACAAGAGACACAGGAUUACGGUGAAAGAUGACCUGGUAGCCCUGCAGGUGCUGGCAGUAGAGGCAGGGGAUGUUGGCUUGUACCAGUGUACUGUUGAGAAUGAAGUAGGGAAGGCCUCCUGUGAUUGUCAAGUAACACUAAAAGAACCACCAUCAUUUGUGCAAAAGCUGGAGAAACUCAGUUCGUUGGUGGGUAGCGAGGUUUCUCUGCAGUGCACACUGAAGGGCUCAGAGCCCAUGACUGUGUCCUGGCUUAAAGACAACCAUGAGCUCAAAGAGGCCGAAAACAUUCAGAUUACACAUGAGAACAGGACUGCUCUGCUGCACAUCACCAAUUUACAGAGCAAACAUGGCGGCAAAUACUCUUGCCAGGUGCAGAAUCAGGCUGGGAGCCAAAUGUGCUCUGCUGUGUUGACAGUCAAAGAGCCAGCUAAGGUCACAGAGGAGGCCAAGUCUAUCAGUGUGACUCAGGGGGAUCCAGCCACGCUGGAGGCCAGGUUCUCAGGCACAAAACCCCUGAAGGCCAAAUGGCUAAAGGCUGGCAAGGAGCUGACCUCAGGCCAGAGAUAUAAAGUACAGAGCACAGACACCAGCUCUGUGCUCAAGAUUAUUAAAACUGAGAAAAGUGACGGUGGUGAAUACACCUUUAAUGUUUCAAAUGAUGUCGGCCAAAGUUCUUGUGAGGCCACACUCACCAUUCUUGAACCACCAUGUAUUCUUGAAAAGCCUGAAUCCAUGAAUGUUCUGCCUGGCUCAAAGGUUUUGUUUAACGUGUUGCUCUCUGGCACGCCGCCACUGACCAUCAAAUGGUUUAAAAACAAGAAAGAGAUUUUAUCCAGUGCUGACUGCUCUGUGAUCAAAGAUAACACCUCAAGCUCACUGGAGCUCUUCUUUGCCAAAACCUCAGAUUCUGGAGACUAUGUGUGUGAAAUACAGAAUGAUGUCGGCUCCACUUCAUGCCAAGCAACACUCUUUGUCAAAGAGCCGCCUAAGUUCACACGUACUCCGGCCCGUGUGUCUGUGGUCCGUCCCAGUCAGAGUAAAGCCUUUGAGUGCCAGGUGACCGGCACACCUGAGAUAGACAUCUACUGGUUCAAAGAAGGCUCUGAGAUCAGCCCCAGUGAUCGCUACAAGAUGGCUUUUGUUAACUCUGUGGCCACUCUGGAAGUCUGUGGGGCUGAUACCAAAGACAGUGGGAUUUACUACUGUGAGGCUCGCAAUGAGGCUGGCAGCGAGAGCUGCAGCAUGGAGCUCAAGGUCAAAGAACCACCAUCAUUUAUUAGAGAUCUGGCUCCAUUUGAUGUUGUGAAGGGCUCCAGUGCCUGUUUCGAGUGUCAGGUUUCUGGGACAGGUCCAUUUGAGAUAACAUGGCACAAAGAUGCAAAAGCGAUCAAACCCAGUGCUAAACAUGGCUUCUCCCAGAUGAACGGCACUCUGGGUCUAGAGGUGCACAGAUGUGAUACUGUAGAUGUCGGUGAAUAUCAGUGUACUAUUGCUAACGAGGUGGGAAGCUGUACUUGUAAGACUACACUAAACCUCAAAGAACCACCAACAUUUACAAAGACGAUUGAGAACACUGCCACUGUUCUGGGUAAAAAGGCAGAGUUUCAGUGUAUUGUGGCAGGCUCGCCCAAUCUCUCUGUGCAAUGGCAAAAAGAUGAGAACUGGAUUUUGGAGGAUGCAAAGAUUGAAAGAACAUUUGAGAACAAUGUGGCCACUCUCAGGAUUCCUGUCUGUGAGGCGACACACAGCGGGAGGUAUUCCUGCCAGGUGGUAAAUGAGGCUGGGCAGGAUAAAUGCUUUGCUACCCUCACAGUGCAAGAGCCUCCUCAGAUCACUGAGAAACCUGAGGUGAUAAGGGUUACAGUUGGAGAUCCAGUCAGUCUGGACUGUAAAGUAACAGGCUCCCGUGAGCUCAGAGUGAAGUGGAUGAAAGAUGGCAGGGAGCUUCAGUCCAUCAGGCAGCAUAAGCUGAGCUUUGAGAACAACGUCAGCAGCCUAAAGAUUCAGUCUGCUCAGCGAGAGGACGAAGGAGAGUAUGUCUUCGAGGUGGCAAACCACAUUAGUAGCUGCACCUGCAAAGUCAAAGUGAUCGUACUAGAGCAAGUAAUUCCUCCGAGCUUCACCAAACCCCUGGUAGACAUGCAAGAGAUAUUGGGGUCCUUUGUUCAGAUAUGUUGCAAAAUAUCUGGUUCCCUCCCCAUCAGUGUGGAAUGGCAGAAAGACAAGAGCAAAAUCUCUAGUGGUGUAAAACACAAACUCAUUCAGCAGGACAAUGCUGUGUCCAUUGAAAUUGAGCAGCUAGAGAGAUCUGACGCCGGCUCCUACUCUUGCAAACUGACCAAUGCAGCGGGAAGUUGUGAAUGCAGUGGAUCCCUAAUGGUCAAAGAACCUCCAAGCUUUGUGACAAUGCCUGAAUCCCAGGUGGCUCUACCCAAUGCCACUGUCCGCUUCAAAGGCUCCUUUAAGGGAACUCCUCCAUUCACAGUCAAAUGGUUCAAGGAUGACACCGAGCUCAUGACUGGGCCCACUUGUUUUACGGGGCUGGAGGGACUAUCUUGCUUCUUAGAACUCUACUCAGUGGGCGUCACCCAGAGUGGAGUUUUCUCUUGCCAAGUCAGCAAUGAUGCUGGCUCUGCACGCUGUAGUGCAGACUUGACAGUCAAAGAACCACCAGAGUUUGUGCUGAAACUCCCCGCCACUAAGUGUGUUAAGUGGGGUGAGUCACUCCGCCUGGAGUGCAAAGUCAAUGGCACAGCUCCUCUGAAAAUUACCUGGUACAAACAGGACGCUAAGGUCACAGAUGGGGACAACUACAGGACAUCAUUUGUUGACUCAGUGGCAGUCCUGGAAUUGCUCUCCACCAGCUUUGAUGAUGAUGGAGUUUACACCUGUGAAGCUCAGAAUGAUGCUGGCAGUGUCAGUUGCAGCAGCACAAUUGCCGUUAAAGACGCCCCAUCUUUUGUCAAAGUACCUCAGCCUGUUGAGGGGCUUAAGGGUAAGGACGUGAGUCUGUACUGCGAGAUGAGCGGUACAGCUCCGUUCCAGGUCACCUGGUUCAAAGACAGGAAACCUCUGAUGGAGAGCAGGAAGUAUAAGAUGGUGAGCGAGGGCAGCUCAGCGACGCUGCAUGUCAUUGGGAUAGAGCCCUCAGAUGCCGGCGAAUAUGAGUGCAAAGUGUCAAACAGUGUAGGAAGUGACACCUGCCAGACGACAGUUAAACUCAGAGAGCCGCCAUCAUUUGUGAAGAAACUGUCAAACAUGACAGUGAUACUGGGAGAGGAGGUGACCCUUGUGGCCACUGUUAAAGGCUCUGAACCCAUUACUGUGUCCUGGGUUCAAGACAAGGAUCACAUUCUCAGGGACGGUGACAACAGGAAAAUCACCUUUGAGAACAACCAGGUCGCACUUAAAGUCUUUAAGGCAGAUGCAACCACGGCAGGCAAAUACACCUGCCAACUCAGAAACGAUGCUGGGAGUGUGGAGUGUUUCGCUAAGUUGACUGUUCUAGAACCUGCUAAAAUAGUGGAUAAGCCCGACACUCUGAGCGUGACGGCAGGUGAUAUCGCCGCCCUUGAGGUCAAAGUGUGUGGAACCCCAGAGCUCAAACCUAAGUGGUUCAAGGACGGUGUGGAACUGGCCUCUGGGAGGAAAUACAAAAUCUCAUUUUCUCGGAUGAUUUCCAGCCUAAACGUGCUCUCUGCUGAGAAAAUGGACUCUGGAGAAUAUACAUUUGAGGUUAUGAACGAGGUUGGGAAGGACCUGAGUAAAAUUAAUCUCACCGUUUUAGAUAAGAUCAUACCUCCAACAUUCUCAAGGAAGUUAAGGGAUUGUAACACAGUUGUUGGAAACCCUGGAGAGAUGGAGUGCAAAGUGUCAGGCUCCCCACCUUUUACCAUCUCAUGGUACCAUGAUGGGGAGGAGAUACAGAGUGGGCCAAAUUAUGAAAUUUCAUUCAGCGACAACAGCUGCAUGCUCAAAGUGCCCACACUGAAGCUGUCCGACUCCGGAGUGUACAAAUGCAAAGCCGUCAACAAGGCAGGAUCCAGUGAAACCAUGGCCUCAUUGGUUGUCAAAGAACCUCCAUCUUUCGUGGUGCCACCACAGCCAGUGGAGGCAAUGCCAGGCUCUACCGUGACUUUCUCAGCCAUGGUGAAAGGCAGCGCCCCGCUCAAGCUGAAGUGGUUCAGAGGAACGAAGGAGAUCCUGUCUGGACAGGGUUGUGAUUUCUCGCUGAAGGACAACCAAGUCCUUUUGGAGCUCUUCAACGUGGACAGAUCAUACACUGGAGAGUACACCUGUCAGAUCAUUAAUGACGCAGGAAAGGAAAACUGCCCCGUUAAUCUCACUGUCAAAGAGCCUGCAGCCUUCUCCAAGAAGCUGAAGGACGUGUCAGUUGAGAAGGGAAAACCAUUAACGCUGGAGUGCACGUACACUGGAACUCCAAAGAUCACAGUGAACUGGUACAAAGACAGACAGCAGAUCUUUGCUUCUUACAAAUACAACAUCACCACGACUGAGAGCUCCUGCAUCCUGGAGUGCCUCAGCACGGACGACAAGGAAGCUGCAGGAAGAUACAGCUGCGAAGUGUCCAAUGAUGCUGGAAAGGACACUUGUGAGGCAGCUGUGUCCAUCCUCGAGCCGCCGUACUUUGUUGAGUGUCUGGAGCCCAUGGAUGUGACUGCUGGAGACGCCGUGUGUCUGAAGUGUCAGGUGGCAGGCACACCGGAGAUUAAAGUGUCCUGGUUUAAGGCCGACGGCAAAGUCCGUUCCAGCCCCACCUGUAAAUUGGAGUACUCAAAGGGUGUCGCCUGUCUGAAGCUCAGCAAAGCCACCAAGGCCGACAUCGGAGAGUACACCUGCAAGGCAGAGAACCGGAUCGGCUCUGCCUCCUCCACCUGUAAACUCAAUGUGCAAGAGGCCAAAACGCCUCCGACCUUCCCCAAGAAAAUCACCAGCCUGCAGCAGACGGAGGGUCAGGCUGUCAGGUUCGAGUGCCGUGUCGCCGGCUCGUCACCCAUCGAGGUGUCGUGGCUGAAGGACGGCGAGCCUCUGAGGCAGGGAGAUGAGUUCUCCAUGCUGUACGACGACAACACAGCCGUGCUGGAGAUCAACCACAGCGAAAUGAGGCACUCUGGGGAAUACACCUGCGUGGCCACCAACAGCGUGGGCUCGGCCUCCUGCAGAGCCAAGCUCACCCUGCAAGAACCCAGAUACCCUCCAGUCUUUGACAGGAAGUUGUCACCACAGGAGGUGACGGUGGGUGACAGCAUUGAGCUGGAGUGUCACAUGACCGGCUCAGGCCCCAUUAAAGUCACAUGGUCUAAGGACCAUAAAGACAUUCGUUCUGGGGGGAAUUAUAAGAUCAGCUGUGUGGAGAACACGCCCCACCUGACCAUUCUGAAGGCAGAUAAAGCCGACACAGGGAGAUACUUCUGCCAUGCCUCUAAUGACAUGGGGAAGGACUCUUGUUCCUCUAAUAUCACUGUCAAAGAGCGUAAAAACCCUCCGGUGUUCACCAAAAAGCCCUCGGAGCAGAUCGAGGACAUGGAGGGCAAACUGGUAAAGAUCGAGGGCCGAGUCUCCGGCUCGCAGCCCAUGUCUGUCAGCUGGUUCAAAGACAGCACAGAGAUCCACAGCUCAGACAAAUAUGACAUCAGCUUUAAGAGUAACGUGGCCGUGCUGUGCAUUAAGAGCAGCCAGAUGAGCGACAGCGGCAGGUACUCCUGCCAGGCCUCCAACGAAGCUGGAAGAGCCACAUGCGACGUCACUGUGGGCAUCACAGAGGCCAAGAAGCCUCCCGUCUUUGACGUCCCUCUCAAACCGGUGACUGUGAACGAGGGUGAGAAGCUCAGCCUCAGGUGUCACGUCUGCGGGUCUCCUCCUCUGAAGAUCCACUGGAUGAAAGACAGGAAGGACCUGACUUCGGCCGGCAGCACCAGGAUCAGCUUCUCUGAUGGGACCGCCUGCCUGGAGAUCAGUCCGGCCUCUAGACACGACGCCGGCGAUUACCUCUGCAAGGCCACCAACGACGCCGGCAGCGAGUUCUGCAAAGCCAAAGUCACCGUGAAAGAAAAACCAGGAGCAGCUACGCCUCCUGCUGAAGCUCCAGCUGCGGCUCCGACUAAAAAACUUGACAACCUGUUCUUCAUCGAGGAGCCUAAAACUGCACACAUCACUGAGAAGGGCACCGCUACCUUCAUCGCCAAGGUGGGCGGCGACCCCAUCCCCAGCGUGAAGUGGAUGAAGGGCAAAUGGAGGCAGAUCAAUCACGGCGGCCGCAUCUCCAUCGAACAGAAGGGUCAGGAGGCCAAACUGGAGAUCAGGGAAGUGACCAAGUCGGACUCCGGUCAGUACAGGUGCGUCGCCUCCAACAAGCACGGAGAGAUCGAGUGCAGCGCCGACAUGCACGUGGACGAAAAGAAAGAGGUGGUGCAGCUCGAGGGAGACCUCCGAGCCAAACUGAAAAAGACGCCAUCAAAGCAGAAGAGUCCACAGGAGGAGAAAGACAUUGACAUUGUGGAGCUGUUGAGGAACGUGGACCCUAAAGAGUAUGAGAAGUACGCCCGAAUGUACGGCAUCACCGACUACCGCGGCCUGCUGCAGGCCAUCGAGCAGCUGAAGAAGGAGAAAGCUGAAGAAAGUGGAAGACCGGAACUGGAACGUGGAGACAGAGAGUCUGAUGAGGACAUGGCCCGACUAGUGGCCGAUCUGCAGAAGAGGAUGGAGCGGACAGAGCCUGUCACCGUGGUGAAGGAUAUCUCCGAUCGGUCCACCUUCACCAACAAGGAGGUGGUGUUCGAGUGCGAGGUCAAGAUCAAUUACCCGGAGAUCACCCUAUCCUGGUACAAGGGCACGCAGAAACUGGACACCAGUGACAAGUACGACAUCAGCAUCAGUGGCGACCGCCACCUGCUCAAGAUCAAGAAAUGCCAGUCGUCCGACCAGGGCAACUACCGGGUGGUCUGCGGGCCACACAUCUCCAGCGCCAAGCUCACUGUCAUGGAGGCGGAGGUUGAGAAGCAUCUGCAGGACACAUCGGGUAAGGAAGGGCAGUCAUGUACUCUUUCUUGUCAGUUGUCCAUCCCUAACGUAGAGGCUCAGUGGUUUAAAAACGGCACGCAGUUAGAGAUGAAGGGCAGGUACACCUCCGAGGUGAAACACAAGGUUCAGAAGCUUCUGAUCAGGGACCUGAAGCCUGAAGACCAGGGUCGAUACAGCUGCAGGUACCAGCACCUGGAGUCCUCGGCAGACCUCUGGGUGGAAGCUGAACAAAUUCAUUUCACCAAACGCAUCCACAACGUUGAAGUCAACGAGCGCCAGUCGGCCACCUUUGAGUGCGAGGUGUCCUUCGACAACGCGAUCGUUUCGUGGUACAAAGACACCUGGGAACUGAAAGAGAGCCCUAAGUACAACUUCACAAGCGAGGGCCGAAGACAUUUCAUGGUCAUCCGAAACGUGACCAUCGAAGACGAAGGCGUGUACUCAGUGAUUGUGAGGUUGGAGCCCAGAGGAGAGGCUAAGAGCACAGCUGAGCUUUAUUUGUCUGGCAAAGAAAUUGAAUUAGCAAUGGUGCCUUUUGAUGUCCCAGACUCCUCAGUUCAGAGGCCUGAAGUGCCCUCAUCAGUGGCAAUUCAAGUCGAGUAUGAGAGCUGGACAGAGGAGACGGUAACACAACAGGUUUCCACGACCAAAGCUGUCAGAGUUCCCAUUGAGGAGACAGUGGAGACCAAGAAAGUUGAAAUGAGAGAGGAAAUCCCAACAAAAGUUCCCAAAGCUGAGAAAAAGCCUGAAGAGAAGCCGACACCAGCUGUGAAGGAGCCAGCGCCACCUAAAGUAGUGGAGGCCAAAAAGCUGGUGGAGGAAAAGGUUCCUGUAGUUACAGUCCCAGAGAAGAAGGAAGUUCCUGCUCCCAAAGAACCUGAGGAGGUCAAGAAGCCUGCUGUUGCUCCCUUGCUGCCUGCUGAAAAGCCUGGAGUGCCAAAGAAAGAUGAACCCAAGCCUCAGGUACCGGCAGAGCCCAAAAAAGUGGCACCUGCAGCUAAGCCUGAACCUGAACCCAAGCCCAAACCAAAAGCAGAACCUGAACCAAAGCCUAAGACCGCACCGGCUCCCAAAGCAGAACCAGAAGCCAAACCUGCGAAGAUUGAGCUGGAGCCUGAGGCUAAACCGGCGGCAGUAAAGAAGCCGACAACGCCCCCGUCCAAAGAUGAAACCAAGGGACCCGUCCAAACACCGGGAGGAGUCAAGAAAGAGGGACAACCAGCAGAGGAGGCAGGAAGAGGUAGAGGUAGAGGGCUGAAACCCAAGCAGACCCCGUCCCCUGGAGAAGGCAGGGGCCGGGGCCUGAGGCCUGGUGGAAAGGGCCCAUCGCCUCCAGAGGAUCCCUUCGGAGGAUUCAAGCUCAAAGCCGUCCCACUGAAGUUCAUCAAGAAGCUUCAGGACAUCGUGCUGAAGGAAGCCGAGUCUAUUGGCUCGGCUGCUGUGUUUGACUGUGAGGUCUCACCUUCCACCGCCAUCACUUCAUGGAUGAAAGAUGGCAGCAACCUGCGUGAGAGCCCCAAGCACAAGUUCACUUCUGAUGGCAAGGAUCGCAAGUUGAACAUUAUUGAUGUCCAGCUGUCCGACACUGGUGAAUACACCUGUGUGGCCAAGAACGCUGGCAAGGAAAUAUCAUGCACAGCCAAGCUCAUUGUUGAAGAGCUCCCUGUGAAAUGGAUCAAAGAGCUGGAGGAGGAGACUUCGGCUCUGAAGGGUCAGCCUUUGUACAUGACCUGUGAGUUGAACAAAGAGAGAGAUGUGGUGUGGAAGAAGAACGGUGAGGUCCUGAAGAAAAAGGCCAACAAGAUCCAGAUCAAUGUCAUUGGUAUGCAGCACGCUGUGACCAUCCAGAACUCCACAGAUGACGAUGCUGGUUCCUACUCAUGUGAAGUGGCCAACCAGGAGGAUGUCAAGACUACAACAAGUGUAAAAGUGAUUGAAAUUAUCAAAGACUGGAUUGUGAAACCACUGAGAGACCAGCAUGUGAAACCGAAGGCAGCUGCUAUAUUUAAAUGCGAGUUGUUCAAGGAGACUCCCAACUGGAAGUGGCUCAAAGGAGAGAAUGAGAUCACUCCUUCUGACAAGGUUGAGAUCAAGAAGGAAGGAAAGCAGCUGACUCUCACUAUCAAGAAUUGUCAGCCUGAGGACGUGGCACAAUAUGCCAUGGAGGUGGAAGGACGUGUCUACACUGCGAAGCUGACACUAGGAGAGCGCGAGGCUGAAAUCCUGAGGCCCUUGGCCAGCAUUGAGGUGACUGAGAAGGAAGAUGCUACAUUUGAGACAGAGAUCUCUGAGGAUGAUGUUCCAGGGGAAUGGAAGCUCAAAGGAGAGGUUUUGACCAGAUCCCCGAUGUGCGAUAUCCAGAUGGAGGGUACAGUUCGUAGGCUCAUCUUGAAAAAUUGCCAACUGGACCAGGCUGGAGAAGUGUCCUACCAGGCUCUGAAUGCUGUAACCAAUGCAAUGCUCAAUGUCAAAGAAAUCGAAAUGGACUUUGUUGUCCCACUGAAGGAUGUUUCUGUGCCUGAAAAGAAACAGGCUAAGUUUGAAUGCACCAUCACGAAGGAUGUCUCUAAGGUCAUGUGGUAUAGAGGGGCUGACAUCAUCACCCCAGACCAAAAGUAUGACAUCAUCGAUGAUGGAAAGAAGCAUAUGCUGAUCAUAAACUGCUGUGAGUUUGAUGAUGAGGACGAAUAUACGAUUGAGGUUUUGGGCAAAACUUCAACAGCUAGACUCACAGUGGAGGGUAUCAGGCUCAAAUUUAUCUCACCAAUAAAGGACCAAACUGUAAAAGAAGGCAAAACGGCUUGGUUCGAGCUGGAACUCUCUCAUGAGAACAUCCCCGUCACUUGGUACAAGAACGACGUUAAAAUUCAUCCGAGCAGAACAGUGCUCACUCAAGUGGACGGAAAGAAACACAUGCUAGAAAUAAGGGAAGUGACUCUAGAUGAUACGUGCCAGAUUAAGGCUGAGGCCAAAGGAAUUCCUUCCAUGGCCAACCUGACAGUCAUAGAGGGAGACGCAUACUUCACGGUUAAGCUGCAGGACUAUACUGCAGUGGAGAAAGACGAGGUGGUUCUAGAUUGUGAGCUCAGCAAAGAUGUCAAUGUCAUGUGGUACCACAAUGAGGCCGAGAUCAAGGCCUCUAAGACGGUGACUAUUAAGGCUGAGGACAAACGCAGAAGCCUUGUGAUCAAGAGAGUAGGGGACAAAGACAAAGGACAGUACGUAUGUGACUGUGGAACAGACAAGACGACUGCAACACUGCACAUUGAAGCUCGCCACAUCAAGGUGGUUCGACCGCUGUAUGGCGUUGAAGUGUUUGACGGAGAGACGGCUCGAUUUGAGGUCGAGCUCAGUGAGGACGACGUCCACGGCCAGUGGAAAUUGAACGGAGAGAUCCUCAGUCCAUCCGCCGAUGUUGAGAUUGUGGAGGACGGAGCCAAACACACUCUGGUCUUGUACAACUGCAAAGUGCCGCAGACAGGCGAGGUGGCGUUUGCUGCCGCCAACGCCAAGUGUUCUGCUAACCUGAAAGUGAAGGAACUCCCAGUGUCAUUCAUUACACCACUGGCUGAUGUGCAUGUGUACGAAAAGGAUGAGGCAAAGUUUGAACUGGAAAUUUCUAGAGAGCCCAAAAGCUUCCGUUGGCUAAAGGGAUCUCAGGAGUUGUCAAGUGAUGACAAGUAUGAACUCCUGGUGGAUGGAAAGAGUCACACGCUUAUUGUCAAAUCUGCCAAAUAUGAGGACGAAGCCAAAUACAUGUUUGAGGCUGAAGAUAAAAGGACGUCUGGAAAGUUGAUUAUCAAAGGUAUCCGCCUCGAAUUUAUCAAGCCGAUUAAAGAUGUGACUGUGAAGGAACGAGAAACUGCAGAGUUCAGCGUUGAACUCUCGCAUGAAAAAAUCCCAGUGGUCUGGUACAAAAACGACGUCCGUCUGCACCCGAGCAAGGUGGUGCACAUGUCGGAGGACGGGAAAGUCCACACGCUGGCCUUCAAGGAGGUCACCACCGACGACACCUCCAUGAUCAGAGUGGAGGCCAUGGCCAAGACGUCAGAGGCCAUGCUCACGGUGCUCGAGGGCGACCUGUACUUCACAGCCAAGCUCCAGAACUACACCGCCGUCGAGAAGGACGAGGUGAUUUUGUCCUGCGAGCUGAGCAAAGCGUCUGGCGAGGUCCGAUGGUUCAAGGACGGGAACGAAAUCUUUCCCUCCAAGAAAAUUCUCCUCCAGUCGGACGGCAAGAAGCGCAUGUUGGUCAUCAAGAAGGCGGUGAAGAGCGACAUGGGAGUGUUCACCUGUGACUGUGGCACCGACAAAACCACAGCCGAGCUGAACAUCGAAGAGCGCGACAUCAAGUUCGUUCGCCCACUGUACAGCGUGGAGGUCACGGAGACGGAGACGGCCACGUUUGAGACAGAGAUCUCUGAGGAGGACCUCCACGCCACCUGGAAACUGAAGGGAGAGGCGCUCCACUCGUCUGCUGAGGUGGAGAUCAAGGAGGAGGGAGCCCGACACGUGUUGAUCCUCCUCAACUGCAAAAUGGACAUGGCCGGAAGUAUCGACUUCUCGGCAGCGAAUGCCAAAUCCACAGCUCAGCUCAGGGUCAAAGCCCGAGUGAUCGGCCUGAUGAGGCCUCUGAAGGAUGCCACCGUGACCGCCGGUGAGACCGCCACCUUCGAGUGCGAGCUGUCAUACGAAGGCAUCGCUGUCGAGUGGUUCCUGGGGGAAACAAAGCUGGAACCAAGCGACAGAGUGGUGCUGAAGUCGGAUGGUAAAGUCCACAGCCUGACUCUGAGAGACGUGCAGCUGAAUGAAGCCGGACAAGUCAAACUCACCGCCAAAGACUUCCAGACCGAGGCCAACCUCACUGUCAACGAGCCUCCGGUGGAGUUCACAAAGCCGCUGGAGGACCAGACGGUGGAAGAAGAGGCCACCGCCACGCUGGAGUGUGAAGUCUCCAGAGAGAACGCAGAGGUACAAUGGUUCAGGGACGGACAGGAGAUCAGGAAGACCAAGAAGUACGAGAUGAUCGUCGACGGACGCAAGAGAGCGCUGCUCAUCCACGACUGCGCUCUGGACGACUCCAGGACGUACACCUGCGACGCCAAAGACUUCAAAACCUCCUGCUUCCUCAACGUGGAACCGCCACACAUCGAGUUCUCGAAGCCGCUGCACGACGUCGAGGUGAAGGAGAAGGAAUCUGCCAGGUUUGAAUGUGAAGUCUCCAGAGAGAACGUCAAAGUCCACUGGUAUAAGGAUGGAAGUGAAAUCAGAAAGGGAAAGAAGUACGAAAUUAUCGCUCAAGGUCGCCAACACGCCCUCGUCAUCCACAAGUCCGUGUUCGACGAUGAGGCUGAAUACGAAUGUGACGCAAAGACCUCCAAGUCCUCCGGCAUGCUCACUGUCAUCGAGGAGGAGGCCAGGUUCACCAAGAACCUCUCCAAUGUGGAGGGAACAGAGACGGACAGCGUGAAACUGAUCUGCGAGGUGUCCAAACCCAGCGCCGACGUCACCUGGUACAAAGGAGACGAGGAGCUGCCGGAGGGCGGCCGCUACGACCACAUCGUGGACGGGAAGAGGAGGAUCCUCCUCAUCCAGGACCUGAAGAUGGACGACGCUGGAGAGUACAACUGCAGGCUGAGUCCCAGCAACAAAACCUCUGCAAACCUCAGGAUUAAUGAACUUGCUGCUGAGUUCAUCUCCAGGCCGAGCAGCCAGGAGGUGGUGGAGGGCCACAAGGCGGAGUUCACCUGCUCCGUCUCCAAGGAAACCUUCGAGGUCAAAUGGAUGAAGGGUGAUCAGGAGCUGGAGGCGGGAGACAAAUACCAGAUGGUCAGCGAUGGCAAGAGACGGACUCUGGUCAUCGUGAACAGCGAGCUGAAAGACGAGGGCGGGUACACGGUGGUGAUCGGAGCGACCAGAGCGAGCGCCGACCUCACCGUGCUCGAGAAACUGAAGAUCAUCACGCCGCUGAAGGACACGGAGGGUAAAGAAGGUCAGGAGGUCGUCCUGAACUGCGAGGUGAACACGGAGGGAGCAAAGGCCAAGUGGCUGAAGAACGACGACACAGUGUUCGAGAGCAGCAAGUUCGUCGUGGUCCAGAGAGACAACGUCUUCUCCCUGAGGAUCAGAGACGCCCAGAAGGGAGACGAAGCCAACUACAGCAUCAACCUGACCAAUCAAAGAGGAGAGCAUGCCAAAAGCGCCUGCAACCUCACCGUCAAAGAGGAGAGUCUGAGGAUCGUGGUUCCUCUGGAGGACAUCGACACUCAGGAGAAGAAGACCGUCAGCUUUACCUGCAAGGUCAACAGGCCCAAUGCCACCCUGAAGUGGAUGAAGGGCGGCGAGGAGAUCGUCUUCAGCAAACGCAUCGUCUACAGAGUGGACAAAGACAAGCACACGCUAACCAUCAAAGACUGCACCUUGGCCGACGAGGGCGAGUACACCGCCGUGGCUGGAGACAACAAGUCCACCGCCGAGCUGAUCAUCAGCGAGGCGCCGACGGACUUCAGCGUGCACCUGAAGGACCAGACCAUCACCGAGUUUGAGGACGCCGAGUUCUCAUGCAAGCUGACCAAAGAGAAAGCAGAAGUCAAGUGGUACAGGAACGGACGCGAGAUCAGAGAAGGACCCAGAUACACAUUUGAGAAAGUUGGAAAGAUCUGCACCCUUCGUAUCAAGGAGUGCAGACCUGAUGAUGAGUGUGAAUACGCCUGUGGUGUGGACGACAAGAGAUCCAGAGCCAGGCUCUUUGUUGAAGAGACCCCCGUGGAGAUCGUCAGACCACCACAGGACGCGUUUGAACCUCCAGGCUCGGACGUGGUGUUCGAGGUGGAGCUCAACAAGGACAGAGUGGAGGUGAAGUGGUUGAGGAACAAUAUGACGGUUGUCCAGGGAGACAAAUACCAGAUGAUGAGCGAGGGGAAAGUCCACAGACUGCAGGUCUGCGAGAUCAGACCCAGAGACCAGGGAGAGUACAGAGUCAUCGUCAAAGACAAAGACGCCAAGGCCAAGCUGGAGCUGGCAGCUGUGCCUCAGAUAAAGACCACAGACCAGAACUACGUCACAGACACCGGGAAGCCCAUCGUCAUGGCUGUCCCCUACAGCGCCUACCCGAAGGCCGAGGCCGACUGGCUGUACGACAACACCAGUCUGCCCAAAGACAACAUCCACACCUCGGCCGACCGCACAGAGUACCGGCUGAAGGACCCCAAGAAGUCCGACGAGGGCCGCUACAAGAUCCAUAUCAAGAACAAACACGGAGAGGGGGAGGCCUUCAUCAAGCUGGACGUCAUCGAUGUCCCGGGACCCGUGAAGAACCUGCAGGUGGUGGACACCGCCGACGGCGAGGUCAGCCUGGCAUGGGAGGAGCCCGAGAGCGACGGCGGUAGCAAGGUCAUCGGCUACGUGGUGGAGAGACGCGAUGUGAAGCGUAAGACCUGGACGCUGGCCACCGACCACAUCGACAGUCCCGAGUACACAGUGACCGGCCUCCAGAGGGACUCCAUGUACCUGUUCAGGGUCUGCGCCCGGAACCGGGUCGGCAGCGGACCCAACGUAGAUACCGACAAACCCGUACAGGCCAAGAACAAGUUUGACGUCCCUGAGGCUCCUCUCAACGUCAUCGUGGGGAACGUCACCAAGUUUGGCUGCACCGUCUCCUGGGAGCCUCCCGAGUCGGACGGAGGCUCUCCCAUCACCUCCUACAUAGUGGAGCUGCGUGACCGCACGUCGGUGAAGUGGUCGCCCGUCCAGGUGACCAAGGCCGACGAACUCAGCGCCAUCAUCAACGACGUCAUUGAGAACAAAGAGUACAUCUUCAGAGUCAAGGCAGAGAACAAAGCCGGCGUCGGCAAGCCCAGCGCCGCCUCCCAGCCCGUCAAGAUCAUGGACCCCAUCGAGCGUCCCAGUCCCCCUCUGAACCUGUCCUGGCAGGACCAGAACAAGAACUCGGUGCAGCUCACCUGGGAGACUCCUCUGAGGAACGGAGGCAGCAUGAUCACUGGGUACAUCAUCGAGCGCUGCGAGGACGGUAGCGACAAGUGGCUCCGCUGCAACGCCCGCCUCUGCCCCGACCUCUUCUACAAGGUGUCUGGUCUGAAAUAUGGAACUAAGUACAACUACAGAGCGUUCGCUGAAAACGCCGCCGGAGUCUCCGACCCGUCCAACCUCCUCGGACCUCUCCUGGCUGACGACCUGCACGUUGGCCCGACCUUUGACCUCAGUGCUUUCAAAGACGGCCUGGAGGUGAUCGUCCCUCAGCCUCUGACCAUCAGAGUCCCCAUCACUGGAUACCCGACCCCCGUCGCCAAGUGGACGUUUGGUGAGAAGGAGCUGACGACCGCCGACGAGCGCGUCUCCCUGAUGACCAAGUCCACGUUCACAGAGCUGAUGGUCACGCCGAGUGUCCGCCCGGACAAAGGCAUCUACACCCUGCACCUGGAGAACGACGUCACAUCCGUGUCUGGAGAGAUCGAAGUCAACGUCAUCGCUGCGCCCAGCGCUCCAAAGGACUUCAAGGUCCUGGAGGUGACACGGCAGCAUGUCCACCUGAGCUGGGAGGCUCCCGAGCACGACGGAGGAAGUCCUCUGACCGGAUACCAGGUGGAAAAACGGGACAUGUCCCGCAAGACCUGGGUCAAGGUGGCCUCAGGAGUCCAGGAUCUGGAGUUCACCGUCACCGACGUGGUUGAAGGGAAGGAGUAUCUGUUCAGAGUCACCGCCUGCAACAAGUGUGGACCAGGAGAGCCGGCGUACAUCGACGAGCCCGUCAACGUCUCCUCUCCCGCCACUGUCCCCGACCCUCCAGAGAACCUGAGGUGGAGAGACAAGUCCGCCAGUGGCAUCUUCCUGACCUGGGAGCCACCGAAGUACGACGGCGGCAGCAGCAUCCGCGGCUACAACGUGGACCGCUGCCAGAGAGGAACUGAUAAGUGGGAGCCCUGUGGCGACAUGGUGCCUGAGCUGAAGUGCCAGGUGACUGGUCUGAUCGAGGGCCAGUGGUACGCCUACAGAGUCCGAGCCCUGAACCGACUCGGAGCCGGACGGCCCUGCAAGGCCACCGAUGAGAUCCAGGCUGUGGAUCCCAAAGAACCUCCAGAGAUCCAGCUGGACGCCAAACUGCUGGCCGGUCUGACUGCCAAGGCCGGCAGCAAGAUCGAACUCCCCGCUGAGGUGACGGGUAAACCCGAGCCCCGGGUGAAGUGGACCAAGGCCGACCUGGUCCUGAAACCGGACGACAGGGUGACCAUUGACACCAAGCCGGGACACUCCACCGUCACCAUUGCCAAAACCAAGAGAGAUGACAGCUCCACCUACAUCAUCGAAGCCACCAACAGCAGCGGCCGUGCCACCGCCACCGUCGACGUCAACAUCCUCGAUAAGCCCGGUCCUCCCGCCGCCUUCGACAUCUCCGAGAUCACUAACGAGACCUGCUUCCUGGCCUGGAAUCCUCCGCGCGACGACGGUGGCUCCAGAGUCACCAACUACAUUGUCGAGCGCCGUGCAACCGACAGCGAGAUCUGGCACCGGCUGUCAUCCACCAUUAAACAUACCACGUACAAAGCCGUGGAUCUGGUCAAGUUCAAGGAGUACAUCUUCAGAGUCUUCGCUGAGAACCAGUUUGGUGUUGGCCCACCAGCUGAGCACCUGCCCAUCAUCGCCAGAUACCCCUUCGAUACUCCCGGAGCUCCUUAUAAGUUGGAGGGUUCGGACAUCGCCAAGGACUCGCUGACCCUGACCUGGUACGAGCCUGAUGAGGAUGGAGGAAGCCCCAUCACAGGAUACUGGGUGGAGAGAUACGAACCUGACCACGACAAGUGGAUCAGGUGCAACAAACUGCCCAUCAAAGACACCAACUACAGAGUCAAAGGUCUUCCCACCAGGAAGAAGUACAAGUUCAGAGUCCUGGCUGAGAAUCUGGCCGGAACUGGAAAACCCAGCAAAGAGACAGACCCGAUCCUCGUCAAGGAUCCAAUCGAUCCUCCAUGGCCUCCUGGUAAACCUACGGUGAAGGACGUGGCCAAGACUUCCUGCUUCCUGAUGUGGACCAAGCCAGAGCACGAUGGCGGAGCCAAGAUUGAUGGCUACGUCAUUGAGAUGCUGAAGAGCGGCACCAUGGACUGGAUCCGCGUGGCGGAGAACAUCAACGUCCUGGAGCACUUCCUGAAGGGCCUGAUGGAAAAGCAGGAGUAUUCGUUCAGGGUGCGGGCCGUGAACGUGGCCGGAGAGAGCGAGCCCAGCGAACCAAGCGACCCGGUGCUCUGCAAGGAGAGACUCAACCCUCCUUCGGCUCCUCGCUGGUUGGACGUCGUCAACAUCAGCAGGAACAACGCCGAGUUGAAGUGGACGGCGCCCGAGCGCGACGGCGGCUCCCCCAUCACCAACUACGUGGUGGAGAAGCGUGACGUCAGGCGUAAAGGCUGGCAGACCGUGGACACCACAGUCAAGGAGCUGAAGUACACUGUGACUCCGCUCAACGAAGGGUCGCUGUACGUGUUCCGCGUCGCUGCUGAGAACGCCGUGGGCCUCGGACCGUUCUGCGAGCUGGAGGACUCCGUGCUGGCCAAAGACACUUUCACCACUCCUGGGCCACCGUACGCCCUCGCCGUCAUCGCUGUGUCCAAGAGAUACGUGGACCUUCAGUGGGAGGCGCCUAAAAAUGAUGGUGGACGACCCAUCCUCAGGUAUUCCAUUGAGAAGAAGGAGAAGCUCGGAACUCGCUGGGUUAAAUGCGGGAAGACUUCAGGUCCGGACUGUAAGUACCGAGUGACAGACGUCAUCGAGGGAACUGAGGUCCAGUUCCUGGUCCGAGCCGAGAAUGAGGCCGGCAUCGGACAUCCGAGCGAACCCACCGAGAUCCUCACCAUCGAAGACCCAACUGGUGUCCCGUCACCGCCCAUCGAGCUGCACGUCACCGGAGCCAGCCGGGACUUCCUGUCCAUCGCCUGGAAACCUCCGCAGAGAGAUGGCGGCUGCCCCAUCACCGGCUACCACAUUGAGAUGUGCGAGGCCGGAACAGAGAAGUGGAUGAGGGUCAACUCUCGUCCAGUGAAGGAGCUGAAGUUCCGCGUGGAGGAGGGCGUGGUCCCCGAGAAGGAGUACAUCCUGAGAGUGAGGGCCAUCAACGCCAUCGGAGUGAGCGAGCCCUCCGACAUAUCCGAGAACGUCUUCGCCAAAGAGUCUGACUGUAACCCAAUGCUGGAGUUCCAGACUCUGGACCUGGUCGUCGUGGAAACAGAGAAGAUGCACAUCCCUGUUCCCUUCAGAGCCGUCCCCUCCCCCAGAAUCACCUGGCACAAAGACGGCAAGGAGCUGAAGGCCGACGAGCGCCUCGGCUUCAGGAAGGAGUAUACUUCCUGUCACCUAGAAGUUGAGAGCAGCCUUCACGCUGACGCAGGAGUCUACAAAGUGACUCUGGAGAACAAACUGGGAGCCGCCAGCGCCACCAUCAACGUCAAAGUCAUCGGACUUCCUGGUCCCUGUAAGGAGAUUGUGGCCUCUGAGAUCACAAAGAGCUCCUGUAAAGUGUCUUGGGAUCCUCCAGACUAUGACGGCGGCACCCCGAUCAUUCACUACGUCCUGCAGCGGCGUGAGGCCGGCAGGAGGACGUACGUCAACAUGAUGUCUGGAGAGAACAAGGUGAGCUGGAACAUCAAAGACCUCAUCCCCAACGGAGAGUACUACUUCAGAGUCCAGGCCGUCAACAAAAUCGGAGGAGGAGAGUUCAUCGAGCUCCGCAACCCGGUCAUCGCAGAGGACCAGAAACAUGCUCCCGACCCCCCCGUGGAUGUGGAGACCCACAAUCCCACAUCCAGCACCGUCACCCUGACCUGGAAGCCUCCCAUGUACGACGGCGGCGCCAAGAUCAUGGGCUACAUCCUGGAGAAGCAGCAGAAGGGUGAGGACAAGUGGGAGAGGUGCAACGACUUCCUGGUGCCCGUCGUGUCCUACACCGUCAGGGGACUGACCGAGGGCAAGAACUACACCUUCAGAGUCAAGGCCGAGAACGCAGCUGGGGUCAGCGAGCCAUCGCGCAACACGCCGUUCGUCAAGGCCUCAAACGCUGUUGACGCUCCGAAAGUUUUCCUCAGCGGCAGUCUGCAGUCCGGUCUCAGCGUGAAGCGAGGCUGUGAGAUCCUCUUGGACGCCAACAUCUCUGGCUCGCCCUACCCUCAGAUCACCUGGUACUGGAACAACCAGGUGAUCCGCCCAGAGCCGCUCCGCAAGAGGCCCGAGAGGCCCCUGAAGAAGAAGGUGGAGAAGAAGGAAGAGGAGAAGAAGGAGGAAGAGAAGAAGGAGGGAGAAGCCGAGAAGAAAGAGGAGAAGAAGGAGGGUGAGGCGAAGGAAGGAGAAGAGAAGAAAGAAGGAGAAGAGAAGGAGGAGAAGAAGGAGGAGGAGGCUGCAGAGCCGGAGCUGGAGGAGUUCGACUACCCGACGAUUAACGAGCGUCUCGCCAUCGACAACAGCCACAGGGGCACGUCCUCCGUCGUCAUCACGGACUCGUACCGCGCCGACCACGGCAUCUACAUGGUGAAGGUGGAGAACGAUCAUGGCAUCGCCUCAGCAACCUGCGAGGUCAACGUGCUUGAUACUCCCGGUCCUCCUGUGAACUUCAGAUUCGAGGAGGUGAGGAAGAACUCUGUGAUCUGCAAGUGGGAUCCACCUCUGGACGAUGGCGGCAGCGAGAUCCUCAACUACACUCUGGAGAAGAAGGACAACUCCAAGCUGGAGUUCGGCUGGAGCAGCGUCACCUCCACGCUGAGAGGAUGCCGCUACCUGGUGCCCAAACUCAUCGAGAAGAAGGAAUACAUCUUCAGGGUCGUGGCCGAGAACAAGUUCGGCGCCGGUCCUCCCUGCAUCUCCAAACCACUCAUCGCCAAGAAUCCCUUCGAACCUCCUGAGGCGCCUGAUAAGCCACAGAUUGAAGACAUCACAGCCAACAGCAUGCUGGUCACCUGGAAUGAGCCAAAUGACAACGGCAGCCCCAUCCUGGGAUACUGGGUGGAGCGUCGUGAGAUCAACAGCUCCCACUGGGCACGUGUGAACAGGAACCUCGUCCCCGACACUGAGCUGGACGUUGUGGGUCUGCUGGAGGGGCUGACAUACAUCUUCAGGGUCGCCGCUGAAAACCAGGCCGGCCCAGGAAAGUUCAGCAUCCCCUCCGAACCCAAGACGGCCCAUGCUCCGAUCCUACCUCCUGGACCUCCAGUCGCCCGAGUGGUGGCGACCACCGACCACUCCAUCGACGUGGAGUGGGACCCUCCUGCUGACAACGGUGGAGGGGAGAUCCUGGGAUACCAUGUGGAUAAGGCCAUGGCUGGUACCAAGGACUGGGGUAGGUCUACAGAGCGCCCCUGGAAGACCCGCGCAUUCACUGUCUAUGGAGUCCGAGAGGGAGCCAAGUACCUGGUCAGAGUCAUCGCCUGCAACGCUGCUGGAGAGGGAACACCAGGAUUCACAGAGUCAGUGUUCGUCAGGAAUCCAGCAGAGAUACCUGUGAUUGAACUGGACCUGUCCGUCAAGAAUGGCGUGGUCAUCAGAGCUGGAGAGACUCUCCGUGUACCUGCUACAGUCACAGGUAAACCCUACCCGACCAUCACCUGGACCAAGGACGACGCUAAACCUGACAAAGACAGGGUGGAGAUCCUCACUGAGGGCAACGACAGCAUCGUUUCAAUCAAGAACGUCCAGAGGAAGGACUGUGGCAAAUACCAGAUCUCCGCUUGCAACCCCAGCGGUACCAAGUCUGCUUGGACCAGAGUGGAGGUCAUGGACGUCCCCGGACCCGUCACAGACCUGAAACCCGUCGUCGUCACUCGUAAGAUGAUUUUCCUGAACUGGGACGAUCCCGUGGACGACGGAGGCAGCGACCUGACCGGCUUCAUUGUGGAGCGAAAAGACGCCAAGAUGCACACAUGGAGGCAACCCGUUGAAACCGCCUCAUCCAAGUGCGAGUGCGUGGGCAUCAUGGAGGGACAGGAGUACAUGUUCCGCGUCAUUGCCAAGAACAAGUAUGGCCUGGGACCGCCAGUUGAGCUGGGGCCCAUCAAGGCUGUGGACCCACAGGGUCCUCCAUCGUACCCUGAGAAGUUCCAUUACACUGAGCGCACCAAGAACUCCAUCACACUUGCCUGGAAGCCUCCUCGUAACGACGGUGGCAGCCCGGUCAUCGGCUACUUUGUUGAGAAGAAGAGACAGGACCAGCAGGCCUUCGAGCCCUGCAACACCGAGAUCUGUCCCAACAUGACCAUGACUGUGGAGGGCCUGGAUGAGGCCUGGUUGUAUGAGUUCAGGAUCAAGUGUGCCAACCUCAUCGGAGAGAGUGAGCCAUCCAUCCCACUCACUGUGGUCAUCCAGGAUGAUGAAGUGGCUCCUGAGGUCCACAUGCUGAAGCACUUCAAGGGUGACUGCAUCACCGUGAAGAAGGGUGAACCCAUCGAGAUCCCAGCCGACGUCCUGGGACUUCCCAUCCCUAAGGUUGAGUGGUCCAAGGACGACUUGGUGAUAGAGAAGCCCACCGAGACUCUGCUGAUGGAGACGGAGGUGACCGGCAGGAUGAACUGCAAGACUGUACUGUCCAUCCCAGCAUCCAACAGGAGGGACCGCGGCAGCUACACUGUGACCGCCUCCAACAACAUGGGCUCAGCCAAGCACACCAUCACUGUCAUGGUGCUGGACCGACCACUUCCACCCAGGAAUGUGACGGUGUCCAACAUCAAGGCAGAGUCCUGCUACCUGACAUGGGAUCCACCACUUGACGACGGUGGCAGCGAACUCACCAACUACAUUGUUGAAAGGAAGGAUGAAGCCCCACCUGAACCACAGUGGGUGGAGGUCACCAACAGCAUCAUUGAGAAGAAAUACGGGAUGUGGAAUCUGGAGACCAACAAGACCUACAUGUUCCGAGUCCGAGCUGAGAACCGCUACGGUAAAUCUGACCCAUGUACCACAGAGGAGGUCCAGAUCACAGACCCCUUCGGCCUCCCUGGCCCACCAGAGAAACCAACCAUCGCAGAGUACUCCAAAACCUCCAUGACCCUGACCUGGGAGCCUCCCAGGGAUAACGGUGGCUCCAUGAUCAUUGGCUACUGGCUGGAGAAGAGAGAGAAAGGCACAGGCUACUGGGCCAGAGUCAACAAGAUGCCAGUCACCAAGAGGGGCAUGAAAGGCUGGGAGUACCAGGUGACUCGUCUGUUCGAAGGAACAGAGUAUGAGUUCAGAGUUGCUGCCAGCAAUUCAGCAGGAAUUGGACCAUUCAGUGCACCGUCCGACUCCGCCUUUGCUGUUGAUCCACUGACUCCUCCGGGCAUGCCUGCUGCUCCUGAGGUGGCUGACAAGACAAAGCACAACGUCACGUUGUCCUGGAAACCACCAGAGAAGGACGGAGGAAGCCCCAUCAAGGGCUACAUCAUCCAGAUCCAGGAUGAGGGCACAUCUGAGUGGGUGAGGGUGAACGAUCCCGAAACCCUUCACCCCACCACUGAGUUCACCGUGCCCACCCUCCGUGAGCUGAAACGCUACCGCUUCAGGAUCAUCGCUGUCAAUGACAUCGGCGAGUCCGACCCCAGCCCCCGCACCAGCGAGGUCCUGAUUGAGGAUAUCCAGCUUCCUCCUUCCAUCACCCUCGACGUCAUGGCCGAUGACCUGCUGGUCAUCCGUGCUGGAGAUCCAAUCAAGAUUCCUGCCACCAUCAAGGGUCGCCCUGUUCCCAAGGUGACCUGGGACUUUGAUGGCAAGGCCAAGUCACACAAAAAGAACAAAUUGCACACACUGCCCGUGGACUCCGAGGUUGAGUCCACAGACACCAAGUCCAUCGUGACCAUCCCUGUAAGUCUGAGGAGCCACUCCGGACGCUACACCAUCACGGCCAAGAACAAGUCCGGACAGAAACACAUCAACGUCAGAGUCAACGUCCUCGACGUCCCUGGACCUCCAAAGGAUCUGAGGGUUACUGACAUAACUCGGGCUACUAUGAGGCUGAUCUGGAAACUUCCAGACAAUGACGGAGGAGAGAGAAUUAAGAGCUACUUCAUCGAGAAGAAGAGUGUCACUGAUAAGGCCUGGACCAAGGUGAAUGCGGCCUGUGCCAGCCAGGCUUUUGUGGUCCCCGGUCUGCUGGAGGGUCAGGACUACCUGUUCAGGGUCAGGGCCGAGAACAGACUUGGAUUUGGUCCGUUCACCGUCACCACCGAGCCCGCCCGGGCCAGAGACCCCAUCUACCCCCCCGACCCCCCUACCAAGCUGAAGGUCAACCUGGUGACGAAGACCACCGUCACCCUGAGCUGGGAGCCUCCCAAAAACAACGGCGGCUCUCCGGUAAAGCAUUACAUCAUCGAGCGUUUGAGCUGGGACACCAGCGGCAAGGAGAAGGAGACCUGGAAACAGUGCAACAAGAGAGACGUGGAGGAUCUCACCUUCGUGGUGGAGGACCUGAAGGAGGGAGGAGAAUACGAGUUCAGAGUAAAAGCCGUGAACGCAGCUGGACCCAGCCGACCCUCCGCCACCGUUGGACCCAUGGUCAUCAAGGAUCAGACAUGUGCUCCCACCAUCGUGCUGCGUGAGGCCAUGGAGGGCGAGGAGGGCUGCGACGUCAGCAUCGUGGCAAAGGUGAGCGGCUGUCCAUUCCCCACACUCACCUGGCACAAGGCCAGCGUGGCCAAACCCGAAGAGAAGGCCGCCGUCCAGUACGACCAGCACAUGAACAAACUGGUGACCCACGACAAGUGUACACUGCUGAUCCAGCAGGCCAGCAGGCACGACAGCGCCCUCUACAGCCUGACAGCCAGCAACAGCCUGGGCACCGUCACCAAGGACAUCAAGCUCUCAGUGCUGGGACCCCCCGGCCCACCUGUCGGACCACUCAAAUUCACAGAGGUGUUUGCGGAGAGGAUCGGCCUGGCCUGGAGCCCUCCCACAGACGACGGUGGAUCCAAGAUCACCAACUAUGUGGUGGAGAAGCGCGAGGAGAACAGGAAGUCCUGGGUCCACGUCUCCACAGACCCCAAGGAGUGCGCCUACGUGGUGACCCGUCUGACGGAGAACCACGAGUAUGAGUUCAGAGUCAUGGCCCAGAACAAGUUUGGAGUCGGGCCUCCGCUGGUCAGCGAGCCGGAAAAGGCCAGAAACCUCUUCACCGUCCCGGGUCAGUGUGAGAAACCGACUGUGACCGACGUGUGUCUGGAGUCAAUGACCGUCAACUGGGAUGAGCCUAAGUACGAUGGCGGCUCCUCCAUCACCGGCUACAUCGUGGAGAAGAAGGAGACCACCUCCAAGCGCUGGACCCGCGUCACCCGCGACCCGAUCCGCGCGCUGCCGCUGGGCAACAACUGGGACGUCACCGGCUUGAUGGAGGGCGCCAUGUACCAGUUCAGGGUAAUCGCCGUCAACGCCGCCGGCUGCGGUCUGCCCAGCGUGCCCUCUGACCCUGUACUCUGCAGAGACCCCAUCAAGCCCCCUGGCCCGCCCACUCCCAAGGUGACAGACUGGACCAGGUCGACGGUGGAGCUGGAGUGGAUCCCUCCCACACUGGAUGGAGGGUCAAAGGUCACCGGCUACAUCGUGGAGUUCAAGGAGCCUGAGGGUGACGAAGGAUGGGAGAAGGCAAAGGACACAGAGAUCAGAGGAACCAAGUUCGUGGUGGAUGGUCUGAAGGAAGGCGGUCUUUACCGCUUCAGAGUCCGAGCCGUGAACGCCGCCGGAGUGGGAGACCCGGGACUGGUGUCGGAGCUGAUUGAGGUCAAAGACAGAACAAUUCCUCCUGAGAUGGACCUGGACGCCUCCGUGAAGGAGAAGAUCGUGGUCCACGCUGGCGGCACCAUCCGCAUCAUUGCCUACGUGUCUGGUAAACCUGCCCCGCAGAUCACCUGGUGCAGAGACGACGGCGAGGUGCCCAAAGAGGCCGUGGUGGAGACGACGGGCAUCUCCAACUCGCUGGUCAUCAAGAACUGCAGACGCCAGCACCAGGGCAUUUACACACUGAGCGCCAAGAACGAGGGCGGAGAGAGGAAGAAGGCCGUCAUUGUCGAGGUCCUGGACGUCCCAGGACCAGUAGGUCUUCCCUUCGCCGGCGAGAAUCUGACCACCGACUCCUGCAAGCUGACCUGGUACUCCCCCGAGGACGACGGUGGCUCGACGAUCACCAACUACAUCAUCGAGAAGAGGGAGUCGGACCGCAUGGGCUGGACCUCGGUGUCCUACACUGUGACGAGGAACAACGCUGUGGUUCAGGGGCUCAUCGACGGCAAGGGUUACUUCUUUAGGAUCGCAGCCGAGAACAUCAUCGGCAUGGGACCGUUCAUUGAGACCGACAGGAUGGUUCUUAUCAAAGACCCCAUCUCCGUUCCAGAGCGUCCAGAGGAUCUGAUCAUUACCGCCGUUACCAAGGACUCCAUCUCUGUUGCCUGGAGACCGCCCAAGUAUGACGGAGGCGCCGAGGUGACCGCAUACGUCCUGGAGUCCCGUAUGGUCGGCCGUGACAACUUCACACGCGUAGGCGGCGAGGACAAGCUGAUGGACAGGAAGUUCACACUGACCGGGCUGAAGGACGGCUCGAGCCACGAGUUCAGAGUCUCCGCUCUCAACCAGGUGGGACAGGGCAAACCGUCCUUCGCCACCAAACCUGUGCAGUGCAAGGACGAGCUUGAACCACCCAACCUGGACCUGGACUUCAGGGACAAGAUGAUGGUGAAGGUGGGAGACAGCUGCACGCUAUCGGGACGCUACAGCGGCAAACCGACCCCGGCCAUCACCUGGAAGAAGAACGACGAGGAGCUGAAGGCGGAUGAGGAGAUCGGCCUCCACAGCACCGCCCGCCACCUCAGCCUCAACAUCGGCAAGGCCAAGAGAGAGCACAGCGGGUGCUACUGCGUCAGCGUGGAGAACGCCGCCGGAGCUCGCACAGGAAUCUGCACCAUCACUGUGGUCGACCGCCCUCAGCCACCAGAGGGCCCUGUGGUGUUCAAUGAGGUCUACAGGAACUACAUGGUGAUCUCCUGGAACCCUCCUCUGGACGACGGAGGCUGCGCCAUCUCCAACUACAUCAUUGAGAAGAGAGACACCAACAGAGACCUGUGGAUGCCCGUCACCUCGUCCUGCACUAGGACGACUUGCAAGGUACCGAAGCUGAUCGAGGGUCGUGAAUACAUCAUCAGGAUCAUGGCUCAGAACAUCUACGGCAUCAGCGACCCCCUCCUGUCUGCAGAGACCAAGGCCAGAGACGUCUUCAAGGUGCCUGACGCCCCCAAACAGCCCACAGUGAAGGAGGUUUACCACGACUCCGCCCUCAUCAGCUGGGAGCCUCCUGCCGACGGAGGAAAACCAAUCACAGGCUACAUCGUGGAGAGGAAGGAGACCAUGGCCAACAGGUGGGUUCGCUGCAACACAGAGAGGAUCUAUCCCAAGGUGGAGUACUGGGUGACCGAGCUGUUGAAAGGUUGUGAGUACGAGUUCAGAGUCAGCGCUGAGAACGUGGUGGGAGCCGGAGACCCGAGCCCACCCUCCAAACCCGUCUUCGCCAAAGACCCCAUCGUGAAACCCAGUCCACCGGUGAAGUUCCGGGCCAUCGAUCACACCAAGGAAUCAGUGACUCUGUCCUGGGAGCCGCCCACCGACACCGGCAGAGGAAAGAUCUUCGGAUACCUGCUGGAGUUCCAAAAGGCUGGAGAGGAGGAGUGGCAGAAGGUGAACCAGACUCCAGACUCCUGCCAGGAGACCAAGUUUAAGGUGAUAGGCCUGGAUGAAGGUUCUCUUUACCGCUUCAGAGUCAUGGCCGUCAACGCUGCCGGAGAGUCUGAUCCGGCUAAUGCAAGGGAGCCAGUCAGAGCCCAGGACAGACUUGAGCCCCCAGAGUUGAUUCUGGAUGCUGGAAUGACCCGGGAGGUAAAGGCCAUGGCCGGCACUCACAUUACUCUGAUGGCCGCCAUCAAAGGCAUCCCGUUCCCCACGGUUACCUGGAAGAAGAAUGAUGCUGAGGUUCCCACCAGGGCCGACAUCGAGACCAACCAGGCUGGCACUAAGCUGGAGAUGAGGUUCUGUAACCGUGGUGACUGUGGAGACUACACCCUAACUGUGGAGAACCCAGCCGGAUCCAAGACCGUCACGUGCACCGUGCUGGUCCUCGACAAACCUGGUCCCAUCCAGCACCUCCGGGUGUCUGACAUCAGGAGCGACUCCGCCUACCUGUCCUGGAAGGACCCGGAGGACAACGGUGGCACUCGCAUUACAAACUUUGUGGUGGAGAAGAAGGACACAGCAUCCACUCAGUGGGUCCCCGUCUGCUCCACAUCCAAGAAACGCAGCAUGAUGCUGAAGCACCUGAUGGAGGGAACGUCCUACGUGUUCAGAGUUGCCGCUGAGAACCAGUACGGCCGCAGCGAAUAUGUGGAGACGCCAAAGGCCAUCAAGGCCAUGAACCCGCUCUUCCCUCCUGGUCCCCCCAAAGAUUUGCACCACGUCGACGUGGACAAGACCGAGGUGUGGUUGGUCUGGAACUGGCCUGACCGCAACGGAGGAAGCGAUAUCACAGGCUUCCUGGUUGAGUAUCAGGAAGAAGGAGAGAAGGAGUGGGACGAGUGGAAGACCGUCAGCAUCCCCGAGAGUCACGUGACCGGCCUGGAGGAAGGAAAGACAUACCGCUUCAGAGUGAGGGCCGAGAAUGCCAUCGGCCUCAGCAGACCUGACACCACCGUGCCGAUCCUCUGCCAUGAGAAACUGGUGCCCCCGAUUGUGGAGGUGGAUGUGAAGCUGAUUGAAGGCAUCAUCGUGAAGGCCGGCACCACCAUCAGGCUGCCAGCUAUCAUGAGAGGAAUCCCCGUCCCCACCGCCAAGUGGUCCAUCGAAGGAGAGGAGAUCCUCAGCGAGGGCAACGUCAAGAUCGACACUGAUAACUUUUCGACAGUGCUGAGCAUUAACGAGUGCACCAGGAACCACACGGGCACCUACCUUCUCACUGUGUCCAACCCAGCUGGAUCCAAGACGGUGGCCUUGAACGUCACUGUCCUGGAUGUUCCCGCCGCUCCCAUCGGACCCGCCAACAUUCUGGAGGUCACUCCUGACUCCAUGAUGAUCGAGUGGCGUCCUCCCAAGGACGACGGUGGCAGCCCCAUCACCAACUACAUCGUGGAGAAGAGAGAGUCCAACAAGGAGACCUGGGGAGGUGUGAGCUCCGGCAGCCUCGCCACCCAGCUCAGUAUCACACGCCUGCAGAGGGGGGCGGAGUACGUCGUUCGCAUUCGUGCUGAGAACAAGAUGGGCAUCGGUGGUCCUCUGGAGAGCAAACCCACCGUGGCUGAGCACACCUUCAUGCCACCCAGCCCUCCGGGUAAGCCCCAGACAUCAGACCUCUCAGAGGAUGCUGUGACAGUCGGCUGGACCAUGCCCCUAAGUGAUGGCGGCAGCCAGAUCACCGGCUACAUCAUUGAGCGCAGACACAAGGGAGGAAAGUGGAUCCGUGUCAAUAAGAAACCCUGCAAGGACCUGAGGUACAGAGUCCUGGGUCUGUUUGAGGGCAGCGAGUAUGAAUUCAGAGUGUUUGCUGAGAAUAUCGCUGGCUACAGUGGCCCCUCUCCCAUCUCUGACCCCUGCAAGCCCUGCAGGCCCAUCACCGUCCCCAGUCCCCCUGUCAACCCCAGAGUUAAAGACUACAGCAAGACCACCGCCGACCUGGUGUGGAUCAAACCCAACAAGGACGGAGGCAGCCCUAUCCUCGGCUACAUUGUGGAGAUGAAGAAGGCAGAUACUGAAGAAUGGAAGAAAGUGAACCUGGACGACUUCAUCAAGCAGUGCGCCUACAGGGUGAAGGGUCUGGAGGAGGGCGUGACCUACAGAUUCAGAGUCCGCGCCUCAAACAUGAUUGGAGAUGGAGAGCCCAGAGAAAUCCCAGAGUCUGUCACUGCACAGGACAUCCUCAUCCCUCCGGAGAUUGAGAUGGAGGUCACCUGCCGUGAGCGUGUCACUGUGCGUGCCGGACACAACAUCAAUAUCAUCGGCUACAUUAAGGCCCGCCCUGACCCCGAAGUGCUUUGGGUUAAGGAGGAGGCAGUUCUGGAGAACAGCAAGCGCAUCACCAUCGUUCAGAACCUGCCUGUGACCCACCUGAAGAUCAAAGAGGCCACACGAGCUGACCAUGGCAAAUACACCAUCAAGGCUUCAAACGAGGGCGGCGAGGCCUCCUGCACCAUCACAGUCAAUGUACUGGACAGACCUAGCCACUGCCAGAACCUGCACAUUACCUACGCAACCAAAGACUCCUGCAUGAUCAACUGGGAGGCCCCUAAAGACAACGGUGGAUCCGAGAUCACCAACUACAUCGUGGAGUGCCGUGAGCCCAGCAUUAGCAUGUGGUCCAUGAUCUCUUCCAACUGCACCAAUCGCAAGAUCAAGGCCAAGCUGAUGGAGGGCCACGAAUACCUGUUCCGCGUCUGCGCUGAGAACAAGAUCGGACCUGGACCCUCCGUGGAGACCAGGACCCCUCUGCUGGCGAUCGACCCCAUCGAGAAGCCCGGUGAGCCUGAGAACUUCAGAGCCACUGACGUCGGUAAGAACCACGUCUAUCUGAGGUGGAGGAAGCCUGACUAUGAUGGUGGCAGUCCCAACCUCUCCUAUAACCUGGAGUGCAAAGCCAAAGAUGCUGAAGAGUGGACGAAACUCAACACCAGUGUGCUCACAGACACCUUCUUCCUGGCUGACAAGCGUGUGGAGAAUCAGACGUACACCUUCAGGGUGCAGACCGUCAAUGAAGGAGGUGAAAGUGCCUGGGUGAAGAUAGAUGUUCUGGUGAGGGAGGAGCUCCAGAAGCCCGUCAUUGACCUGAAGCUGGCCGGAGCUCUGACAGUGAAGGCCGGAGAGUCAGUGAGGAUGGAGGCCGCUCUGAGAGGAAAGCCCCAGCCUGAGGUCAAAUGGAUCAAAGACAAGGCUGUUGGAGACAACCCCAGAAUCAGCUAUGAGACUGGUUCAGACUACUCAAAGUUCCUCCUGACCAAGUCCAGACGCACUGACACCGGAAAGUACAUCAUCACCGCCACCAACGCGGCCGGCACCUUCACAGCGUAUGCCAACGUUAAUGUCCUGGAUGUCCCCGGGCCGGUGAGGAACCUCAGGAUCACCGGUAUCGGAGCCGACAAGUGCAGAGUGGUGUGGGACGGUCCGGAGGAUGACGGAGGUUGUGAGGUGGACAGCUACAUCCUGGAGAAAUGCGAGACCAGGAGGAUGGUCUGGUCCACGUACUCCGCCUCUGUGGUCACACCAUACUGUAACGUCACUCGUCUGGUGGAGGGCAACGAGUACAUCUUCAGAGUGAGGGCUGAGAAUAAGAUGGGAACCGGCCCCCCCAUGGAGAGCAAGUCUGUAACUGUCAAGACUCAGUUCAACAAACCUGGACCCCCUGAGGCCCCAGAGGUCACCAAGGUGAGUAAAGAUGAGAUGACGGUGGUCUGGGCUCCUCCCGAGAACGACGGAGGGAAGUCGAUCACCGGUUACAUCCUGGAGAGGAAAGAGAAGAGGGCGGUGCGCUGGGUGCCCUGCACCAAGAGCCCCAUCUCUGAGAGACGCAUGAAAGUCACCAACCUGAUCCCCAACCACGAGUACCAGUUCAGGGUGAAGGCUGAGAACGAGGUCGGUCUGGGAGAGCCCAGCAAACCCUGCAGGCCCGUCGCAGCCAAAGAUCCCAUCGAGCCCCCUGGCCCCCCUGCAGGCCUGAAAGUGUCUGACAGCACCAAGACUUCUAUCACACUGUCCUGGUCUAAGCCUGUGUAUGAUGGCGGUGCCCCUAUCAUCGGCUACAGCUUGGACAUGAGGCUGAAGAGCGAGGCGGACCCUGAGAAGCCCUCAGAGGGCUGGAAGAGGAUUGACACUCAUGGCCCACUGGUGCUCACAGAGUUCACCAUUGGCCAGCUGGAUGAGAAGCAGGAGUACGAGUUCAAGGUGUCCGCCCAGAACCAGGUGGGCUGGGGACGCCACGCUUACACGAAGGAGGCCGUCUUCCCCAAGGAGAUUCUGGAGGCUCCAGAGAUUGAGCUGGACGCCAGUCUGAGGAAAGGCCUGGCCGUCAGAGCCGGCUGUCCAAUCAGGUUGUUUGCUGUGAUCAGAGGAAGGCCCGCCCCCAAAGUCACAUGGAAGCGCAUAGGUGUGGACAAUGUGGUCCGCCGAGGCCACGUGGACCAGGUUGACACCAUGUCCUUCUUGGUCAUCCCUGAAAGCACCAGAGAGGAUUCUGGGAAAUACUCGCUGACUCUGUCUAACUCAGCUGGAGAGAAAGCGAUAUUCGUCCGCGUCAAAGUGCUCGACACUCCUGGUCCCGUUGGCGGCCUGGAGGCAACCGACAUCACCAAGACGACGGCUCAGCUGUCCUGGUUGCCACCGGAGAAUGACGGCGGCAGCCCCAUCCUCAACUACAUUGUGGAGAAACGGGAGGUGGACAGGAAGACCUGGACCAAGUGCACAGAGGACUUGAAGAAGACCAGCUUCAAGGUGACCAACAUGACACCUGGCAUCGAGUACUACUUCAGAGUCAUGGCCUGCAACAAGUACGGCAUCGGUGUUCCUCAGGACUCACCCAGGUCCUACUUGGCUGUUGAUCCCAUCAGUGAGCCCGACCCUCCAAAGAAGAUGGACGUGUUGGAGAUCACCAAGAACAGCGCCACGCUUGGUUGGCUGAAGCCGCUCAGAGACGGUGGGGCCAAGAUCAACGGUUAUGUGGUUGACUACCAGGAGGAGGGCGCACCUGAAGACAAGUGGACACCUUACUCUGUGGUCAAAGACCUGACCAUUGUGGUGGUCGGUCUCAAGGAAGGAACCAAGUACAAGUUCAGAGUGGCAGCCAGGAACUCAGUGGGAGUCAGUCUUGCCCGAGAGGCCGAGGGAGUGUUUGAGGUCAAGGAGCAGCUCAUGGCUCCUAAGAUCAUCAUGCCCGACAUUGUGACAGUCAGAGCUGGAUCCAAGAUGGUGAUUGAGGCCAUUGUGGCAGGUAAACCCGCUCCCUUCUGCAAGUGGAAGCAGGGCAACGAGGACGUGCUGACCUCUGACCGGCUGUCUGUCGUAAAGACGCUGACAACCUGCACGCUAAUCAUCAAGAAUGUGAACAGAAAAGACAGCGGCUACUACAGCCUGUCAGCCGAGAACAGCACCGCCAAGAUCAACCAGAUCCUCAAAGUCAUCGUCAUGGACAUCCCUGGACCCCCUGAGGCUCCUCUGGAGAUCACUGAGCAGGACAUUGAUGCCUGCACACUGCUGUGGAACUCCCCUCAGGAGGACGGCGGCAGCAACAUCACCAACUACAUCGUGGAGAAGUGUGACGUCAGCCAGGGCGACUGGAUCACCGUGUCCGCAUCCUGCACCAAAACCAGCUUCAGAAUGACCAAACUGACGACCGGCAAAGAGUACGGCUUCAGAGUCCGCGCUGAGAACAGGUUUGGCAUCUCUGAGCCCAUCUACUCUGAGAAGAUGAUUGCCAGACAUCCAUUUGAUCCUCCCAGCGAGCCCAGAAACCUGCAGAUCAACAAGAUCAACAAGGACUUCGUAAUCCUGUCGUGGGAGCGUCCAAGCAGCGACGGCGGCAGCCCAAUCACCGGAUACUGCAUUGAAAAGAAAGAAAGGAACAGCCUUCUAUGGGUGAAGGCCAACGAAUCCCUGAUCAAAGCCACCCAGUACACCUGCACCAACCUGAUCGAGGGCCUGGAGUACACCUUCAGGGUGUCCGCUCUCAACAUGGCCGGACAGGGAAAACCUUGCAAACAGACAGACUUCAUCACUGCCAGGACCGCUAUUGACCCACCAGGUAAACCCGAACCCAUGGAUGUGACCAAGAACUCUGUGUCACUGGUCUGGAGCCGUCCCAAGCAUGAUGGCGGCAGCAAGCUGAUUGGCUACUAUGUGGAGUACGCAAAGCUUCCGGAGGAGAAAUGGACUCGCUGUAACGCCAACUGCAUGAACAUCCAGACGGAGAACUAUGUGGCGACAGGCCUGGAAGAAGGCCAACAGUACCAGUUCAGAAUCAUCGCCAAGACGGCCGUCAACAUCAGCCUGCCGUCGGAGCUGUCAGACCCCAUCCCCGUCAUCGCAGAGAACGUUCCUCCUCGUGUGGAACUGGGCCUCAACAUGAAGAAUCUGAUCGUGGUGAAAGCCGGAGAGAACGUCCUCCUGGACGCCGAAGUGUUCGGCAAGCCACUGCCCAAGGUGAGCUGGAAGAGAGACGGAGCACCUCUGGUCCUCACCGAGGGAAUGAAGAUGAGCCAGAAGAAACAUGUCCACCUGCUGGAGCUCUACUCCGUCACCAGGAAGGAGUCUGGAGACUACAGCAUCACCGCCGAGAACAUCAAUGGCAGCAAGUAUGCCACCAUCAAGGUCAAGGUCUUGGACAAACCUGGCCCUCCAGCUUCUGUGAAAAUCUCCAAAGUGUUUGCCGACCGUGUGAAGCUGCGGUGGGAGCCCCCGCUCGCAGACGGCGGGUCUGAGAUCACCAACUACAUCAUCGAGAAGCGUGAGACCAGCAGGGCCAACUGGGCACUGGUCACCUCAAACAUCCACGGACACAUGACCGACUGCUCCGUGGAGAAACUCAUCGAAGGACAUGAGUACCAGUUCAGAGUCAGUGCUGAGAACCAGUACGGUGUGGGAGACGCCAUCAUGACUGACGGCGUCAUGGUCAAGAACCCGUACGAUGUUCCCGGUCCAUGUGAGCCACCAGUCAUCACCAACAUUACCAAAAACUCCAUGACAGUCAGCUGGAAGGCUCCAGCUAACGACGGCAAAGCUCCCAUCCUGGGCUACAUGGUAGAGAAGCGUGAGGCCACUGAGUUGACUUGGGCAAAGGUCAACCGCCGGCCCGUCAUCGACAGGACCAUCAAGGCAGCUCAGCUGACUGAGGGCUCUGAGUACGAGUUCAGAGUCAUCGCCUUGAACAAGGCCGGUCUGGGCAAACCCAGCGAUGCAUCCAACGCUGCGCUGGCUGUCGAUCCUGUCUAUCCUCCUGGCCCACCUGCCUUCCCUAAGGUGGUGGACUCCACCAAGAGCUCCAUCAGCCUUAGCUGGACCAAGCCCGCCUACGACGGUGGCUGUGAGAUCAUUGGCUACCUGGUGGAGUGCAAGAGAGUAGAAGCCGAGGACUGGACCAAGUGCAACGUCCCGAAAAAGCUCCAGGCCACCAAACUGCUGGUGACGGGCCUGAUGGACAACACAGAGUACCAGUUCAGAGUCACUGCCGUCAACAAGAUCGGCUACAGCGAGCCCAGCGAGGUCCCUGGAAACCACAUGCCCAAGGACAUCCUGAUUGCUCCUGAGGCUGAGCUGGAUGCCGACCUGAGAAAAGCUUUGGUUCUUCGAGCCGGUGUCACAAUGAGACUCUACGUCCCGCUAAGAGGACGCCCCGCACCCAAGGUGACGUGGACAAAGGUGAACGCCAACCUGAAGGAGAGGCAGGGCCUGCUGGUCAAGACCUCAGACUGGGACACGCUGCUGAUGAUCGAGGGCGUCAACAGAUACGAUGCCGGCAAAUACGUCCUGACUCUGGAGAACAGCAGCGGCUCCAAGAGCUACACCAUCGUGGUCAAGGUCCUCGAUUCUCCUGGACCACCUGUGAACCUGAUCGUGAAGGAGACCUCCAGAAGCCACGCCUGCAUCACCUGGGACGCCCCGCUGAUCGAUGGCGGCGGCCCAGUGAAGAGCUACAUCGUAGAGAAACGUCUGGCAGAGAGGAAGGCCUGGACCUGCGUGUCGGCAGAGUGCCCCAAGACCUCGUUCAGGAUUACCAACCUGGAGGGCGGACAGGCCUACUGCUUCAGAGUGUUGGCCGAGAACGCGUACGGAAUCGGAGAGGGCUGCGAGACUGCCGGCAGCGUCCGCGCAUCCGAGCAACCUGGUCCAGUGACAGAUUUCAAACCUCAGAAGACCACCAAGGACUCCAUCACUCUGGGCUGGAAGAAGCCCAUCAGCGACGGCGGAAGCCACGUUACUGCUUACAUCCUGGAGCAAAGUGAAGGCGAGGAGAAGUGGAAGCAGAUCAUGAAGGGCAAGAACACCUCACACAUCAUCGGCGAGCUGACUGAGGGCAAGGAGUACUUGUUCAGAGUCAAGGCUCUCAACGAGUCCGGGGAGGGACCGCCCACCGAGCUCGCUGUUGUCGCUAAAGACCAGUUUGUGCUGCCUAACUGCAACUUGAGCAGUCUGCAAGACGGCUGCUGCGUGGUGAAGGAGGGCAGCACCACACGUAUCAACAUCCCCAUCAUUGGAGUGCCCUACCCCACCGCCACCUGGAAGAAGGGCGACAUGGCACUUGGAGACACUGGCCGGAUGUGCGUGGAGGCGUCUCAGGGCGUCACCACCCUGCUGAUCAGAGACUGCCAGAGAGGAGAUGCUGAAACCUACACCAUCAACAUCAGGAACAGCGCUGGCUCCAAGGACUGCAAGUUCCAGCUGAAGGUGGUCGGCAAGCCCGGCAUCUGCACCGGACCCAUCAAGUUCGACGAGAUCACCGCCGACAGCCUCACCCUGGAGUGGGGACCGCCCAAAGAUGACGGCGGCGCAGAGGUGUCUAACUACAUCGUGGAGAAGAGGAGGACGACAGACAACAAAUGGGCCACAGUGGCUUCAGCCAUCCAGAAGACGACCAUGAGGGUGAUCAGGCUCCACGAUGGAGUCGAGUACAUUUUCAGAGUCUUCGCUGAGAACAAGUACGGGGUUGGAGAGUAUCUGAGGUCUGACGCUGUCAUCGCCCAGCAUCCAUUCAACGUACCCGAGGCGCCUGCUCCUCCAGAAAUCGUGAGCAUCCGCCAUGAGUCAGCCAUCUUGACUUGGGCUGAUCCAAAGGACACUGGUGGCUCCCCAAUUACCGGAUAUCAUGUGGAGUUUAAGGAGAGGAACAGUCUGAUGUGGAAACGGGCCAGUAAGACUCCUUUGAGAGUGAAGGAGUGCAGAGUCACUGGCCUGAUAGAGGGACUAGAGUAUGAGUUCAGGGUGAUGGCCAUGAACAUGGCCGGCCUGGGAAAGGCAAGCAAGGUCACUGAGGCUGUGGUUGCCCUGGAUCCUAUUGAUCCUCCUGGCAAGCCUGAAGUGAUUAACGUCACCAGGACCACGGUCACUCUGAUUUGGACCGCCCCCAAAUAUGACGGCGGAUACAAGCUGACUGGCUACAUGGUGGAGAAGCUGGAGGCUGGUGGCAAGGCCUGGAUGAAGGCCAAUCAUGUCAACAUCCAGGGCUGUGCCUUCACUGUUUCUGAUCUGACAGAAGGAUCUCAGUAUCAGUUCAGGGUCAGGGCCAAGAACUCUGCUGGGGCUAUCAGCGUUCCCUCAGAGUCCACUGACCUUCUGACCUGCAAGGAUGAGUACGAGCCUCCAAGCAUCACUAUCGACCCAGACAUGAAGGACGGUGUAUCGGUUAGGGCAGGAGAUACCAUUGUGGUCUCAGCCUCCAAGAUUGUGGGCAAACCUCCACCAACCGCAGUCUGGUCCAAGGGAGGCCGUGAGUUCAAGACCUCUGACAUUGUCACCAUUACCAGCACCCCUACCUCUUCUACUCUGUCCAUCAAGUACGCAAGCCGGAAGAACACAGGCGAAUACACCAUCACCGCCAGCAAUCCCUUCGGCAUUAAGGAAGAACAUGUAAAGGUGAAGGUCUUGGACGUGCCUGGACCUCCGGGCCCCAUUGAAGCCAGUAACAUUUCAGCUGAGAAGUGCACUCUGACCUGGCUUCCACCAGAGGAGGAUGGAGGCUGCUCCAUCAAGUCCUACAUCCUUGAGAAGAGAGAGACCAGCCGCCUGCAGUGGACCAAGCUAGCAGAGAAUGUCAUGGACUGCAGAUAUGUAGCCAGCAAACUGAUCAAGGGCAACGAGUACAUCUUCAGAGUGUCUGCUGUGAACCAGUACGGCACUGGAGACUCAAGCCAGUCUGGUCCAGUCAAAAUGGUUGACAGCUACCGCCCACCAGGCCCGCCCUCAAUCCCAGAGAUUGAUAACGUCAGUAGAAAUGCUGUCACCAUUUCAUGGAAGAGACCAGCACAGGACGGUGGAAGUGACAUCAGAGGAUAUUGUGUAGAGAGGAAAGAGAGGAGAGGAAUGAGAUGGGUGAGAGCCUGUAAGAGGACAGUCCCUGACCUGCGCUUCAAGGUGCAAGGCCUGAGUGAGGGAGUAGAGUAUGAGUUUAGAGUCACUGCUGAGAACAAGGCUGGAUUUGGGGAGCCAAGUGAGCCAUCACGCCCUGUGAUGACUAAGGACAUUGUGUAUCCACCUGGUCCUCCAUCCAAUCCCAGAAUUACAGACACCACAAAAACCACAGCCACCUUCGCCUGGGGCCGACCCCAUUAUGAUGGUGGUCUGCCAGUAGAGGGAUAUAUUGUUGAGUACAAAAAGGAGGGCCAUGAUGACUGGGAGACAGAGACACAGUACCCAUUGAAAGCUACUGAAUAUGUUAUUGGUAAACUUCAAAAACGUGGCAAAUACCACUUCAGAGUCAGCGCUGUAAACUCUGAGGGAGUCGGUGAGCCUGCAGAGGUUGAGAAAGUGACUGAACUGGUGGACCAGGAGGCGCUGCCAGACUUUGAGCUGGAUGCUGAACUCAGGAGAACCCUGGUGGUCAGGUCCCGUGCUUCAAUUCGUAUGUUUGUUCCCAUCAGGGGCCGUCCUGUUCCUGAGGUAACAUGGAGCAAAGAUGAUACCAACCUGAAAACCCGUGCACACAUUGACACCACAGAGUCCUACACUCUACUGGUUAUUCCUGACUGCACCAGAUACGAUGCUGGAAAGUACAACCUCUGUCUGGAGAAUGUUGCUGGAAAGAAGACAGGCUUUGUUAAUGUGAGAGUUCUGGACACACCAGGACCACCAGUCAACCUCAAACCUAGAGAGAUCACCAAGAACAGCAUCACCCUCCAGUGGGAAAUCCCCAUAAUCGAUGGUGGUUCCAAGAUUCAUAACUACAUUAUUGAAAAGAGAGAGGCUACCAAGAAGGCCUACACAGUGCUUACCACCACAUGGCAGAAGUGUUCCUUCAAAUUUACAGACCUUGACGAGGGAGCUUACUACUACUUCCGUGUCUCUGCUGAGAAUGACCUAGGCGUAGGUGAGCCCGCUGAAACCCCUGAGCCAAUCAGGGUGUCCCAAGCCCCCUCAGCACCAGAGAACUUGUAUGUCACAGAUGUGACUGCUGACAGUGCCAGCCUUGCAUGGGUCAAGCCCCUGCAUGAUGGUGGCAGCUUGAUCACUGGAUACGUCAUUGAAACCCAGAAGAAGGACACUGACCAGUGGGUCCAUGUGGCCACCAUCAAGGCUCUGGACUACACUGUCACAGAUCUGACUGAGGGGGCAGAAUAUACCUUCCGCAUAAUGGCUGUCAAUGCAUCAGGUAGGAGCGACCCCCGUGAGAGCAGGCCUGCAGUUAUCAGAGAGCAGACUUCUGCUCCCUCCUUUGAUCUGCGUGGAGUCUACCAGAAGACGGUCAUCGCCAAGGCAGGAGACCGCGUCAAGGUGGAGAUUCCAGUGCUUGGCAAACCCAGGCCUGUGGUUUCCUGGAAGAAGGGAGACAUGGCUCUCAAGGAGACACAAAGAAUCAACACUGAAACCACACUAACAUCAACUAUCCUCAACAUUGGUGAGAUCAAGAGGACUGAUGGAGGCCAGUAUUCCAUGACUGGAAAGAACAUGUUGGGUACGGUGACUGAAACAAUCACAGUCCUAGUCCAUGACAUUCCAGGUCCUCCCACUGGUCCCAUUAAGCUGGAAGAGGUCUCAUGUGAUUAUGUUCUUAUGUCCUGGGAGGCACCAGAGAAUGAUGGAGGCGUUCCCAUCAAUAACUAUAUUGUUGAGAUGCGAGAGACUAUCGGUACUUCAUGGGUGGAGUUGGCAGCUACAGUGAUCCGCACAACAUUCAAGGCCGCUCGUCUCAACACUGGAACCGGAUAUCAGUUCCGUGUCAAAGCCCAGAAUCGAUAUGGCAUUGGACCAUGCAUUGUCUCUGAGCCAGUUGUGGCUGCCUAUCCAUUUGAUGUGCCAGGUCAGCCAGGCACUCCUGUGGUCACAUCUUUCAACAAAGAUGCAAUGACUCUGAGUUGGAAUGAGCCAUCCUCUGAUGGAGGAAGUGCUAUCCUGGGCUAUCAUGUGGACAGAAAAGAGAGAAACAGUAUUCUGUGGCAGAGAAUCAGCAAAGCGCUUGUUGUUGGAAAUAUCUUCAAAUCAAUAGGCCUUGUUGAUGGAAUCGCAUAUGAACACCGUGUUACUGCUGAAAACAUGGCCGGUCUCAGCAAACCAAGCAAACCCUCUGAGUCUAUGUAUGCUUUGGACCCAGUUGACCCACCAGGCAGGCCUGUGGCACUGAAUAUCACCAGACAUGAGGUCACCGUGUCAUGGACCAAACCAGAGGGAGAUGGUGGAUUUUCCAUCACAGGAUACACAGUGGAGAGGAGAGAGAUGCCAAAUGGACGCUGGCUCAAAGCCAACUUCAACAACAUCCUGGAAACCAUCUAUACAGUCAGUGGUCUGAUUGAAGAUGCAACUUAUGAAUUCCGUGUCUUUGCUAGAAACUCAGCUGGUUCUAUCAGUGCUCCAUCCCAGCCAUCUGAGGCAAUCACAUGCAGAGAUGAUAUUGAAGAGCCCAGACUUGAUGUUGACGCAUCGUAUAGCAGCAAUGUUGUUGUCAUGGCAGGAGAGGUAUUCAAGCUGGAGGCCAAUGUGACUGGCAGGCCAAUCCCAUCUCUGGUAUGGACCAAAGAAGGAAAGGAGCUUGAGGAUACAGGCAAGCUAGAGAUAAAGACAUCUGACUUCCAUACAACUCUAAUAAACAAAGAUUCCCUCAGGAGAGAUGGUGGUGCUUUUACUCUGACUGCCAGCAAUCCAGGUGGAUUUGCCAAGUUCACAUUCAAUGUCAAGGUGCUCGACAGACCUGGACCACCCGACUCCCUGACAGUAACUGAUGUCACUGCUGAGAAGUGUGUCCUGAAUUGGCUGCAUCCAACACACGAUGGUGGUGCCAAAAUAGAGUACUUUAUCAUUCAGAGGCGUGAGACCAGUAGGUUGGCCUGGACAAAUGUGGCCACAGACCUUCAAGCAAAUAGAUUCAAGGUCACCAAACUUCUGAAGGGCAAUGAGUACAUCUUCAGAGUCAUGGCUGUUAACAAGUAUGGAAUUGGUGAACCCCUGGAAUCUGAACCUGUCAUCUGUGCCAACCCCUAUGUCCCCAGUGAUGCACCACAGCAGCCUGAAGUCACCACCAUUACCAAGGACUCCAUGGUUGUCUGCUGGGAGCGCCCUGAACAUGAUGGAGGCAGCAGAAUAAACACUUACAUAAUUGAGAGAAGGGAUAAGACUGGCCUGCGCUGGGUGAAGUGCAACAAGAGGACUGUUACUGACCUGCGAUUCAAGGUCUCUGGCCUAACACCAGGACAUGAGUAUGAAUUCAGAGUUCUUGCUGAGAACAAUGCUGGUCUGAGCCAACCUAGUCCUUCCAGUCCAUUCUACAAAGCAGUAGACACAAUCUUCCAGCCUGGACCUCCAGGGAACCCCAGGGUGCUGGACACAACCAAGUCUUCUAUCACCCUUGCUUGGAACAAGCCUGUGUACGAUGGUGGUUCUGAAAUCACUGGUUACAUUGUGGAAACCUGCCUGCCUGAGGAGGAUGAGUGGACAAUUCACACUCCCAAGAAGGGCUGGACAGCCACUUCCUUCACCAUCACCAACUUGAAGGAAAACCAAGAGUAUAAAAUUAACAUCUGUGCCACUAAUUGUGAAGGAGUAGGAGAGCCUGCUGCUGUUCCUGGUACCCCCAAGGCUGAAGACAGACUGCUUCCUCCAGAAGUUGAGCUUGGAGCAGAGCUGCGUAAGGUGGUGUGCAUCAGAGCCUGCAGCACACUUAGACUCUUCGUCCCCAUCAAGGGCAGACCAGCACCUGAAGUAAAAUGGUCGAGAGAGCAUGGAGAAUCCCUAGACAAAGCAAACAUUGAAAUCACCUCAUCAUUUACCGCUCUUCACGUAGAAAAUGUUGACAGGUUUGAUGGAGGUAAAUACAUGGUGACUGUAGAGAAUGCCUCAGGAAGCAAGACAGCUUUUGUUAAUGUCAGGGUACUAGAUACUCCUGGAGCACCUCAGAAUCUGAUCAUUAAGGAGGUCACAAGAGAUUCAGUAUCCCUCGUUUGGGAUGCACCUCUCAUUGAUGGUGGCUCCAGAGUUCGCAACUACAUCGUAGAGAAGCGUGAGUCAACCAGAAAGGCCUACUCAACUGUCUGUGCAAGCUGCCAUAAGUCAAGUUGGAAAAUUGGAGAGCUGGAGGAAGGAAAGAUGUACUUCUUUAGAAUCCUGGCUGAGAAUGAAUAUGGUGUUGGCCUCCCGGUGGAGACUGUUGAACCAAUUAAAGUGUCAGAGAGGCCUCUACCUCCUGGUAAAGUGUCCCUCCGUGAAGUUACCAGCACCAGUGUCACGCUAAGCUGGGAAAAACCUGACCAUGAUGGUGGAAGCAGAAUCACAGGCUAUAUUGUUGAGAUGCAAGGUAAAGGCAGUGAGAAGUGGACCCAGGUCAUGGUGGUAAAGACCAAUGAAGCUGUUGUAACUGGCCUUACACAUGGAGAGGAGUACAUGUUCCGUAUUUCAGCCACCAAUGAAAAGGGAGCUAGUGACCCACGUUCUCUCAAUUUGCCUGUGGUGGCAAAAGACCUUGUUAUCUCACCGACCUUCAAACUGCUUUUUAGCACAUUCAGUGUGCUGGCAGGAGAUGAUCUGAAGAUAGAUGUACCAUAUGCUGCAUGUCCCAAGGCCACAGCAACUUGGCUCAAAGACGGUGUUGUUCUCAAGGAGACAACAAGAGUUAAUGCUGAGGCCACAGACAAAAACCUUCUCCUGGUCAUCAAGGAGGCUUGCAGAGAUGACGUGGGCACAUACACUAUCAAACUAACUAACAAAGUUGGAGAGGCAUCCACAGACAUCAGUGUUGUUGUUCUAGAUAAGCCUGGUCCUCCAACAGGCCCAAUUAAGUUGGAUGAAGUCACUGCUGACAGUGUGGUGCUGUCCUGGAAUCCACCAGAGUAUGAUGGUGGUUGCGCCAUCAACAAUUACAUCGUUGAGAAGAGAGACACAUCUACUACAAACUGGCAGAUUGUGUCAGCUACAGUUGCCAGAACCACUAUUAAGGCAGCCCGUCUGAAGACUGGAUCUGAGUACCAAUUUAGGAUUGCUGCAGAGAAUAGAUACGGCAAGUCCUCAGCUCUGCUCUCUGAAAGCAUUGUUGCUCAGUAUCCAUUUGAAAUGCCCAGUCAGCCACGUUCUGUUACGGUCCAGUCAGCCACCAGGGAAAGCAUGGUGGUUGUAUGGGAGAAACCCAGUAAUGAUGGUGGAAGCAAAAUUCUGGGCUAUCACGUAGAGCUCAAAGAGAGAAACAGUAUACUGUGGGUGAAACAGAACAAACAACUCAUCCCAGAGACCAGAUUCAAGGCUGUUGGUCUUGAGGAGGGUAUUGAAUAUGAGUACAGAGUCUAUGCUGAGAAUAUUGUCGGCCUCAGCAAAGCCAGCAAACUGAGUGAAAUGCAAGUGGCCAGAGAUCCUUGCGACAGACCGGGAAAACCAGAGGCUGUUAUUGUAACAAGAAACCAAGUGACACUCAGAUGGACCAAACCUGAGUAUGAUGGUGGCAUCAAGAUCACAGGUUAUGUGGUUGAGAAGAAGGAAGCAACAGGCCGCUGGAUGAAGGCCAGUUUCGCCAACAUCAUUGAGACUGAAUUUGUUGUGACAGGACUUACUGAAGAUCAGGUUUAUGAGUUCCGUGUCAUUGCCAGGAAUUCAGCAGGUGUCUUCAGUCAGCCCUCUGAUUCAACUGGAGCUAUCACUGCCAAGGAUGAGGUGGAUCCACCCAAGAUUGACUUGGAAGCUAAAUACUCCCAGGCUGUGGUGGUAAAUGCUGGGGAAACAUUCAGGCUUGAGGCUGUUGUCGCUGGUAAGCCUGUGCCCACAAUACACUGGCUGAAGGAAGGUCAAGAGAUCACUGAAGCAGCUCGCUUAGAAGUCAAGAACACAGACUUUAUAGCUUGUAUAGUUGUUAAAGAAGCCAUUCGUGUUGAUGGAGGUCAGUACACUUUGCUGGUGAAGAAUGUUGGAGGAGAGAAAUCUGUUAACAUUAAUGUCAAGGUCCUGGACAGACCAGGUCCUCCCGAGGGCCCCAUCUCCAUCUAUGGGGUCACCAGUGAGAAAUGCUCAAUUUCCUGGAAAUCUCCCAUGCAAGAUGGAGGUAGUGAUGUUUCCCAUUACAUAGUUGAGAGGAGGGAAACCAGCAGAUUGGUUUGGACUGUAGUUGAGCCAAAAGUUCAGACACUGAACUUGAAGAUUACCAAACUUCUUCCUGGUAAUGAGUACAUCUUCAGAGUGAUUCCAGUCAACAAAUACGGAGUUGGUGAGCCUCUGGAAUCUGAGCCGAUGAUUGCCAGAAAUCCAUUUGUCACUGCCAACCCACCAACAGAGGUAGAAGUCAGCACAAUCACCAAGGAUUCCAUGGUGGUGACCUGGGAGAGACCAACUAAUGAUGGUGGUAGUCCCAUCCAGGGAUAUAUUGUUGAGAAACGUGACAAGGACGGUGUAAGAUGGACCAGGUGCAACAAGCGCACAGUGAGUGAGCUGCGCUUCAGAGUGACCGGACUCCUAGAAAAUCAUAGCUAUGAAUUCAGAGUUGCUGCUGAGAAUGCUGCAGGUGUUGGCACACCUAGUGCACCAACAGUGUACUACAAAGCAUUGGAUCCUAUCUUCAAACCAGGCCCACCAAACAACCCCAAAGUAGUCGACUCAUCUAGGUCCACUGUUUCCCUGACAUGGGGCAAACCCAUCUAUGAUGGUGGCUGUGAGAUUAAAGCGUACAUUGUGGAGGCCUGCAAUGGGGCAUCUGAUGAGUGGUUUAUGUGCACUCCUCCCACUGGAAUCACAGAUACUAAGUUUACAGUGAAAAAGCUUCUCGAGAAGCACGAGUACCAGUUCAGAGUAUGUGCCAUCAACAAAGUUGGUGUUGGUGAACAUGCUGAUGUUCCAGGAAAGAUUCUCCUGGAGGAGAAGCUUGAGGCUCCUGAUCUUGACCUGGAUGCUGAUAUGAGAAAGAUGAUCAACAUUAGGUCAGCAAGCACUCUCAGGCUGUUCGUUCCUGUGAGAGGUCGUCCAGCCCCUGAGGUGAAAUGGGGUAAGGCUGACGGUGAGAUUAAGGAGACUGCCCAGAUUGAUAAUACAGGCAGUUAUGCUUCACUUGUCAUUGAGAAUGUUGACAGAUUUGACAGUGGCAAGUACACCCUGACUGCAGAAAAUGCCAGUGGAGUGAAGUCAGUUUUCAUCAGUGUCAGGGUCCUGGACUCACCUAGUCCACCAACUAACUUCAUGGUGAAAGAGAUUACCAAAACUUCUGUCACUCUCACAUGGGAGCCUCCACUUCUGGAUGGUGGCUCAAAGAUUAAGCAUUAUAUUGUUGAGAAGCGUGAGAGCACCAGGAAAGUUUACUCUCCCGUCACCACCUGCAAUAGGAUGUCAUGGAAAGUUGAGCCUCUUCCGGAGGGUGGAAUCUUCUUCUUCAGAGUCCUGGCUGAGAAUGAAUAUGGCGUGGGUCUCCCCGCCAAAACUUUGGAACCCAUUAAGAUCUCUGAGAAGCCUCAGCCACCUGGUAAAGUCAGUGUUGUUGAUGUUACUCAUAGCACUGUAACCCUCACCUGGGAGAAGCCGGAACAUGAUGGCGGCAGUAGGAUCAGUCACUAUGAAGUCGAACUGUCACCUAAGGACAGUGAGGCCUGGUCUGUGUGUGCUAGUGUGAAGGCACUGGAGACUGUAGUGACAAACCUACUCAAGGGAGAGGAGUAUCACUUCAGAGUUGUAGCUGUAAAUGACAAGGGCAAGAGUGACCCCAGACAACUGGUUCAUUCAGUUGUAGCAAAGGAUCUUGUGAUUGAGCCUGCUGUUAGACCCAAAGUGAGCACCUACAGUGUCCAGGUGGGCCAUGACCUCAAGAUAGAGGUCCCAAUUGCUGGUCAUCCAAAGCCAACCAUCACCUGGACCAAGGACGGUGCUGCUCUUAAGCAGACCACCAGAGUUAAUGUCACUGACACAAAACAUCAAACCACCCUCACCAUAAAGGAUGCCACCAGAGAGGACGGAGGCAUGUAUAGCAUCAAUAUCUCUAAUGCCCUGGGAUCCAAGGAUGCCACUAUUGAGGUGAUCACCCUGGACAAACCAGGCCCCCCCACAGGCCCUGUCAAGUUGGAUGACAUAAGUGCUGAAAGUAUCACUCUUAGCUGGGAACCUCCUACAUACACAGGUGGCUGCCAAAUCUCCAACUAUGUGGUAGAGAAGAGAGAUACAACCACAACCAACUGGGUGGUCGUAUCUGCUACUGUGGCCAGAACCACACUGAAAGUAGCUAAUCUGAAGACAGGUGCUGAAUACCAGUUCAGAAUCUAUGCUGAGAAUAGAUAUGGAAAGAGUUACGCAAUUGAUUCAGAGGCUGUUUUGGCACAGUAUCCAUUCCAGGAGCCUGGGCCACCAGGAACACCAUUUGUGUCUUCAUACACCAAAGACUAUAUGGUGGUUGAGUGGCACAAACCCCCAUCUGAUGGAGGCAGUGCCAUCUUGGGCUACCAUCUGGAGAGGAAAGAGAAGAACAGUAUCCUCUGGACAAAGAUCAACAAAAUGCUCAUUCAAGACUGCAGGUUUAAAUCUACUCCUCUUGAGGAAGGCAUUGAGUAUGAGUAUAGAGUCUAUGCUGAGAAUAUUGUUGGCAUUGGAAAAUGCAGCAAAGUUUCUGAGGUUUAUGUAGCCCGUGACCCUUGUGAUCCCCCUGGCCGCCCUGAGGCUCUGAUUGUGACCAGGCACUCGGUUAAGCUGAGGUGGACCUCUCCAGAGUAUGAUGGUGGAAGCUUAGUUACUGGCUAUUUAGUGGAGAAACGUGACCUUCCUGAAGGAAAGUGGAUGAAGGCUAGCUUUACAAACAUCAUUGAGCAUGAAUUCACAGUUACUGGCCUGACAGAAGACAGUAAAUAUGACUUCAGAGUAAUAGCCAGGAAUGCAGCUGGUGCUGUCAGCAAGCCAUCCGAGUGCACAGGAUCCAUCACAGCCAAGGAUGAAGUUGAACCACCAAAGUGUGAGACAGAUCCUAUGUACAACCAGACCAUUGUUAUCAAUGCUGGAGAGACUUUCAGUCUGGAAGCCAGUGUGGAAGGAAAGCCCAUCCCCACAGCUCAGUGGUUCAAGGGAGCUGUUGAAGUUGAAAACUCAGCAAGGGCUGAAAUCAAAAAUACAGAUUUUAAGGCAUUGUUAGUUGUGAAGGAUGCCAUCAGAGUGGAUGGUGGGCAGUACACUCUGGUUCUUACUAAUGUGGCUGGAACAAAGACUAUCCCAUUCAGUGUGAAGGUACUGGACAGACCAGGACCCUCAGAAGGACCUCUUACUGUCAGCAAUGUCACUGAGGAGAAAUGCUCACUGUCAUGGCUGCCACCCAGGCAUGAUGGAGGAGCUAGCAUUUCUCACUACAUCAUUCAGAAGCGAGAAACCAGCCGCCUGGCAUGGACUGUGGUCUCCAGUGACUGUGGAGCUACCAUGUUCAAGGUUACCAAACUGUUGAAAGGAAAUGAAUACAUCUUCAGAGUCAUGGCUGUUAACAAGUAUGGUGUGGGUGAGCCUCUCGAGUCAGCACCAGUUAUCAUGAGAAAUCCAUUUGUUCCUCCUGGCGCCCCUCAGGAGCUUGAGAUCACUAACAUUACAAGAGACUCCAUGACUGUCUGCUGGAACCGCCCUGAGACCACAGGAGGCAGCGAGAUUGUUGGUUACAUUGUUGAGAAGAGAGACAGAGCUGGAGUGAGGUGGACCAAGUGUAACAAACGCAGGGUGACAGACUUGCGUUUUAGAGUAACAGGACUAACUGAAGACCAUGAAUAUGAAUUCAAGGUAUCUGCUGAGAAUGCAGCUGGAGUGGGUCAGUCAAGCCCAGCUUCACCCUAUCUCAAAGCCUGUGAUCCCACCUUUGAACCAGGCUGUCCCACCAAUGCCCAUGUGGUCGACACAACUAAAGACUCCAUCAGUCUGGCCUGGCAUAGGCCCAUCUAUGAUGGUGGUUGUGAGAUUCAAGGAUACGCUGUUGAAAUUACCAAGGCUGAUGAGGAGGAAUGGACCAUAUGCACCCCACCCUCUGGAGUUAAUGCUACCAAGUUUACCAUCACCAAGUUGGUGGAGCACCAAGAAUACAAAGUCCGCAUCUGUGCAAUCAAUAAGCUGGGUGUUGGUGAGCCCAUCGAGAUCCAGGGAGUCGUGAAACCUCUGGAUAAGAUUAAUCCUCCAGAGAUGACUCUUGAUUCAGAACUCAGGAAGGGAAUAGUUGUCCGUGCAGGUGGCUCAAUGAGAAUCUGCAUUCCAUUCAAGGGCCGUCCUACUCCUGAGAUUAGCUGGGCCAAGGAGGAUGGAGAACUUCCCACUAAAGUCCAGAUAGAGACAGGGGAAGAUUACACACAGCUCUCCAUUGACAUAUGUGACAGAUAUGAUGCUGGAAAAUACAUCCUCAACCUGGAGAAUAGCGCUGGCACCAAGUCAGCCUUCGUCUCUGUCAAGGUUCUGGACACUCCAGGGUCCCCUCUAAAUUUGACAGUCAAAGACAUCAAGAGAGAAAGUGUUACUGUGACCUGGGAGCCUCCUCUUAUUGAUGGUGGUGCAAGAAUCAAGAAUUACCUGGUUGAAAAGCGGGAGUCCACCAGGAAGGUUUAUUCUAAUGUGGAUAACAAGUGCACAAAGACAAGCUACCGUAUCACUGGCCUCACUGAAGGAACUAUCUACUAUUUUAGAGUCUUAGCUGAGAACGAGUUUGGAGUGGGACAGCCAGCUGAGACAGAGAACGCAGUAAAAACAUCCGAGCCUCCUCUGCCUGUGGGUAAAGUUACUUUGACUGCAGUGACCAAAACCACUGCCUCACUCUCCUGGGAGAAGCCAGACCAUGAUGGAGGCAGCAGGAUCAUGGGCUACUACAUUGAGAUGCAGCCUGUGGGCUCAGAGGAGUGGGUGGUGGCCGCUACAAUCAAAACUUGUGAGGGCACUGUUACAGGCCUUAGUGCAGGACAUGAGUACUUGUUUAGAGUGUUAGCUUUCAAUGAGAAGGGCAAGAGUGACCCCAGGGCUCUGGCUGCACCAGUCACUGCUAAAGAUGUAACUAUCGAGCCCAGAUUCAAGAUGGCAUUCAACACUUACAGUUUACAGCAUGGUGAUGAUCUGAAGAUUGAGAUUCCAGUGAUAGGACGCCCUGUUCCCAAGGUUGAAUGGAAAAAGGAUGGACAUGCUCUAAAGGAGACAACCAGACUAAAUGUAUCUAGCACUCAAUCAUCAACUAAGCUGUACAUAAAGGAUGCAAAUAAGGAAGACUCUGGUAAAUACAUUCUCACAGCCACCAGCAGUGUUGGAACAGCUACAGAGGAGCUUACUGUUAUUAUUCUUGAUAAACCUGGCCCACCCACAGGCCCUGUGAAGAUUGAAGAGGUGAGCUCUAAUUAUGUCACUCUCUCCUGGGAGCCACCAGAGUACACUGGAGGCUGUCAGAUCAACAACUACAUUGUGGAGAAGAGAGACACCACCACGACAGCAUGGCAGAUUGUGUCUGCUACUAUUGCCAGGACAACCAUCAAAGUCACCAACUUGAAGACUGGAGUUGAGUAUCAGUUCAGAGUGUCUGCUGAGAAUAGAUAUGGAAAGAGUUCUGCCAUUGUUUCUGCCGCUGUUGUUGCUCAGUAUCCAUUCAGUGAGCCUGCUGCCCCAGGAACGCCAAUUAUUUCUGCAGCAACCAAGGAUAACAUGGUUGUUGAGUGGAAACCACCGACCAACAAUGGAGGCAGCCCCAUCCUAGGCUAUCACCUCGAGAGAAAGGAGAAGAACAGCCUAUUGUGGACUAUGCUUAACAAGCUUUUAAUCCCAGACACACGUUUCAAGACUACAGAGCUGGAAGAAGGUAUUGAGUAUGAAUUCAGAGUUUAUGCUGAGAACAUUGCUGGUAUCAGCCCGGCCAGCAAGAUCUCUGAGGCCACAGUUGCUAGGGACCCCUGUGACCCACCAGGCACUCCUGAGGCUAUUGAAAUCACCAGAAACCAUGUGACACUCCAGUGGACCAGGCCUCAGUAUGAUGGAGGCAGUGCAAUUACUGGCUAUGUGGUUGAGAGAAGGAAGCACCCAGAUACUCGCUGGAUGAAGGCCAGCUUCACCAACGUCAUUGAUACCCAGUUCACAUACAGUGGCAUGACUGAGGACUGUGUUUACGAGUUCAGAGUCAUUGCCAGAAAUGCUGCUGGCAUUUCCAGCCGUCCCUCUCAGACCACAGGAGAAAUUACUGCCAAAGAUGAGAUUGAGGCUCCAGAAGCCACCAUGGAUUCUAAAUUCAAGGAUCUGACAGUUGUUCAUGCUGGUGAAUCAUUCGUCAUCGAUGCUGAUUACACUGGCAAGCCAAUGCCUGAGGUUGUUUGGUUAAAGGAUGGAAAGGAGAUUGACCAAACCACACCAAGAAUGGAGGUUAAGACCACACUCACACGUACCAUCCUGACAGUGAAGGAUUGCAUUAGAAUUGAUGGAGGCCACUUUGUUCUCAAGCUUGUCAAUGUGGGAGGAGUUAAAAUGAUCCCAAUCAAUGUUAAAGUUCUGGAUAGACCUGGUCCUCCAGAUGGCCCACUAGAAGUCAAAGGUGUAACAGCUGAGAAAUGCUAUCUUCACUGGAACCAUCCUUCACAUGAUGGUGGAGCCAGCAUCUCUCACUACAUUAUUGAGAAGAGAGAGACUAGUCGUUUGUCAUGGACCAUGGUUGAGCCCAAUAUUCAGGCCAUCAGCUACAAAAUCACAAAACUGCUGCCUGGCAAUGAAUACAUCUUCAGAGUCACUGCAGUGAAUAAAUUCGGUGUUGGUGAGCCUUUGGAAUCUGAGCCUGUUAUUGCUCGUAACCCCUUCACCACUCCCGGUGCUCCCUCCACCCCAGAGGCCGGUGCUAUCACGAGGGACUCCAUUGUACUUACCUGGGAGAGGCCAGGUGAUAAUGGAGGAGCUGAGAUUGAUGGAUAUGUCCUUGAAAAACGUGAUAAAGAUGGCAUCAGAUGGACUAAGUGCAACAAGAAGAGGCUGAAUGACCUGAGAUUCAGAUGCACUGGUCUCACAGAGGGCCACUCCUAUGAAUUCAGGGUCUCAGCUGAAAAUGCUGCUGGUGUGGGAAAACCUAGCGCACCAACUGAAUACAUCAAGGCCUGUGAUGCCACUUAUCCACCAGGACCUCCAAAUAAUCCCAAAGUCCUCGACCAUUCAAGCACCAGUGUCUCCCUGUCCUGGUCCAGGCCUAUCUAUGAUGGCGGAGCACAGAUCAGCGGAUACAUGGUUGAAAUGAAGGAGGCAGCAGAUGAUGAAUGGAUUACUUGCACACCAUACACUGGUGUUCAGACUACUCAUUACACAGUGAAGAAACUUAAAGAGAAUGCAGAGUACAACUUCCGCAUCUGUGCUGUUAACUGUGAGGGAGUAGGAGAGCAUGUGGACCUACCUGGGUCUGUGAUUGCUGCAGAGAAGCUGGAAGCCCCUGAAAUUGAACUAGACGCUGACCUAAGGAAGAUGGUCAAUGUUCGCGCUACUGCAACCCUACGUCUGUUUGUGACAAUCAGGGGAAAGCCCGAGCCUGAGGUCAGAUGGUCAAAGGCUGAUGGCACUUUGAAUGAGCGUGCCCAGAUUGAUGUCACAAGCUCUUACACAAUGCUAGUGAUUGAAAAUGUUGACAGAUUCGACACUGGCAAAUAUGUACUGACCCUUGAGAACCUCAGUGGCUCUAAAUCAGCCUUCAUCAAUGUCAGAGUUCUUGACUCACCCAGUGCUCCUAUCAACCUGGAGGUGAAGGAUGUGAAGAGGAAUUCUGUCUCUCUCUCUUGGGAGCCUCCUCUAAUCGAUGGUGGGGCUAAGAUAUCACACUAUAUUGUGGAAAAGAGGGAGCAGAAGAGAAUGGCUUUCACCAGUGUUUGCACAAACUGUGUGAGGAACUCCUACAUUAUUUCUGACCUGCAGGAGGGAGAACGAUACUAUUUCCGUGUAUUGGCUGUGAAUGAGCUUGGAGUAGGUCUGCCUGCUUCCACAGAUCAAGUCAAGGUGUCUGAAGCUCCUCUGCCUCCUGGUAAGAUUGUCCUGGUUGAUGUGACUCGUCAUACUGUCACUCUUUCUUGGGAGAAACCUGAUCAUGAUGGAGGCAGCAAGAUCACAAACUAUAUUGUGGAGAUGCAGCCCAAGGGAGAUGACAAAUGGACUGUGUGCAGUGAAGUCAAAGCACUGGAAGCUACUAUUGAAGGACUUGUAACUGGAGAGGAAUACUCCUUCAGGGUGUUUGCUGUGAAUGAUAAGGGCAAGAGUGAUGCCAAACCUCUGGCUGCCCCUGUGGUGGUCAAGGACAUCACAGUAGAGCCCAUUAUCAACCUCCUGUUCAACACAUACAGUGUAAAGGCAGGAGAUGACUUGAAGAUUGAUGUUCCCUUCAAGGGCAGACCUCAACCAGAGGUGUCCUGGAAGAAGGAUGGCCAGGCGCUUAAGCAGACAACCAGGGUCAAUGUUCUUAACUCCAAGACCUCAUCCAAGAUUACCAUCAAGGAUGCAACCAAGGAGGAUGUAGGAAAGUAUGAGAUCACUUUGACUAACUCAGUUGGCACCAAGACAGCUGAAAUCUCUGUUAUAAUCCUGGACAAACCUGGCUCACCUAGCAACAUUAAGGUGGAUGAGGUGAGUGCUGACUUCAUCUGCCUGUCUUGGGAUCCUCCAACUUAUCACGGUGGAUGCCAGAUUAACAACUACGUGGUGGAGAAGAGAGACACUACCACAACCACAUGGCAGAUAGUCUCAGCCACAGUAGCCAGGACAUCUAUUAAGGUGACUCGCCUCAAUCAGGGAACUGAGUACCAGUUCCGUAUUGCAGCUGAGAACCGUUACGGCAAGAGUCAUGCUAUUGACUCGGCUCCUGUUGUUGCUCAGUAUCCAUUCGAGCCUCCUGGCCCUCCAACCAACCUCCAUGUCGCCCAUGCCACUAAGACUGGCAUGCUCGUAGUAUGGGGCAGACCUGCCAGUGAUGGGGGAAGCCCUGUUAUUGGUUAUCACAUUGAAUGCAAAGACCAAAGUAGCUUACUGUGGACUAAGGUCAACAGAGGACUGCUGGCUGAGAACCAGUUUAAGAUGACAGGCAUUGAAGAAAGUCUGCUGUAUCAGUUCAGAGUCUAUGCUGAGAAUAUUGCUGGCAUUGGUCCAUGCUCUAAACCCAGUGAGCCUGUGGCAGCCAGAGAUCCAUGUGAAUCUCCACAUAACCUUAGAGUCACCAACAUUACCAGGACCUCAGUUUCUCUAUUCUGGGAGAAGCCAGAGUAUGAUGGUGGAGUAAAGAUUACUGGCUACAUUGUUGAGCGUAAAGAACUUCCCAAUGGCCGCUGGCUGAAAUGCAACUUCACCAACCUUCAGGAUACCUACUUUGAUGUUACAGGCCUCACUGAAGAUGUCCAGUAUGACUUCCGUGUCAUCGCUAAGAAUUCCGCAGAGAUGUUGAGUGCUCCUUCUGAGAGCACUGGUCCUGUCACAGUCAAGGAUGAUGUAGACCCUCCCACUAUUAUCCUGGAAGAUAAGCUCAGACAGCUGGUUGUCAUUAAAGCUGGGGAGAUCAUCAAAAUUGAUGCUGAAAUUACAGGACGUCCACUUCCAGUUGUCUCAUGGUCUAAGGAUGGAAAGGAUAUUGUGGCCAAGGCCAGGUGUGAAAUCACCUCCACCAACUUCGCAACCACCCUGAUUGUCAGAGAUGCUAUCAGGAGGGAUUCUGGCCAAUAUGUUCUGACCCUGCACAAUGUGGCAGGAACCAGGUCUGUGGCUAUCAACUGUAAGGUUUUGGACAGACCUGGACCGUCUUCGGGACCUUUGGCGGUGUCUGGGCUCACAGCAGAGAAAUGCACCAUAACAUGGGGACCCCCUCAGGAGAAUGGCGGUGCUGAAAUUAUGCACUACAUUGUGGAAAAACGCGAGACAAGUCGCCUUGCCUGGACUCUUGUCUAUGGAGACAUGAAGGCAACCACCUGUAAAGUGACGAAGCUGCUCAAAGGAAAUGAAUACAUCUUCAGAGUCAGGGGAGUCAACAAAUAUGGGGAUGGCGAGGCCCUGGAGAGUGAGCCAGUGAAGGCCAUGGAUCCAUUUACUGUGCCUGCAGCUCCCACUAAUGUCCAGGUCACCUCAGUUACUAGUGAGGCAAUGACCAUCUGUUGGGAGAGACCCAUUUCUGAUGGUGGAAGCAGUAUCGCUGGCUAUGUCAUUGAAAAACGAGAGAAGACCGGUCUUCGCUGGUGCCGUGUUAACAAGAAGCCUGUUUAUGACCUUAGAGUCAAAGCCUCAAACCUUCGUGAUGGUUGUGAGUAUGAGUACAGAGUGUUUGCAGAGAAUGCUGCUGGGCUCAGUGCUCCUAGCAACCCUUGCCCACUCACCAAGGCUGAAGACCCACAGUUCCUGCCUUCACCUCCUGCUAAGCCCAAAAUCAUUGACUCUACAAAGACCACAGUCACCCUGUCAUGGAACAAGCCACUAUUUGAUGGUGGAGCACCUGUGACUGGUUACAGAGUAGAAUAUAGGAAGACUUUCGAUGAUGAAUGGAUUGUUGGAGUCCAGAACACCAAGAACACAGAGUUUACAGUGGUGGGAUUGACUCCUGGGGCUGAAUAUGUGUUUGUUGUCAAGUCCAUUAACAAGAUUGGUGUCAGCGAGCCCAGUUCUGAGUCUGACAGACAGGUUGCCAAAGAGAGAGAGGAGGAGCCAGUCUUUGACAUCAGCAAUGAGAUGAGGAAGACUCUUAUUGUGAAAGAUGGAAGCUCAUUUACUAUGACAGUGCCCUUCAGAGGUAAACCCAUCCCCAGUGUCACAUGGACUAAACCUGAUGUUGACCUUAGAGUCCGUGCUGUCAUUGACACCACAGACACCUUCACCUCCAUCACCUUAGAGAAGGCAACUCGCAACGACUCUGGCAAAUACACCGUCACCUUGUCCAGUGUAGCUGGAACCUCCUCCUUGACACUCACUGUCAGAGUCCUGGACUCCCCUGGACCACCUACCCAUGUAGAAGUCAAGGAUGUGACCAAGACCUCUGCUACUGUAACCUGGGACACUCCUGAGAAUGAGGGAGGAGGACCAGUCAAGAAUUACCUUGUUGAUAUCCGUGAGGCCAGCAAGAAAGGCUGGACUAGGUUGACUGACACAUGCCACAGACUGACAUACAAAUUGACAGAUCUCCAGGAGGGAGAAGUUUACUACUUCAGAGUGACAGGCGAGAAUGAGUACGGUGUUGGUGUUCCUGCUGAGACCAAAGAGGGAACCAAGAUCACAGAAAAACCAACCCCCCCACCAAAGCUUGGUGUGACUGAUGUGUCCAAGGAGAGUGUGUCCUUGGCCUGGGCCAAACCAGAACAAGAUGGAGGAAGCAGAAUUACUGGAUACUUAGUGGAAGCUCUGGAGAAAGGCCAGGAGAAGUGGGUUAAGUGUGGUGUAACCAAGUCCAUCCACCUCACAGUGUCUGGUCUGAGGGAGAACGCUGAGUACUUCUUCAGGGUCAGAGCUGAGAACCACGCUGGAUACAGUGACGUUAAAGAAAUGGUCAACCCCGUAUUAGUCAAAGACCAGCUUGAAUCUCCUGAGAUCAACAUGAAGGACUUCCCUCACAAUACAGUGUAUGUCAGAGCCGGCUCCACCCUCAAGUGUGAGAUCCCACUGACAGGCCGACCCCUGCCUAAAGUCACUCUGUCCAAGGAUAAUGUGCUGCUCAAGUCAACAAUGAGGUUCAACUCUGAAGUCACCCCUGACAGCAUCAAGAUCACUUUGCGCGAGAGCAUUGCUGGAGACUCAGGACGCUAUGACAUCACUGCCUCUAACUCAAGUGGAACCACUAAGUCCUUUGUAAACAUCGUGGUUCUGGACCGUCCUAGUGCCCCAGUUGGACCUGUGGAGCUGUUUGACAUCACAGAGGACAGCGUUAGCCUGAAGUGGCUCCCGCCAGCAUAUGAGGGUGGCAGCCCCAUCACCAACUACAUCAUCCAGAAGAGAGAGACCACCACAGCCAACUGGAUGGAUGUCUCUUCUGCUGUGGCCCGCUGCACCAUGAAGAUCAUGAAGCUAACCACUGGCCUGGAGUACCAGUUCAGAAUCAGGGCUGAGAACAGAUAUGGAGUCAGCGAGCAUAUUGACUCACCGACCGUCGCUGUCAGCCUUCCUUACACUAUUCCUGAGGCUCCAUCGACACCAGAGAUCACUGCUGUAACCAGGGAGACAGUCACUGUAGCCUGGAAGGAGCCCAAGUCAGAUGGUGGCAGCCACGUGUUUGGCUAUCACCUCCAGAUGAAGGACAGGAACAGCAUCCUUUGGCAGAGAGUCAACAAGAUGGUGAUCCGUGCUACACACUUCAAGGUCACCAACAUCAAUGCUGGACUUAUUUAUGAGUUCAAGGUGGCAGCAGAGAAUGCUGCUGGAAUAAGUGCCUUCAGCAAGGUUUCAGAUGCAGUGCUGGCUAUUGAUGCCUGUGAGCCACCGAUCAACUUGCGCAUCAGUGACAUCACCAAGAACUCCAUCAGCCUGGCCUGGCAGAAACCCAACUACGACGGUGGAUCCCCGAUCACUGGCUACAUCAUUGAGAAGAGAGAGGGUGUUAGUGCCAGGUGGUCCAAGGCUAACCUCACCAAUGUCACAGACACCCGUUUCACUGUGACUGGCCUCACCCAGGACGAGACAUAUGAGUUCAGAGUCAAAGCCAAGAAUGCUGUCGGUUCAGUGAGCAACCCGUCAGUGACUGCUGGACCAGCCACGUGCGUCGACACCUACGGUGCCCCAGAGAUUGAAAUACCUCAGGAGUACUUUAGUGAAGUCAAACACAAGGCUGGCUCUAAUGUGGAGCUCAAGUUUAAUAUCAUAGCCAAACCUGCUCCCACUAUUGAGUGGUUUAAGGAUGGCAGAGAGCUUGAACCCACCUCCCAGCUCUCUUUCAAACACACAUUUGAGUACACCAGUUUGUUCCUGAAGGAAACCACUCGUCUGAAUUCUGGUACCUAUGAGGUCAAGGUGAAGAACUCUCUGGGAUCUGCAUGUGCUGUCGUCAGGCUGCUCAUUCAAGACAAACCAGGCCCUCCUGCUGGAGAGAUCCAGUUUAAGAAGGUUACUGCUGACAACAUAACCAUCAUGUGGUCCCCACCUGCCGAUGAGGGUGGUGCCAUGGUAACUCAUUACAUUGUGGAGAAGCGAGAGACCAGCAGGGUCAUGUGGUCUAUUGUCUCAGAGAAACUGGUCGACUGCAUCGUUAAUGUGCCCAGACUCAUCCAGGGCAAUGAGUACAUCUUCAGAGUCCGUGGAAUAAACAAGUACGGCAUUGGAGACCCGCUGGAGUCCGAGCCUGUAAUUGCAAAGAAUGCAUUUGUUCCUCCUAGCGAGCCAUCCAAGCCUAAAGUGACAAUGAUCACCAAGUCCACCAUGACAGUGAUCUGGGAAAGACCAGCAUUAGAUGGAGGCAGCGACAUCGAUGGAUACUACCUGGAGAAGAGGGAGAAGAGGAGUCUGCAGUGGUUCAAGGUGGUGAAGGGCACCAUCAGAGACACCAGGCAGAAAGUCUCCAACCUGGCGGAGAACAAUGAGUACCAGUACAGAGUUUGUGCUGUCAACAAAGCUGGAGCAGGAAACUACUCAGAGGCUUCUGACCUCUACAAGGCCUAUGACCCCAUCGAUCUGCCUGGUGAGCCAUCCAAGCUGCGUGUGGUUGACUCCACAAAGACCUCCAUCACCCUCGGCUGGGAGAAGCCUGUCUACGAUGGCGGCAGUGAAGUCACACACUACACUUUGGACCAGAUGAACACAGAAGAGAGAGAAUGGGUGACCAUCAACCCAGAGGUCAAGGCCUGCGAGUAUGUGGUGUCACACCUCAAACCUGGACACUACUACUUCUUCAGAGUCUGUGCUGUCAACUGCAAGGGCAAAGGAGAGGACAUCAAAAUGUACCAGCCUGUGCAAGCCAAAGAUAUCUUGGAGGAGGCUGAUUUGGACUUGGAUGUUCCCAUGACAACCCAGUACACAGCCAAGGCAGGCCGUGACGUGGAGGUGUUUAUCCCCCUGAAGGGACGCCCCGCCCCCAAUGUCACCUGGCGCCGAGGUGACCGCAACAUGGCUGGUGACAACCGCUACACCAUCACCAGCACUGAGCGAGCCACUACACUCCUCAUACCCAAGAUCACCCGCGAUGACUGCGGCAAGUAUCUGCUGGAAAUUGAGAACGGCGUGGGAGAACCCAAGAUCAUUACUGUUUCCCUGAAGGUUCUGGACAGUCCAUCCACAUGUCAGAAACUGAUGAUCAAGAACGUCACGAGAGGAAAGCUGACCCUCAGCUGGGAGGCUCCUCUCAUUGAUGGUGGUUCCCCUGUCACUAAUUACAUUGUCGAGAAGAAGGCCUCCACCAUGAAGGCUUACCAGGUGAUCACUGCUGAGUGUGCCAACACAACUUACAAGGUGUCGGGUCUGGAGGAGGAUGUAGCUUACUUCUUCCGUGUGUCUGCUGAAAAUGAGUUUGGUGUGGGUGACACCUGUGAGACCACUGAGCCGGUCAGAGCCACUGAAACUCCAGGAGCUGUUAAACAGCUGAUGAUGGUGGACUCCACAAAGACCUCUGUUACCUUGCAGUGGACCAGACCUGACCACGAUGGUGGCAGCCACAUCACUGAAUACAUCAUUGAGAAGAGAACCAAGGAAGACCCCACCUGGACUUUGGGUGCUACAUGUAAGCGCUGCAGCUGCGAGGUCACGGGACUCAAGGAGAAUGCUGUCAUGGACUUCAGAGUGUUUGCCAAGAAUGAGAAGGGCAACAGCGACUUCUCCCAGAUUGGUCCAAUCACAGUGAUGGACUUCAUCAUUCCACCAGAGGCCAUCCUCAGUGACUACCCCAACGGAGAGCUUGCUGUUCGUAUUGGUCAGAACAUCCACAUUGAACUGCCCUUCAAGGGUAAACCAAGACCAGCAAUCAGCUGGCUGAAGGAUAACUUGCCGCUGAAGGAAAGCGAGAAGAUUCGCUUCAGGACCACUGACAACAAGACUGCAGUCACAGUAAGAGGAGCCAAGAAAGAGCAUGCCGGCCAAUACACCUUGGUCUUGGACAACAGAGUCAUCAAAAACUAUUUUGACAUCAAUGUGAUCACUCUGGGACCCCCCUCAGCACCUGUUGGCCCUAUUCGCUUUGAUGAAAUUAAAGCUCAGAGUAUCAUCAUCUCCUGGGAUGAGCCAAAGGAGGAUGGCGGUGGCGAGAUCACGUGCUACAGCGUGGAGAAACGUGAGACCUCCCAGGCCAAUUGGAAGAUGGUCUGCUCCAGCGUUGUCAGGACCACCUUCAAGAUCCCCAACCUUGUUAAGGGAACUGAGUACCAGUUCAGGGUCCGUGCAGAGAACAAGUAUGGAGUCAGUGAAUCGCUCAACUCCUCAGACAUUGUUGCCCAACACCAGUACAAACCUCCAGGCCCCCCAGGAAAGCCAGUGGCCUUCAAUGUCACCAGUGAUGGUAUGACCAUCAGUUGGGAGGCCCCAGGUUUCGAUGGAGGAUCCCCUAUUUUGGGCUAUCAUAUUGAGAAGAAGGACAGGAAUAGCCUCUUGUGGCAGAAGGUCAACUCCACAAUCAUCUCCAACAAAGAGUACAGAAUCAUUGGUCUCAUGGAGGGAUUGGAGUACUCCUUCAGAGUCUAUGCUGAGAACAAUGCUGGACUUAGCCCUGUUAGUGAACAGAGCAAACAUGCACUGGCUAUCUCCCCUGUUGAUCCACCUGGCAACCCCGUCUGUAUCGAUGUAACCAGAGACUCAGUCACCCUUCAGUGGGACAUCCCCAAGAGGGAUGGUGGCAGCAAAAUUGUAGCCUACAGUGUGGAGAGGCGCCAAGGUAGAGGCAAAUGGCUGAGGUGCAACUUCACUGAUAUCAGUGAAACCCAGUUCACUGUGACUGGUCUGUCUGCUGGAGACAGAUUCGAGUUCAGAGUGAUUGCCAGGAAUGCUGUGGGCACAGUCAGUCCACCAUCUAACUCCUCUGGAUACAUCAUGACCAAGGAUGAGAGCAUUGCUCCUGAGAUUGAAUGGUCUCCAGACCAGGUGGUCACCCUUAGGGCCGGAGAGAACGUUAAGCUCGGCUGCAGCAUCACUGGACGUCCCGUCCCCCAGGUUGUCUGGUACAAGGAUGGCAAAGAGAUCGACAAGAGGACCAUGAUCGACAUUGAGAUUACCACUGGCAUUGGCACCAGCAGUCUGUUUAUUCGUGAUGCUGACAGGAACCACCGUGGAAUCUACACUGUAGAGGCCAAGAACAGCUCUGGUACCAGUAAAGCUGACGUCAACGUCAGAGUACAAGAUACCCCUGGACCUGUCGAGGGACCUAUUCGUUUCACCGGCAUCACGGCUGAGAAAUGCACCGUGUGGUGGAACCCGCCGGAGAACGACGGUUGUGCUGCCAUCACCCACUACGUGGUGGAGAAGAGGGAGACCUCCAGGAUCUCCUGGGCCAUGGUUACCUCCAAGUGUGAAGCCUGCUCUUAUAAUGCCACCAACCUCAUCAAGGGUAACGAGUACCAGUUCAGAAUCUCUGCUGUCAACAAGUUUGGUGUUGGCAAACCACUGGACUCUGAUCCUAUCAUUGCACAGAUGCAAUACACUGUGCCCGAUGCCCCUGGUACUCCAGAUGCCACCCAUGUGACCGGAGACAGCAUCACCCUGUGCUGGACCAGGCCAAGGUCGGACGGAGGCAAUGAGAUCAAACACUACAUCCUGGAGAGGAGAGAGAAGAAGAGCCUGCGCUGGCUGAAGGUUUCCUCCAAGAGGUCCAUCACAGAGCUAAGGCACCGGGUCACCCACCUCAACGAGGGCAACGAGUACGAGUUCCGCGUCAUGGCUGAAAAUGGCGCCGGUGUCGGACCAGCCAGUAGCACCUCCAGGCUCUUCAAAUGCAGAGAACCAACCAGUGCUCCUAGUGCUCCCACAGUGAUCAAGGUUAUUGACUCCACUAAGUCCUCUGUCACCCUGGAAUGGACCAAGCCAGUCUUUGAUGGUGGCAUGGAAAUCAUUGGCUACAAUAUCGACAUGUGUAAGGCCAGUCUGGAGGAGUGGCACAGAGUCAACAGCCAGAUUUGCAUCCACACCAGGUACACUACUAAGGGCCUGGUGCCUGGAGAGCUCUACAAGUUCAGGGUCAGCGCUGUAAAUGGAUCAGGAGAAGGUGAAGCUUCAGAAAUGCCCAAUGCUGUUCAGGCUCUGGACAGACUUACAUCUCCUGAGAUCGACAUUGACGCCAACUUCAAGCAAACUCACAUCGUAAAGAAUGGUGGCAUGGUCACGCUUCACGUGGACUUCCGCGGCAAACCAGCUCCACUUGCUACCUGGUCUAAGGCAGAUGGUGAGCUGCCUGUCAUGGCUGAUGUCAACACCACAGAUUCCUUCUCUACUCUCACCAUUGAAGGUUGCACAAGGUAUGAGGCAGGCAAAUACACCCUGUCUCUGGAGAACAACAGUGGGCGCAAGUCCAUUACAUUUACUGUCAAAGUGCUGGAUACUCCUGGACCUCCAGGUGCUAUCACCUUUAAAGACGUUACCCGGGGAGCCUUGACAAUGAUGUGGGAUGCCCCCACCAAUGACGGCGGAUCCAGAAUCCAUCAUUACAUCGUGGAUAAGCGUGAGGCCAGCCGCCUAGCCUGGCAGGAGGUCAGCAUCAAGUGCUCUCGCCAGAUGAUCAGGGUGACUGGUCUGGAGAUUGGCCUGCCAUAUCUGUUCAGGGUGAUUGCCGUUAACCAGUAUGGCCAGGGAGAACCCCAUGAGCUGACAGAGCCCAUCAUUGCCACAGAAGAACCUCCUCCACCAAAGAGACUGGAUGUUGUCGACACCACCAAUUCCACAGCCUCGCUGGUUUGGCUGAAGCCAGAGCAUGAUGGAGGCAGCCGCAUCAGAGGCUACAUCGUUGAAUUCAGAGCUAAAGGCACUGACCGCUGGGUUGUCUAUGGAGAGACCAAGUCCCAGAAGAUGCUGGUGGAGGGUCUGAUCGAGAACACAGAGUAUGACUUCAGAGUCAAGGCCAAGAAUGAUGCUGGAAUCAGCGAGCCUCAGGGCACGUUCGGGUCUGUGGUCAUUAAGGAACCUCGCAUCGAACCAACCGCUGACCUCAGCAGCAUCACUAACCAGCUCAUCACCUGCAAGACCUCCAGCACCUUCACCAUUGACAUCCCUAUCAGUGGCAGGCCUGCACCCAAGGUCACCUGGAAGCUGGAGGAGAUGAAGCUGAAGGAGACUGACAGAGUGUCCAUCAAGACCACAAAGGAGAGAACCACUCUGGUGGUGAAAGACAGCAAGAGAAGCGAUAGCGGCAAGUACUACCUGACCCUGGAGAAUGCUGCUGGCAUGAAGACGUUCACAGUGACUGUGGUUGUUGUUGGCAGACCAACUCCACCAUCGGGCCCUGUGGAAAUUUCUGGAGUUUCCUCAGAGUGCUGCACCCUGUCCUGGUCUGAUCCAGCUGAUGAUGGGGGCACUGACAUCACCAACUACAUUGUGGAAAAACGAGAGUCUGGCUCUGCCUCCUGGCAAGUGGUGAACUCAAGUGUGAAGAGAACCACCAUCAAAGUGACUCAUCUUACCAAGUACAUGGAGUACACUUUCAGGGUGUGUGCUGAGAACAAGUUCGGAGUUAGCAAGUCCAUUGAGUCUGCUGCUGUUGUUAUUGAGCAUCCAUUCGUUCCUCCGAGUCCACCAACUCGUCCAGAUGUUGUAUCUGUGUCUGCCAAUGCCAUCAGCAUCAAAUGGGAUGUACCAUAUGCAGAUGGUGGCAGCAAGGUGACAGGCUACUGGAUUGAGAAGAAGGAGAGGAACACGAUCCUGUGGGUGAGGGAAAACAAACUGCCCUGCCUGGAGUGUCAUUACAAGGUAUCCAACCUGAUCGAGGGCCUGGAGUACCAGUUCAGGGUGUACGCCAUGAACAUCGCUGGACUCAGCAAGGCCAGUGAGGCCUCCAGACCUGUGGUGGCACUCAAUCCUGUUGAUCCUCCUGGUAAACCCGAGUUGACGGACAUCAGCCGCUCCUCCGUUUCAUUGUGCUGGACCGUGCCGUUCAACGAUGGCGGCAGCAAGAUCGUCGGCUACGUGGUGGAGAAGAAGGUGUACAGCACUGACGAGUGGGACGACAACCGCUGGCUGAAGUGCAACUACACCACCAUCACUGAAAACUACUUCACUGUGACUAACCUGGGAGAGGGAGAGACCUAUGAGUACCGUGUCAUCGCCAAGAAUGCUGCCGGUGUCCACAGCACUCCCUCAGAAUCCACCGGACCGGUCACAUGCAAGGAUGAAUACUCUCCUCCCAAAGCCGAGCUGGACAGCAAGCUGGUGGGUGAGACAGUCAUCGUCUCUGCCGGCUCCGACCUUGUCCUGGAUGGCGUUGUAGGCGGUAAACCAGAGCCUACCGUGCACUGGUCAAAGGGCGACAAGAUUUUGGAACUCGGGGAGAAAUACUCACUGACUUACACCUCCACCAGAGCCAUGGCCGUCAUCAAGAACUGCGACAGAUACGACACAGGCAGAUACAUCCUGACCGUCAAGAACCCCAACGGAACCAAGACUGCUGGCGUCAACGUUAAGGUUCUAGACACACCUGGAGCUCCAGCUGAUAAGCUCGUAAUCAGCAGAGUGACAGAGGAGAAGUGUACGGUGUCCUGGAAGAUUCCUCUGGAGGACGGCGGGGACUCCGUCACCCAUUACAUCGUGGAGCGUCGCGAGACCAGCCGCCUCAACUGGGUCAUCAUGGAGACCGAGUGCAAGACUCUGUCCUGUGUCAGCACCAGGCUGAUCAAGAACAAUGAGUACAUCUUCAGAGUCCGGGGAGUCAACAAGUUCGGACCUGGAGUUCCUCUGGAGUCCGAUCCUGUCAUCGCUAGGAACGCCUACACAAUCCCAUCCCAGCCGGGCACACCGGAAGCUACAGCGGUGGGCAAGGAGCACGUGAUCAUCGAGUGGCUGAAGCCCGAGAGCGACGGAGGCAGCGAGAUCAAAAACUACAUCGUUGAUAAACGAGAGAAGAGCAGCACCAGGUGGACUCGAGUGAAUAGAACUUACACCAUCUACGACACCCGUCUGAAGAUCACAGGCCUGUUGGAGGGAAGCGAGUAUCAGUUCAGAGUGACUGCUGUCAACGCUGCUGGAGACAGUCAGCCGAGCGACGCCUCGCCAUACAUCCUCUGCAAAGACCCCACAUAUACACCAGCUCCUCCGUCAAUGCCUCGCAUCACUGACACGACAAAGCACAGCAUCAGCAUGACCUGGACCAGGCCCAUGUACGAUGGUGGCUCAGACGUCACCGGCUACGUGGUGGAGAUCCUGGAGGAGGGCUCCGAGCAGUGGUACCGCGCCACCACCAAGGCACUCAAGACCAACGAGUACGUGGCCGCGGGCCUGGCAGCCAAUAAGAAGUACAGGUUCAGGGUCGCUGCCAUCAACAACAACGGCACCGGGGAGUUCAGUGAACCGAGUGCUGAGGUUGAGCCCCUGGAGAGAAUUGAAAUGCCCGACCUGGAGCUGGCCGACGACCUGAAGAAAACCGUGUGUCUGCGCUCCGGAGGAACCCUGCGUCUGUUCGUGUUCGUCAGCGGACGGCCGACACCAGUGGUGGCCUGGAGGAAGAAGGGCGUGGAGCUGCAGAGCCGCGGCUACAUUGAGACCACUGAUAGCUACACCUCACUGAUUGUGGAGAAGGUCAAUCGCUACGACUCCGGAAAAUAUGUUGUGGAGGCAGAGAACCCAUCUGGCAAGAAAACUGCCACCAUCCUGGUUAAAGUCUAUGACACUCCUGGUCCUCCAGGUUCUGUGAAGGUGAAGGACUACACCAAGGAGUCCGUUGUGAUUACCUGGGAUGUGCCGAGCAUUGACGGUGGUGCUCACGUCAGCAACUACAUUGUAGAGAAACGUGAAGCCAACAUGAAGUCAUACAAGACUGUCACCACCGAGUGUAGGAAGACCCUGUUCAGGAUCACUGGUCUGGAGGAGGGCGUGCACUACUUCUUCAGAGUCCUGCCAGAGAAUAUCUAUGGUGUCGGUGAGCCCUGCGAGACGAGCGAGGCUGUGCUGGUGUGCGAGGUGCCGUCGGUGCCUCAGAACCUCCAGAUUGUCGAUGUCACCAAGUCCUCUGUCACACUGCACUGGGCGAAGCCACUGCAUGAUGGCGGCAGCAGGCUGACAGGCUAUGUCAUGGAAGCCUGCAAGGUAGGAUCAGACAGGUGGAGCACCGUGGCGACAGUGAAGUCCUCCGUGUCCCAGCAUACCAUCCAAUCCCUGAUGGAGAAAGACCAGUACCUGUUCAGAGUCCGAGCCACCAACAGCAGGGGAACCAGCGAGCCCAUGGACACCGUCACUCCGGUCACAAUCCAGGAUAUCAAGGUGAUGCCCAAGAUCGACAUGACCAGCAUCCCUCAAAAGAUCGUCCACGUGCACCGCGGCAAACCCAUCGACCUCAACAUACCGAUAAAAGCCAAACCACAACCCGUCUGCUCCUGGUUCUUCAGUGGCGUCAAGCUGAAAGACAGCCUGGACCGCAUCAAGAUCGACAGCAACGGAAAAUACACCCACCUCGUCAUCCGUGAGACCACAAUCAACGACACGGGAGACUACAAGCUGGAGGUGAAGAAUGCCAUCGGCACAGCAACCGAGGUCAUCAAGGUCAUCAUCCUCGACAAACCUGGCAUCCCAGUCGGUCCGAUGAAGAUUGAGGAGGUCGACGGCGUGUCGGUGACAGUGAGUUGGGAACCUCCAGAGAAGGACGGCGGGGCCAAUGUCAGCGGCUACGUUGUGGAGCAGCGUGACGCCCACCGGCCAGGCUGGACCACCAUCUCAGAGUCAGUGACCCGACCAUGCUUCAAAUUCACCAGACUCUCAGAGGGAACAGAGUAUGUGUUCCGCGUAGCCGCCAUGAACCGCUUUGGUGUAGGUGGCUUCCUGCAGUCCGAGGUGGUGGAGUGCAAGAGCGCCAAAACCAUCCCUGGACCUCCAAGCAGACCAGAGGUGCUUGACGUCACCCACGAGGGCAUGACCCUGACCUGGCAACCACCCGAGGACAAUGGUGGCUCCACCAUUGCCGGCUACAUCAUUGAACGUAAGGAGGCCCGUUCUGACAGGUGGAUGAAGAUCAACAAGAACCCCGUCACCAUGACCAGGUACCGCUCCUCCGGCCUGAUCGAGGGCCUGGAGUACGAACAUCGUAUCACCGCCAUCAACUCAAGAGGAUCCGGCAAACCCAGCGAGAGUUCCGCCAUCACCGUGGCCAUGGAUCCCAUCGAACCACCAGGUCCUCCAGUUCAGCCCAGAGUCACUGACACCACCAGGACUUCAGUCUCUCUGGCCUGGUUGCCACCUGAAGAGGAGGGUGGUGCAGUGAUUACUGGAUACUUGAUCGAGAUGCAGAAGGUGGACCAGGUGGAAUGGACACUGUGCAACACCACACCCACCAAGAUGUGCGAGUACACCCUCACCCACAUGCCCCAGGGCGCCGAAUACAAGUUCAGGGUCAUCGCCUGCAAUGCUGGUGGUGCCGGAGAGCCUGCUGAGAUUCCUGGAGUGGUUAAAGUCCAGGAGAUGCUUGGUUAUCCUGACUAUGAGCUUGAUCGUAAAUACGAGGAGGGCUACGUGGUGCGGCAGGGCGGAGUCGUCCAUCUGUCUGUGCCCAUCAAGGGUAAACCCAUCCCCUCAUGCAAGUGGACCAAGGACGGACGUGACAUCUCCCACCGCGCCAUGAUUGCCACCCAUGAUGACAUCACCGAACUGGUCAUCAAAGAGGCGCACAAGGACGACACUGGUACCUAUGACCUGGUGCUGGAGAACAAAUGCGGCAGGAAGGCGGUGUACAUCAAGGUGAAGGUGAUCGGUCGCCCAGAUGUCCCAGAAGGCCCUCUGGAGUUUGACGACAUUCAAGCCAGAUCAGUCCGGGUCAGCUGGAGGCCACCUUCAGAUGAUGGCGGCUCCGACAUCCUGGGAUACAUUGUGGAAAGGCGGGAGGUAUCCAAGGCCGCCUGGUAUACAGUGGAUGCCCGGGUCACCGAGAACUCUCUGGUGGUGAAGGGCCUGAAGGAAAACAUGGAGUACCACUUCAAGGUUUCUGCUGAGAACCAGUUUGGAGUCAGCAGAUCUCUCAAGUCUGAUGAGUCCGUCACACCAAAGACACCACUUUGUCCACCAGAACCUCCCAGCAACCCACCAGAGAUCAUGGAUGUGACCAAGUCUACAGUGUCUCUGUCCUGGGCUCGGCCUCGGGACGACGGAGGCUCCCGCGUCACAGGAUACUAUGUGGAAAGGAGGGAGGUGUCGACAGAGAAGUGGGUGCGCCACAACAAGACCCACAUCACCACCACUAUGUACAACAUCACAGGCCUCAUCCCUGAUGCAGAGUACAUGUUCAGAGUGGUGGCUCAGAAUGACAUUGGGCAGAGUGAGCCUGGUCCGACCUCAGAGUCUGUGGUUUGCAAAGAUCCAUUUGAUAAACCAAGCCAGCCGGGAGAGAUCGACAUCAUCUCUGUCACCAAAGACUGCAUCACCAUCCACUGGCUCAGGCCUGAGCAUGAUGGAGGCAAGGAGAUUCUGGGCUACUGGAUUGAGUUCAGGCAGGCUGGGGAGAGCGCCUGGAAGAAGUGCACCAAGGAGCGCUCCAAGGAUCGUCAGUUCACCAUGGGUGGCUUAAUGGAGGCCACAGAGUACGAGUUCAGGAUCUUUGCAGAGAAUGAGACAGGACUCAGCCGACCUCGUCGCACACCCAUGGGCAUCAAGACCAAACUGAGCGUUGGUGAAGCUCCAGCUCUGAAGGACGAGAUCCAAGACGUAACCACCAAGCUUGGUGAGUCUGGCACUCUGACCUGUGGCAUUAUUGGCAGACCACUGCCUGAGAUCAAGUGGUACCGCUACGGCAAGGAACUGAUCCAGAGCCGCAAGUACAAGAUGAGCUCAGACGGCCGUAACCACUCCCUCAGCAUUCUGACAGAAGAGCAGGAAGACGAGGGCCUGUACACCUGCAGGGCCAUCAACGAGGCCGGAGAGAUUGAAACCAGUGGCAAGCUGCGCCUGCAAGCAGCUCCUCAGUUCCAUCCCGGCUUCCCGCUCAAGGAGAAGUACUUCGCCGGGGCUGGCACAAGCCUCCGCCUGCAUGUCGUCUACAUCGGGCGUCCCAUCCCCCAGAUCAUGUGGUUCUAUGGCAAGAAGCCUCUGAAUUCAUCAGAGAAUGUGAUCAUUGAAAACACAGAGAGCUACACCCACCUGGUGGUGAGGAACGUCCAGAGAAAGACAAACGCUGGCCGCUACAAGGUGCAGCUCAGCAACGUGUUUGGAACCGUUGACACUUCGCUACGUGUUGAAAUCCAAGAUAAACCAUGCAUCCCUGAGGGCCCUAUGGUUGUCGAAGGCCUGCUGAAGAGCUCAGUUGUCAUCAGCUGGAAGGCUCCCAAGGAUGAUGGAGGCUCCAUGAUCACAAACUACAUCGUGGAGAAACGUGAGGCCAAAGAAGGUGAACAAUGGCACCUGGUGUCCUCCUCCAUCUCUGGCACCACCUGCCGUGUCCCCAACCUGAUCGAGAGCGCUGGCUACUACUUCAGAGUGUCUGCCCAGAACCAGUACGGAGUCAGUGAGCCUCUGGAGAUCCCAUCAGUGGUCAUCAUCAAGAGUCCAUUCGAAAAACCUGGCAUCCCACAGCAGCCCUUCAUCAUGAGCUCCACCAAGGACUCCUGUGUCGUCUGCUGGAAGCCUCCAAGCAGCGACGGCGGCGCCAAAAUCUCCAACUACUACUUGGAGAAACGUGAGAAGAAGCAGAACAAGUGGAUGUCAGUAACCACAAAGAAGAUCAUGGAAACCAAUUACGAGGUCACAGGCUUGAUUGAGGGCUUCGAGUACGAGUUCCGUGUCAAGUGUGAGAAUGUGGGUGGCGAGAGCGACUGGAGCGAGAUCUCUGCGCCUAUCAUCCCCAAGUCUGAACAGUCUCCUCGUGCUCCCGCAUUCAGGGAGGAGAUCAGGGACAUGACUGUCAAAUACCAAGCCAAUGCCACCUUUGUCACUAAGGUGGUGGGAUAUCCAAAGCCUGUGGUGAAAUGGUACCGCAGUGGAAAGGAAAUCCUGGCAGAUGGAACCAAGAUCAAAGCCCAGGAGUUCAAGGGCGGCUACUACCAGCUGGUCAUCACUUCUGCUGAUGAGAACGACGCCACAGUUUACCAAGUCAGGGCAACCAACUCCUCAGGAUCUAUCUCUACGACAGCCAACCUGGACGUGGAAGUUCCUGCUAAGAUCCACCUGCCCAAAGAGCUUCAGGGAAUGGGAGCAGUCCAUGCUGCGCGUGGUGAUCACAUCACCAUCAAGAUCCCCAUCUCUGGCAAGCCCGAGCCAGCAGUCACUUGGCAGAAGGGUCAGGAGAUCCUCUCCAACUCUCCUUAUUACCAGGUCAUCACCACCAGGUCUUUCACCUCCCUGGUCUUCCACAAGGGAAUGCAGAGGAAGGAUACUGGCUACUAUAUUAUUACUGCAAAGAACAGGUUCGGAACGGACAAGCAAACCAUAGAGGUGAACGUGGCUGACAUACCUGAAGCUCCAAAGGGACUCGUGGUCAGUGACAUUGCACGGGACUCCAUCACCCUGACCUGGGAGCCCCCUGCCCAUGAUGGUGGAAGCGACAUCAUUAGCUACAUCGUGGAGAAGUGUCCCACCACUGCUGACAGGUGGAUCCGAGCUGGACAGACCACUGACUGCAGCAUCACCAUCAUCAACAUAUUCGGAAAGACCAAGUACCAGUUCCGUGUCAUUGCCGAGAACCAGUUUGGCCUGAGCGCUCCUUCUCAGCCGACUGAGCCCAUCACUACAAAGGAAGACAAGUCUGUGAUUAGGAACUACGACGAGGAAGUGGACGAAACCAGAGAGAUCACCAAGGAGGAGGCUCUGUUCUACAAGGUGAAGGAGCUGUCCUCCAAGUACAUCAUCUCUGAGGAGCUUGCUCGCUGCCAGUUCGGAGCGGUCCACCGUUGCGUGGAGAUUGCCACAAAGAAAACCUUCAUGGCCAAGUUCAUCAAGGUCAAAGGAACCGACCGUGAGUUGGUUCUUAGGGAGAUUGAGGCCCUCAACGUGGCAAGGCACAAGAACAUUAUCUACCUGCAUGAGUACUUUGAAAGCAUGGAGGAGAUAAUCCUGAUCUUUGAAUUCAUCUCUGGAGUUGACAUCUUUGAGCGCCUUGGCACCAGCAACUUCGAGCUGACAGAGCAGGAGAUUGUCCGCUACCUGAGACAGGUCUGCUCUUCCCUCAAGUUCUUGCACAGCCACAACUUCGGCCACUUUGAUAUCCGCCCAGACAACAUUGUCUACACCACAAGGAGAAGCACCACCAUAAAGAUUAUUGAGAUGGGCCAGGCUAGGCUGUUGGUGCCUGGAGAGAACAUCAGAAUGUUGUUCUCAGCUCCGGAGUACUAUGCCCCUGAGGUCCAUCGCCAUGACCUCGUCACGACAGCCACUGAUAUGUGGUCUGUUGGUGUUCUGGCCUAUGUUCUGCUCAGUGGCCUUAAUCCGUUUGCAGCAGAGUCCACUACAAAAAUGAUUGAGAACAUUUCCAACUGUGAGUACAUCUUUGAAAGUGAAGCAUUCAGGGACAUCAGCCUGGAAGCUAUGGACUUUGUGGACAGACUUCUAGUCAAGGACAGGAAGCUCCGUAUGACAGCCCAUGAGGCUCUGGAGCACCCAUGGCUCAAGAUGAAAAUUGAGAAUGUCAGCAAAAAGACAAUCAGGACCCUGAGACACAGGAGGUACUACCAGACUCUGGUGAAGAGGAUCGAUACCAUUGUAUCAGCAGCUCGCAUUGCGUAUGGCGGCGCCUUCAAGAACCAGAGAGGAUUGGCUGUGGGUAAAGUGAAGAUUGGAACUGAGUACCACGGCCUCCGCGCUGGUCCAGUCAUGCAUGGCUCAGCCGAGGAAGGCGGCCAUGUCAGAUUCACCUGUAGUAUCGCCAGCUACGACAAGAGCACACAGGUGUCAUGGUACUUCGGGAACCGUCAGCUACACCCGAGCCCCAAGUAUGAGAUUACUUACAGUAACGGUUUUGCCAGCAUUUAUGUAAAGGACAUUGAAGAGAGUGAUGAUGGUGUGUACAGAUGCAAGGUGGUGAGCGAUGAUGGAGAGGACAGUGCUUAUGGAGAGCUCUUUGUUGAGACAGUGAGGAGCAUCAGAGAGCACUACAUCAGCCGCUCCAUCAAGAAACUGAGGAGGAGAGUUGACAAGACUAUGGUCCUGCGGAGACCACCAGAGUUCACUUUGCCGCUCUACAACCGCUCCGCCUACAUCGGCGAAGACGUCCGCUUCGGUGUCACUAUCACUGUGCACCCAGAGCCUCAGGUAACAUGGCUCAAGAAUGGAGAGAAAAUUAAGCCAGGUGAUGAUGACAGCAAGUACACAUUCACCAGCGACAAGGGUCUGUACCAGCUGAUGAUCCACAACCUGGACAUGAGCGAUGAUGCUGAAUACACAGUCAUGGCCCAUAAUAAGUUUGGAGAAGACAGCUGCAAGGCUCGUCUCACUGUAGCACCUCAUCCUGUGCUGGAGGAAACUAUGAGGCCCAUGUUCAAACGUCUGCUGGCCAAUGUUGACUGCACCGAGGGCCACAGUGUCCGCUUCGAACUCCGAGUCUCAGGAAUCCCAAAUCCUACUCUGAAGUGGGAGAAGGAUGGUCAACCACUACAGUUUGGCCCCAAGGUGGUUGUCAUACAGGAGGACGUUGACUACCACGUCCUGCACAUCAGAGAGACUCUGCUUGAGGACUCAGGUGUGUACAAGGUUACUGCAACCAACUCCACUGGCUCUGCAAGCUGCCAGGCCACACUAAAGGUCGACCGCCUCACCUACACCAGGAGAGAGUACAAGAGCGAGGAGGAGAAAUACAGACACGUUCAGAAACAAAUUGAAAAGACGAAUAAGAUGGCUCAGCAAAUUGUCGCCACCGAGGAGCACGUACCUUUCAACCCCACAGCCCAGGAGGCCCUCAAAUUUGCUGCCGAGAUGUACAAGCCUGCAGUGAGCACCAAAAACGUUGAGGGUGAGUUCGACAUCACAGUGGAGAAGUCAGAGACCAAGAAGCUGGAGGAGGAGAGGAGGAUCUUCAUGCCAUAUGAGAUCCCUGAGCCUGUAGUCCAUGAUCCCAGAGUUCUGGAUGAAGACAAAGCCAUCAGGCAGUUUGUGCCUCUGUCGGACAUGAAGUGGUACAGAAAGCUGAGAGACCAGUAUGAGAUUCCAGAGAGGAUGGAGAGGAUUGUGCAGAAGAGACAGAGACGUAUUCGCCUGUCCAGGUGGGAACAGUUCUAUGUCAUGCCCCUCCCCCGAAUCACCGACCAGUACAGGCCAAGAUGGCGUAUUCCAAAACUCAGUCUGGAUGAUCUGGAGACUGUCAGACCUGCACGCCGUUCGCCCUCUCCCGAAUCAGAGGUGUCCUUCAGAUCCAGAAGGAGAUCUCUGGGAGACCUUAGUGAUGAGGAGCUGCUGAUGCCUGUGGACGACUACCUUUCCAUGAGGAGAACAGAAGAGGAGAAAAUGAUGCUGGAGGAUGAACUUGAGCUCGGCUUCUCUGCCUCUCCCGCUGGCAGCCCUGUCCGCGUUGAACGGCGCGCCAUGGAACAUGAAGAGAGGAGGCAGGAGGUUAGACACGAGGCCGUCGAGGUUUCUGAGACAAAGAAGAAACGGACUGUUUCUCAGUUCAUGAGGAGGAGAAGGUCGUUGUCCCCUACAUACAUCGAACUGAUGCGUCCAGUCUCGGAGCUGAUCAGACCACCACGUGCCAGGGCUCCUGUGGAGGUAGAGGGAGAGAUCGUGGAGAGGAGGUCCCCCACCCCAGAGAGGACCCGUCCCCGCUCUCCCAGCCCCAUCAGAUCAGUUGAGAGGUCAUCCCGUUCCUCCUCCAGGUUUGAGCGGUCUGCCCGCUUUGACAUCAUGUCCCGCUACGAAGCCAGAAAGGCUGCUCUGAAGUCUGAGAGGAAAUACCAGGUGGUAAGCCAGACACCUUUCAGCCUGGAUCACGCCCCCCGUGUGACCGUCAGGAUGCGCUCUCAUCGCAUACCAAUUGGUCAAGACACCAAAUUCACCCUGAACAUCCAAACCAAGCCAGAGGCCGAGGUCAAGUGGUUCCACAAUGGAACCGCCAUCUCUGAAAGCAGCGAGAAAUACAUUUUCUCCAACAUGAGCGGCGUUCUGUCCAUCACUAUCCUGGAGUGCCAGGAAGAGGACAGUGGCACAUACCGCUGUGUGUGCUCCAACUCCAAGGGAGAGGCAUCAGACUAUGCCACCCUGGAUGUGUCAGGUGGCGGCUACACCACCUUCUCCUCUCGCCGCAGGGAUGAAGAAGCCCCUAAAGGCCAUGUCCCUGAAGUAACUCGAAUUGACCACUAUCACACUGCCCACUUCAAAGCUGGCUACGCCUCGCAGACACACUUUGAGGUGGAGGAGAGCAAGUCUAAGCUAACCGAGACACAUGAGGUUGUGACACGUGAAAGAUAUGCCACUUCCUCUGAGCGCUACUCCUCCGCUGAGAGGUAUGACUCAUCUGUGAAAUACGCCUCCACUGAAUACCUGUCAUCUGGUUCCUCCUACUCAUCUGACAAAUUUUCAACUGGAAAACACGCCAUAUCUGAAACUAAACUUAAAUCAUCCACUGCUGCUGUAGCUGAGGAAGUGUCUGUCCACAAGGUGAAGCCUCCUCUUCCGGCCAGAAUCCUCACCAAGCCUCAGUCUGUGACCGUCGCAGAGGGAGAGACAGCCAGAUUCUCCUGUGACAUUGAUGGGGAACCUGCACCCACUGUGACAUGGAUGCAUGAGAGCAGAACUGUUGUCUCAUCUCACCGUGUCCACGUCACCACAACUCAGUACAAGUCCAGCCUGGAGAUCUCCUCUGUGACGUCCUCCGAUGAGGGCAGUUACACGGUGGUUGUAGAGAACUCCGCAGGCCGACAGGAGGCUCACUUCACUAUAACCAUCCGCAGAGCAGCUCACAAAGAAGAGGUGAAGGCUGUCAAAUCCCCUGAGCCAUCUGUAAAGUCACCGGAGCCUUUUGUCACAUCACCUACUCCCUCCAUAACUUCCCCUGUCCCCAGUGUGAAGUCACCUGAACCCAGCAUCAAGUCCCCCGAGCCUUCAGUUAAAUCACCAGCUCCAAGUGUUAAGUCCCCUGAGCCAAGUGUAACAUCUCCUGCUCCAAGUGCGAAGUCACCCACACCAGGUGUGAAGUCACCCACACCAAGUGUGAAGUCACCCACACCAGGUGUGAAGUCACCUACACCAGGUGUGAAGUCACCUACACCAAGUGGGAAGUCACUUACACCAGGUGUGAAGUCACCUACACCAGGUGUUAAGUCUCCUGAACCAGAGGGAAUCAAAUCCCCUAGGAGCAUCAGGUCUCCUGAGCCUCCCUCUCCAGCACCUGGCUUAAAAUCACCAGCUCCAGGUGUCAAAUCUCCUGAACCUGAAGGAGUAAAGUCUCCACGGGGUAUUAAGUCUCCAGAACCUAGACUCAAGUCACCGCCACCAACUAAGUCUCCAGAGAGAGUGAGGUCACCUGAACCUGAGGGAGUAAAAUCCCCUCGGGGUCUCAAAUCUCCAGAACCUGUAGGACUCAGAACACCAAAAGGUGUGAAGUCCCCAGAACCUGUUGGAAUCAAAACACUGAAAGGCAUCAGGUCCCCAGAACCUUCAGGCAUCAAAUCACCCAGGGCCUUAAAGUCCCCUGAGCCCGAGGGAAUCAAAUCACCUCCAAGGAUGAAGUCUCCUCCACCAAUUAUGUCCCCCAAGAGGGUUGUCUCCCCACCCACGGUCAAAUCCCCAACCCCGAAACCUCCCAAGGUCCUAAGCCAACUAACAGCUGAGGCCCAUGAGGGCUCCGUGAGGAUGUCCUGCGUCUGCGAGAGCAGUGUCAGGGAGGUGGUGUGGUUUGUCAAUGGGAGGAGACUUUCGCAGAGCAGCCACUUUGAGAUGCACUACUCCGAGGGCUCCUGCAGCCUUCUCAUCCAUGAUUUGGCGGACAGUGAUCAGGGAGAGUACACCUGCGAGAUGACAUCAGAGGGAGGAGUAUCCAAAUCCUCCUUCUCCUUCACCGGACAGGUGUUCCAGUCCAUACGCAUGAAGAUCACAUCCUACCGUGAGCAGCAGUUGGCACUUAAAGGAUCAAUGAUGAUGAGUCACAAGGAGUCAUCGUCAUCCAUGAGCUCAGCUAUGAUGAUGAAGAAGGAAAUCCACACGAUGGAGGAGUCGUCCUCCUUUUCUUCCUCCAGCCAGCAAGCAAUGAUGUCAUCCAUGAUGGAGUCCAGCUCCUUCAGCGGCAUGGCAGCUGAGAUGAAGUUUGAGACCAUGUCCAUGUCCAGCAUGUCUUCAAUGGCAUCUGAGUCAUAUGCAAUGAGCUCCAGCAGCCUCACUGAGAUGGCCUCCCACAUGGAGGGAUCCUCAUUUAGAGCCAUUGGUUCUGCUCCCAGGAUCGAGGCUCUGCCGGAGGACAUCAGCAUUGAGCCGGGCAAAGUCCUGACAGUCGCUUGUGCCUUCUCUGGUGACGCCAAACACAUUGAGUGGUCCCGCAGCGGUAAAACCAUCGAGGUGACUGUCGGCGGACGCUUCCACAUAGAGACCACAGAGGACCUGACCACCCUCAUCAUCACCGGAGUUAAGGAGGAAGACGCUGGAAUCUACACCCUCAAACUGUCCAACGAGCUAGGAUCGGACACAGCGAUUGUUCACAUUAGUAUUCGCUCAGUGUAAAAAAAAAAAAAAAUCUAAUCCUCCCCUCUUCCCUACUUCCAUGCCUUUUUAUUUAUUAAUUAAGCGAAUUAAUCUACUUGAUAAAGAUCUGGAUUUCUCUUCUUGUAAAUAUGAACUAUUUUUGUACCAAUCUUGACAUUAAUUUAUGCCAAACUAGACUAAAGUCUAAAGUUGUUAUAAAAUGUGCCAUAUUGGACAAUUAUGACUUAGGAUUUUUGAUCCGUUUUUCUGUGACAUGUACAUAAUGUAUAUAGCCGAAUUUAACGGUUAUGGGAAAUGUAUGCAUUGUUAUUUAUGACAAUAAUAUUAACUGAAACAAAAUGAAACUAAAUGUAGUUUAACAGGAGAAAGUUUCACCAGGAACGAAUACCCUGUUAAACUGAGAAACUAAACUCUGUGCCUCAACGAAAAGUUGAAGUCUUAAGAUUGCCUCAACAGGUGGAGAGGCUCCCUGUUGAUGUUAACUCAAUCAGAGACAAAACUAUGAAUGCACUGCUGGAGAGUGAGAGCAGUGCUGUUACAAUCUAAUGAGAGCGAGAUCCUGAGUGCUGUUUGCAUUUACCCUCAUGUAAGCAGGACGACUGGACCUCGCUCUCUGACUGAUUAUGUCAUACCGCCAUUUUGAUGACAUGCUCACAGUGCGAGCGGCCUGCACUCCCUGAGCACAAAUGUUUCUUUUUUGUUUUGUGCUCUGCUUCUGGCAAACGACCACUCGCUCGGCUCCUCAGUCGUACCAUCAACCUGGCCAAACGAGAGUCCGUCCUGUGCUUGUUUGCAGAGGCAGAGCUGUCUCUUGGAGGUCUGCAGUGUGUUUGUUUGUUAGUUUGUAGAAAUUCACCUGUCAGUCAAGCUGGGCGCCAUCAAGCAGAUGUACCGCAGCCAAAACCAACCGCUGCUGGUGAUGCAGUCACUGAGGACAAAAUGAAGCGUGGUCUUGUGUGUUGCCCCGCACUUUGGUUUGAUUGAAGUUAGAGUUGUAGAGUAGAUUAUUUUUGCAGCCUCCUUGGGUUUUUCUCCAAUUAUUGAUUUAAUAAAGCAUGAUUAUCAGCACUA
This is a messenger RNA of Seriola aureovittata, 92815 nucleotides long. It is a transcript of the gene ttn.2, whose product is annotated as titin, tandem duplicate 2. Lineage: Eukaryota; Metazoa; Chordata; Actinopteri; Carangiformes; Carangidae. Gene Ontology annotation, biological process: protein phosphorylation. The record is from RefSeq and is a predicted model, not a curated record. The transcript has 244 exons. The coding region runs from base 482 to 91762 and encodes 30426 amino acids. Gene Ontology annotation, molecular function: ATP binding; protein kinase activity; protein binding.